AUGUCAACACAGGCGCCAACAUUCACACAGCCGCUGCAGAGCGUCGUAGCACUAGAGGGUAGUGCUGCGACGUUCGAGGCGCAAGUUAGUGGUUCUCCAGUUCCUGAGGUGAGCUGGUUCCGUGAUGGCCAGGUUCUUUCAGCCGCCGCUCUGCCCGGCGUUCAGAUCUCGUUCAGCGAUGGCCGCGCUGUUCUGACGAUCCCCGCUGUGACCGCCGCACACAGCGGGCGCUUCUCUGUCAGAGCGACCAACGGCGCCGGACAGGCCACGAGCACCGCCGAGCUCCUCGUUACAGCGGAGACGGCGCCGCCCAGCUUCCUGCAGAGACUGCAGAGCUCCACAGUGAGGCAGGGCAGCCAGCUCAGGCUGGACGUCAGAGUCGCAGGAAUCCCAACACCUGUGAUCAAGUUCUUCAGAGAGGGAGCCGAGAUCCAGAGCUCGGCCGACUUCAGGAUCGUCCAGGAGGGCGACCUGCACAGUCUGCUGAUCGCCGAGGCUUUCCCCGAGGAUUCUGGGACAUAUUCUGUGACCGCCACCAACAGCAGCGGACGGGCCACGUCCACCGCCGAGCUGCUGGUUCAGGGUGAAGAAGCCGUUCCAGCGAAGAAAACCAAGACCGUGAUUUCAAGCUCUCAGAUUUCUCAGAUUUCUCAGAGCCGUCAGACCAGAGUAGAAAAGAGGAUGGAGGCCAGUUUUCAGGCCUCCUCCAUGAUGGAGAUGCAGGUGGAGGGUGGCGAGCUGAUGCAUCAUCUGGCUCACAAAACUCCCCCCAGAGUUCCUCCCAAACCAACGUCCAAGUCCCCCACUCAGUCCUUGCUGGUGGCCAAGGUGGCCGGAGGACGCCAUCAGUCGCUGUCACCUGUCAGACACGUGAAGGCGCCGACGCCAACACCUGGCAGGCCUAUCUCUCCUUCCAGACUCUCAGUCUCCCCCAUCAGACCAGUUAAGUCCCCAAUCACCACACGUAAGAUGCUGGCCGCUGCUGCUGACGUCCCGCCGCCCUGGAAGCAGGGAGGCCACAUGGCCGAGGCCAGUUACACCAGCAUGGCCAGUAUGGCCAGUAUGACCAGCAUGGCCAGUAUGACCAGCAUGACCAGUAUGACCAGCAUGGCCAGUAUGGCCAGCAUGAGCAGCAGCAGCGUCACCCAGAUGGCCGAGGAGCAGCACACAGUCAAACAGAUGCAGAAGACGCUGAGUCUCCAUCAGAGUGAAACCUUCAGAGACGCUGAAGACGUUUCUAUGGACGCUGAGGGAGGGAAAAGAGCGGGGGCGGUGGCCAAGGUGGUGGCCGCCGUAGACCUGGCUCGCGUCCGUCAGCCCGUGCAUGUGGAGGGCGGUCGAGCUGAAGAGGAAGCGGAGGCCGUAGAGGCGGCGAUGAGGCAACAGGCCGAUCUACAGUAUCAAGAGAGCUGGACAACAGCCGGAGCGCAGGCUGGACAAAUGCUUACUACUGCUCAGGAGUUCACAGCUGAACCCACCCUGCUGCUGCCUCAGAUUCAGAGAACGACAGAAAUCUCCUCCCAUGUGGACACUGGUCUCGCUCCGUCCCCAGUUCCACAUUUCACUGUUUCUAAAGUUUCGGUCCCAAAACGCGAUUCUAGCUACGAGGUUUCCAUCGCCGGCUCGGCUAUCGCCAAUCUGCAGAGAGAGCUUUCCUCGUCCUCUGCCGCCACUCGAAAGAUCAUCAAGACGGUCAAGUCUCCGAGUCCGUCUCGUGCAGCGACGGAGACCAGAGCGAUGGAGUCCGUCCCUCCGCCGUUCAAAGACUCUGAGAAAUAUCAGAGUCAUUUUGGCGCUGAGUUACAGACGGGGGUGGUGUACUCGGGGGGGACGCAGAGCAUGUAUGAGGACUGGGAAGCCCAGGUGGUGGAGGCAGCAGCUGUACCUGCAGCCGGGGAAGGCGUAGUCCCACCAACACUGAUUUCUGGCUUAAAGAACACGAACGUGACUGAAGGAGAGUCGGUGACCGUGGAGUGCCAGAUCAGCGGUCACCCCGACCCCGUCAUCAUGUGGUUCAGAGAGGACUACAAGAUCGAGAGCUCCAUCGAUUUCCAGAUUAGCUACGAGAACGGAUUCGCCCGGCUGGUGAUCCGCGAGGCGUUCGCUGAAGACAGCGGACGCUUCACCUGCACCGCCACUAACGAGGCGGGAACCGUCAGCACCUCCUGCUACCUGCUCGUCCAGGUGUCUGAAGACAUCGAGAGCAGAGAGGAGAUCGCUGUCGUCACCGAACAUGUUGAAACUGCUCAAGAGGAACUAGUAACUGAAGAAACUAAAGAAGAAACCAUAACCCAGAUCAGCGUGUCUGAGUCAGAGGCCGCCGCCGCCGCUCCCUUCUUCAUCAGGAAACCCAGCAUUCAGAGGCUGGUCGAAGGAGGAAGCGUCAUCUUUGAAUGUCAAGUGGGAGGAAGUCCCAAACCACACAUCAUCUGGAAGAAGAGCGGCGUACCGCUCACCACCGGAUACAGAUACAAAGUCGCCUACAACAAAGAGACCGGAGAGUGCAGGCUGGAGAUCUCUAUGACCUUUGCCGAUGACGCCGGAGAAUACGCCGUCUUUGCCAAGAACCAGCUUGGAGAGGUGUCCGCCUCUGCAACUCUGAUGGAAGAAGAGGAAUACGAACUUUACAUGAAGAAACUGGAAGCGGCCUCUAUGGCUGCAGUGACCGUGGUGCAGGAGCCUCAGGUGGGAGACAUUCCCCCCAUCGUUGUUACCACCAUGGAGCAGAUGACCACCACCAUUAUCUCUGGACAGGUAGGAGCAUCAUUAGUUAUGAUGAUGAUGAUGAUGAUGGAUGAAGAAUUCCACCUUUCUGCCAUUGAGCAGAGGAUCAUGCAGGAGAUGGAGCUCCGCAUCAUGAUGAUAACCUACAGAGAGAUAGUGACUGAGGAUGGAGAACUGAUAGUGACAGCUGCCCCCACUGAGGCCGUGCAGCCCGCCUUCGAAACUCCCGUCAAAAACUACAGGAUCAUGGAGGGAAUGGGUGUCACGUUCCACUGCAAGGCGGCUGGCAUGCCCCUCCCCAAGAUCGCUUGGUUCAAAGAUGGCCAGCGUAUCAGAACCAGUGAACGGUACCAGAUGGAGGUUCUUCAGGAUGGACGAGCCAGCCUUCGCCUCGCCGUGGUUCAGGCGGAGGAUGAAGGUGUCUAUACAGCCUUUGCUGCCAACAUGAAGGGAAAUGCAGUCAGCUCUGGAAAGCUCUAUGUGGAGCCUUCUGAAGCUGGAGCACCUCACAGAUACACCCCACAGCCAGCAGUGCAGAGGAUCAGGUCCACAUCUCCUCGUUCUCUGAGCCGCUCUCCUGGACGUUCUUCCAGCCGUUCUCCUGGACGUUCUCCUGCCCGCAGACUGGACGACACAGACGAAGCUCAGCUGGAGAGACUCUACAAACCCGUGUUUGUCAUGAAGCCUUCCUCGUGUAAAUGCUCUGAGGGGCAAACUGCCAGGUUCGAUCUGAAGGUGGUUGGCAGACCGAUGCCUGAAACAUACUGGUUCCACAACGGACAACAAGUGGUUAGUGACUAUAACCACAAGAUAGUGGUUAAAGAGGAUGGUACUCAGUCUCUGAUUAUCGUCCCAGCCAUGCCACACGACUCAGGAGAGUGGACCGUCGUGGCUCAGAACCGAGCUGGACGGUCAACCAUCUCCAUCACUCUCACAGUUGAUGCUAAGGAGACGUUGGUGCGUCCGCAGUUCAUUGAGAAGCUGAAGAACAUCAGUGUGAAGCAGGGAACGCUGGUUGAACUGGCCGUCAGAGCCAUCGGAAACCCGCUGCCUGACAUCGUCUGGCUGAAGAACAGCGACAUCAUCAGCCCACACAAGCACCCACACAUCAAGAUUGAAGGAAAUAGAGGAGAAGCCAAAUUCCAGAUUCCCUCCUCAGCCGGCACAGACAGCGCCUGGUACACAGCGACAGCCAUUAAUAAGGCCGGCAGAGACACCACCCGCUGCAGGGUCAAUAUUGAGGUGGACUACGUGGAGCCCGAACCGGAGAGGAAGCUCAUUAUUCCCAAAGGAACCUACAAAGCCAAAGACAUCGCCCCCCCAGAGGUGGAACCCCUUCAUCUCCGUUACGGUCAGGAUCAGUGGGAGGAAGGAGACCUUUACGACAAAGAGAAGCAACAGAAACCACAGUUCAAGAAGAAGCUGACCUCUGUCCGCAUGAAGCGGUUCGGUCCGGCUCAUUUUGAGUGCAGACUGACUCCCAUCGGUGACCCCACCAUGGUGGUGGAGUGGCUGCAUGACGGCAAACCUCUGGCAGCUGCUAACAGGUUGCGCAUGGUCAAUGAAUUCGGCUACUGCAGCCUUGACUACGAUGCUGCUUACGCUAGAGACAACGGCGUCAUCACCUGCAGAGCUACUAACAACUUUGGAGUCGACCAGACUUCGGCAACCCUGAUCGUCAAGGAUGAGAAGGGUCUCGUUGAGGAGUCUCAGCUCCCUGAAAGCAGGAGGGGAGCACACAGAAUUGAUGAAAUUGAGCGCAUGGCACAUGAAGGUGGACCUUAUGGUGUCACUACUGACGAGGAGACUGAGAAAAUGAAACCUGAGAUCGUCCUCGUACCUGAACCAGUCAGUGUUGUGGAAGGUGAAACGGCCCGAUUCCGCUGCAGAGUGACCGGUUAUCCAUCACCCAAGGUCAACUGGUCCAUCAACGGUCAACUUAUCCGCAAAAGCAAGAGAUACAGACUUCGGUAUGAUGGUAUUUACUACCUGGAGAUUGUUGACGUCAAGUCCUACGAUACAGGAGAGGUCAAGGUGGUUGCAGACAACAACCUGGGCUCGGCCGAGCACACUGUGAAGCUGGAGAUUACCCAGAGAGAGGACUUCAGAACUCAUCUUCGUAAGGCUCCUGAGCCAAAGGCAGCUGAGGCCAUACCUGAAGUUGGAAAAACACCAUUUGAGGUGGUGAAGGUUGAGAAACCUGCAGACGAAGCUCAACUGAAAGAAGUGGUCAAGCUGAAGAAGGUCCAUAGAGUCGUCCAUGAGAAAUCCACGGAGGAGUCGGAUGAGCUGAGGAGCAAGUUCAAACGCAGGACAGAGGAGGGCUAUUUCGAGUCCAUGACUGCAGUGGAGCUCAAGGCACGCAAGAGGGACGAGUCCUACGAAGAUCUGCUGAAGAAGACGAAGGACGAACUGCUUCACCGCGCUAAGGAGAAGGAGGAGGCUGAGAGGAGGGAGGCGGAGAGACAGAAACUUACUGCUACACCACUCAAACCAGAGAGGGUGAAGCUUUCUGCCAGCAUGGAGGCUCCUAAGAUCAUGGAGCGUAUCACCAGCCAGACCGUCGCACAGGGGGACGAAGUGAAGUUCAGAGUCCGAGUCGUCGGCAAACCAGAUCCUGAGUGCCAGUGGUACAAGAACGGCGCUCAGCUGGAGAAGACUGAGCGUGUUUAUUGGUUCUGGCCUGAAGAUCAUGUGUGUGAGCUGGUGAUCAGAGACGUGAUAGCAGAGGACUCUGCUAGCAUCAUGGUUAAAGCUGUGAACAAGGCCGGAGAGACUUCCAGCCAUGCUUUCCUGCUGGUGCAAGCAAAGCAAGUCAUCAGCUUCACACAGAAACUGGUGGACGUCAACGCCAAGGAGAAGGACACCAUGGCUACCUUUGAGUGUGAAACCAACGAACCUUUCGUCAAAGUUAAAUGGUUGAAGAACAAUGUGGAGAUCUUCACUGGAGACAAAUACAGGAUGCACUCUGACAGGAAGGUCCACUUCCUGUCUGUGCUGGUGAUUGGGAUGAAGGAUGAUGCAGAUUACACCUGCCAGGUUAUAGACGACGAUCAGAUCAGGACAACUUCCAAACUUAAUGUUGAAGGAGCCCCGCUGGCGAUAGAGAAGCAGCUGGAGAGCACUGAGGUGCCGGAGACGUACUCUGCAGAGUUUGAGUGUGUGGUGUCUCGUGAGGACUCGGAGGGCAGCUGGUUCUUUGGAGAGAAGCUUCUCUCUGCAAGCAGUAAAUACGUCAUUUCCUCCCGACGUGGACGACACAACCUGUCUGUCAAAGACGUGAAGAAGGAAGACCAAGGAAAAUAUACCUUCAAAGUGGGCGAGCUCAAGACAAGCGCUUCAUUGAAGAUGAAAUUGCGUCCCGUGACGUUGAUGCAGCCUCUGACGGACCUCACCGUGUGCGAGGGCGACAUCGCUCAGAUGGAGCUCAGGUUCUCCCAGGAGAACGUUGAAGGAACCUGGAUGAAGAACGGCCAGCCCAUCGCUGCCUCCAACCGUGUGCAUAUUGUUAUCGACAAACAGAUCCACAAACUCCUGAUUGAAGACACCGUCAAGGAUGACUUUGGGAUGUACUCCUUCGUGGUUCCUGCUCAGGAGAUCUCAACCACAGCCAAGCUGACCAUCCAGGUUAUCAGCAUCCUGACCCCACUGAAGGACACAAGUACUGUUGAGGGCACCAAGACCGUCCUGGAGGCCAAGAUCUCCGCUCAGGACGUCAGCUCGAUUAAAUGGUAUCACAACGACAAACUGCUGGCCGCUAGCGACCGAGUCCAGAUCGUGUCUAAAGGAGCGAAGCAGCGCCUCGUCUUCGUCAGGACCUGCGCCUCCGAUGAGGGACACUACAAGCUGGUGGUUGGCCGGGCCGACACCAGCUGCAAACUGUCUGUUCAGUCCGUUCAGAUCGUGACUCCGAUGAAGAACAUCGAGUGCUCCGAGUCCGAGAACGUCACCUUCGCAGUCGAGGUUUCUCACGCCGGCAUCGAUGCUUUCUGGACCUUCAAAAAGCAGCCGCUCAAAGCCAGCGCCAAGUACAAGAUGGAGUCCAAGAAGAAGCGCCACACCCUGACGGUGGUUCACACCAUGAAGGACGAGGAGGGCGAGUACAUGUUCGCCGCCGGGGAGAAGCAGUGCAGCGGGAAGCUCACCGUGUCAGGUGGCGCUAUCAAGAAGCCUCUGCACGAUAUGAUGGUGGCCGACUCCCAGACCACCGUGCUGGAGUGUGAGGUCGCCAACCCGGCCUCGGAGGGCAAGUGGCUGAAAGACGGAGAGCCCAUCGACUUCAGCGAGAACGUGAUCGGUGAGGUGAACGGUGCCGUCAGACGCCUCGUCAUCGUCAUCACCAAAGCAACCAACAUCGGAGAGUACACGUACCAGGUGGCCAGCUCCAAGACCUCCGCCCACCUGAAGGUUGAAGCUGUGAAGGUGAAGAAGACCCUGAAGAACCUGAAUGUGGUGGAGACCCAGGACGCUGUGUUCAGCCUGGAGCUGACCCACAAGGAUGUGAAGGGAGCACAGUGGGUCAAGAACGGCAUCGAGAUCCCGCCCAGCGAUAAAUGUGAGAUCAUCUCCGACGGCACCGUCCACACCCUGAAGAUCAAGAACUGCACCACACACGAUGAGUCGGUGUAUUCCUUCCGGCUGGGGAAGCUGUCGGCUAACGCCCGGCUCAACGUUGAGACGAUCAAGAUCCUGAAGAAGCCGAAGGACGUGACGUCACUGCUGGGAGCGACGGCCGUGUUCGAGCUGGAGAUCUCUGAGGAAGACAUCCCCAUCAAAUGGAUGUUCAAGAAGACGGAGCUGAAGGAGAACGAGCACUACAAGAUGGUCUCUGAGCACAAGACCCACAAACUGAUGGUCCAGGAUGUGGAAAGCAGCAAGGAGGGAGAGUACACCGCUGUGGUCGGGCACCUCCACUGCAGCGCCCGCCUCACCGUGGAGGCUCUGCGGGUCAGUAAACCCAUGAAGAGCACCGAGGUUCCUGAAACCCACUCGGCCUCGUUCGAGUGUGAAGUUUCUCACUUCAACGCACCGUCCAGCUGGCUGAAGAACGGCGUGGAGAUCGAGAUGAGCGAGAAGUUUAAGAUCGUGGUUCAGGGGAAACUUCACCAGCUGAAGAUCCUGAACACCGGCAGCAGCGACUCCGGAGAGUACAGCUUCGUCUGCGGGAACGACCGAGUCUCCGCCACGCUCACCGUUAACCCGAUCCUCAUCACAACGAUGCUGCAGGACCUGGACGCUCAGGAGAAGGACUUAGUCACCUUCGAGGUGAACGUCAACUACGAAGGAAUCACGUACAAAUGGCUGAAGAACGGCGUCGAGAUCCGCUCCACCGACCGGUGCCAGGCCCGCUGCAAACAGCUGACUCACACUCUGAGCAUCAGGAACGUUCACUUUGGAGACAGCGCUGAGUACAGCUUCAGGGCCGGCUCUGCAGCCACGUCAUCUAAGCUUCAUGUUGAGGCCCGCGUGGUUGAGUUCACCAAACACCUGAGAGACCUGAACAUCACGGAGAAGAAGAGAGCCACCUUUGAAUGUGAAGUUUCUGAACCAAACAUCCAGGUGAUCUGGAUGAAGGACGGUCAGGAGCUGGAGACGUCUGACAGAUAUAAAAUGACUUCAGAUAACUUCACGCACCAGCUGGUUGUGCCGUCGGUCCGCCUGUCUGAUGCCGGAGAAUACGCAGCGGUGGCCGGGUCCAGCAUGUCCAAGGGUCAGCUGGGGGUCGAGGGCCGGGACAUCAGAAUCACAGAACCUCUCAGCAGGGACAUCACAGUCAUUGAGAAGCAAAGAGCGACGUUUGAGUUCGAGGUGGACGAGGACGACGUGGAGGGCCGCUGGAUGAAGAACGGGUCAGAGAUCCAGUUCUCAGUGGAGGAGCGGUUCAGCUACGUCAGCAUCAGGAAGAUGCACCGCCUCACCAUCGCUGAGACUUACCGGAGCGACGCCGGAGAGUUCACCUUCCUAGCCGGCAGGAACCGCAGCUCCAUGAACCUGCACGUCAGACUCCCGGAGCCUCCGAAGAUCGUGCGUCCGAUGGAGUCUCAGACGGUGACGUCGGGGAAGUCGGUCCGCUUCACGGUGAAGGUGAGCGGCGUCCCUCUGCCUCAGGUCUCCUGGUACAAAGACUCUCAGGCUCUGGCCUCCGGAUACAAGUGCAAGUUCCUCCACGAUGAGGACGAGCACACGCUGCUGCUGCUGGAGGUUUUCCCCGAGGACGCCGCCGCCUACAGCUGCAAGGCACACAGCGACUUCGGAGAGGUGUCGAGCUCCGCCUCGCUCACUGUGGAAGUUCCUGAAGUGACUGAAGCAGUUCGUGUUUCUGCUCCGCUCAUCAUCACACCGCUGCAGGACGUCCUGGUUAAAGAGGGAUUCCCCGCGCUGCUGCAGUGCAACGUCUCCGGGGAAGACCUGCAGGUGUCCUGGUUCUCUAAGGACAGAGAAGUCCGGCAGUCAGACAACGUGAGGAUGUCUCACUACGGAGGAACCUGCCAGCUGGAGAUCUCCAAAGUUCUCCCCGAACACGAAGGAGAGUUUUCAUGUCUUGCCACAAACUCGGCAGGAAUGGUGACAUGUGCUGCGACUCUGAAUCUGGAUGCUAAUGAGUGGAGCUCUGAGACUAAACUCAGUCAGAGUUUGGAGGCUGAGAGUCUCCGCUCUGUGUCAGUGGGACAGACAGAGCACAGUGUUGAGUUUACUGAGGCUGUCUCUGAGAGCUCCUCCGUGUGUUGGAGGACGGUUGAGAUUCAGAGUGUGAGCUCGGUGGAGAUGAGCUCUGAGAUCAAACUCUCAUCCAGCCCCAAACUGCUGAUGGAAAUGAGCGACGUCCGCGUGAACAGCGGCGAGAUGGCUGAGUUCAGCUGCUCGUUUGAUGGGCAGCCCUUCACGGCUGUGCUGUGGGAUCAUAAUGGCCUCAGCUUGGUGGACACAGAGCGAGUGAGGAGCUCUCAGAGCGGGGGUUUGUUGUCCCUGGUCAUCCAGGCGGUUGGCGUGGCGGACCAGGGCUUGUAUUGCUGCACCGCCACCAACCAACAUGGCCAGAACAGCUCCUCUGCCCGGCUCACUGUUGAAGCUAAAGAAGCAAAUCUCAAAGCAGAAACCCCCAUCCCUACCGAUUCUGUACGUAAAGUGUCUCAGGCCGACAGGGAGGCCGCGAGAGAUCCGCCCGAACAAGCCAAGCAAGAGGCGGCGGAGAAGCCGGAUCACUCGCCUCCAUCUUCCAAGAGACCUCAGAGCCUCAUCAGCCAGCUGUAUUUCCCUGACGUCAUACCUCACGAUAAGCAAAGCCACAACCUCUCCAGCGGCUCUGACUUCCUGAUUAAACUUCCUCCUGAGCUGCUGGUCAGAAACAAAGCCGGCGGCUCGCUGUAUUGCGUUAUGAACGGAGAUCUCACUCCGUUUGUCAUUUGGCUUUACAACCGGUUGAAUGUUGAGGAUUCGGUGUCUUACUCUCUGAAACAUGACGGCCCCCUGUGCUGUAUGAAUGUUAACAAUGUGGGAACCAGACAAAGGGACUCUUACUCUUGCAAACAUGUGACCUCAGCUGAGGAAGCUGAGUGCAGCACAGUGAUGAAAGUUUCUGCAGUGGAGAAGGAACAGCUGCAGCAGGAAGUCAAAGUCUUCUCUAGCUCUGCCGUCACAGUGGAAGAAGAAAUCCAGGAGUCUUACUACACCAGCCUAAAAUUAUCAGAUAAAACCAGAACACUUGAACUCAAACCAGAGUCCAAACGCUACUCCAGCUCUUUGGAGAAGAAAAAAGAAAAGCCAGUUUUCCUCAGUGAACUUUCUCCAGCAGCUGUGACUGUUGGAGAAACCGCAAUGUUUACGGUCAAAGUGUCCGGUUUCCCAAAGCCGACCGUCCAGUGGUUCCGUAACGGCCAGAAUAUAACCAGCUCAUCUGUGUAUGAAUUCAUUCAGGAGCAGGAUGAGUACAGCUUGGUCAUCAACAGAGUUGACAGAGAGUUUGAAGGACAGUACAGCUGCACUGUCAGCAACAGGUUCGGCCAGUCGACUUGCACUUCUUAUCUGCAUAUUGAGGUGAAGGAACCAGAAAGAGAGGACAAAGCAGACAGGAAGACGUUUGUGCCAACUGGUAAACCUCCAGAGUUCACAAAAACUAUAGAGUCUGUUCAGCUGUCUGAGGGAGGUCAGGCUUUCUUCAGGUACAUUGUGACCGGAGAUCCUCUCCCUGAGAUUCAGUGGCUCAAAGGCAGCUUCCACAUGCAGCCAACCGGGUUCUGUAUCGUUGUGAACAACCCAGAUGGAUCGGGCUUUAUUCAUAUUAAGAGUGUAAAACAGGGGGACAGUGGUGUCUACACCUGUAAGGCCUCCAACCAAUUUGGGGAAGCCACUUGUACCGCUGAGCUGCUGGUGUUCAGAGAGGAAGUUCAGGAAGAAUUAGUUAAGAAAACCACCGGUUUGAAAAUAUCCAUGACCGAACAAACAACCAAAUCCAGAUUAUACCAGGAAAGAAGUCGGUCUGAUCAUUUGAUUUAUACAAUCGGUACUGAAGAAAGGCAGAUUAUUCCCAGUGAGGAGGUAGGAACCCUCAGAGAGCUCGAUGUCUCCGCUGCCUCCAUUCAGCGAGAGCAGGUAACCCACCAGGCAGCAGUGCUGCAGUCUCAUGAGAUACAGGAGAGGGUUUCUUUGGGUCCUAGCCAACCGCAGCAGGUCUCAGCCGUUCCUAUGAAACAGCUUCACAUGACGACUUUCUUAUCUUCAGUCCAGGAGAGACAAAAGAUCACUGAGCAGCAUUCUGAACGCAUCGUCAGCCCAGAAGUAGUCGAACUCGAGUUAGCCAAAGAGCAGGCAGCGAAGCUCAUGUCGGCCACAUCUGAAGAGGUUGUGCCACUCUCCACAGUACGAGCUGAGGCCUUAAUGGACCAGACUCCAGAACAUUUGAAGACCUUCACUGAACCCAGGCAGCUUGUUAGCGGUCACCUAGUAGAGUCUGCUCUACCCAUCCUUGAUGAAACUUCAGUUAUCACCCACAGACCAGAGGAAGAGAAGAGUUUCAGAGUCACAGAGGGGGUUAAAAUCUUAUACUCAGCUCAGUCUACGGGGCAACUGCCGAUCACAGAAAGACAUUCAGAGCCUCUGCCAACUUUAGCAGCAGCUACCAAACCCCUGACAGAGAAAGAGCAACCGAAGCCUAUUGUAGCACCAGUGAGUGAAAGGAGAGUGGUUUUAUCCAAAGAGCAGACUUUUGAAACACAAAGACCAGCACAGGAGAGUAUCACUCCGUACAAAGACAUGCACUAUAAGUUAGCUGUAACCGCCGAAGAGAAGUACGAGCUCCGGGGUGAACAGGCUGGACAGGUGGCAGGUAUAGCAUCUUCCAUGAGUCUGCAGCCUCAGCGAGAGGGAGAAACACUCCUGAAUCUGCAGGUUAUCAGCAAUCAGGACGUUUUACAGUCUGAGUGUAGGUUCAGCAGUGAGAAGCCCCCAUCAGAGCAGGCAGAUUCAAGGAAGAGUCCUGCUUUGUUGCAUUCAGUGACUCAGGAAGAUCAAAGGACUGUGGUUUGUGAGGGAACGUCAGAGUUCUCAGCUAAAAUUAAUGCAGAGUCUGUUCAACCAAAGAAAGAACGACCACCAGCAAAGUACCUCCAGUCAAUUCACUCUGUCUCAGUGUUACCAAAGGAAGGCAUACUCUCAAUCACUAAACCUGACCAGCAGGUGAUAACGCAGAAGCAGGAAAAGUUUAGGAGGCAUGCAGCCACCUCAGAGGAGAGAAGGGAGAUCAUAGCUGACUCCUACAAAGAUGUGGAUGCGUCGGUGACCGGGGUUCAGUCACAGCUUCGAACUGAACCCAGGCCUUUGAGCAUCCUCACAACCUCCACACAGCCUUUGCAGCUGCCAAAGGAGAUGCCUUUCAUCACAGACGCCAAGCAGCAGCGAGCCCUUGUCCAGAAAGAGGAUUACUGGAAUAUCAUGCAUUCAGUGAAUGUCACAGACUCUCAGACUCUGGAGGAGGGUCACACCACCAGCCUCAAAACUGAUGAAAAAUUAAAGCCAGAGAUGAAAAUUGAGCCAAAGAUACCAAAAAGGCCUAUUUACAUAGAAGAGAAGGCAGUUGCUACUGAAGGCUGUACUGUCUUAGAAGCUGCUGAGCAGGACUUUGCAGUCCAAAUCCAGGAGGGCCAGUCAGUUAGACAGUCAGUGCUGCUAGAAGAGAAACAGGUCAUUAUUGGAGAGCAGUCCAGUGAGAUACAUACAUCUGAGAGCUCAACUGUUACCUUCAUGACCCAGCCAAAAGGAGUUAUGUUUGUCCACGAGUCUCUGGAGUCACAGACUCUACCCAAGGAACUCAACUUUGUCAUUCAGAUCCCCAAACCAUCGAGUCUGAAUAUACGGCAUCAACUCAGAGAUGCUCUUCAAUCUGCUGUGGCAAGUGAGCAGCCGGUGUUACUGGCUGAUGUUGUAGGAAGGUUCGAUGUGGUGGAGGUACAGGAAGUGAAGGUUCAGAGAGAACCCAAACAUGUCACACAUACUUACCUGAUCACAACACCUGGUGCCCCCAUGGAGAUCACACUGUCUUUUGAGGGUAAAUACCCCCAGACGGCUGACCUCAGGUCAGAGCUCCAGGUAGCUCUGCAUGCUAUGGUAUCCCAGGAGCAGCAAAGUCUUACAUCAGAGCUACCAGGCACCAUGCAGAUAGACAAGCCUCAGAAAGCUCUGAUCAGCUCUGCGCUUUCCAAAGAGGUGUUGUCAUCCGUGGUGGACACAGUAACGGUAGCAGAGAGUGCAGUCAGGGUUCCUGCUAGUGUCUAUCAAUCUGCUGAUAUCAAGAUGGAGGCUAGUGCUUCCUUCCAAAGUGCAACAGUUCAAACUCGGUCAGAGAUUCAUGAGUCUAAGCAGAUCAGCAGGAAGACAGUGAGGUCAGAGAGGAACGCUGCUGCUCCUGAAGUGACCGCCACAGUGCCUGAGGGCAAGGUUCCUGUUGAGCAACAUGUGGACAUUUCUGUCCACAGAGAAACCAGAGAGGAGUAUCUUUCAGAGGCAGUUAUGAUCAGUGAGUCCUCAGACAGUUUGGUAGAUUAUCCUGUUGUUGUUGAUGCUUUGGAAGAUCUUUGUACAGAGGCAAAUAGCAAGGCUGUAUUUACUACCACCAUAAAGUAUGCAACAAAAGUCAACUGGUUUUUCAAAGGACAACUGGUGAAAUCUGGCAAAGAGUUCAAGUGUUCUAAAGAUAAUGAGACAUACACACUAAUUAUCGACAAAGUUGUCAAGGAGAAACAUCAAGGAGAGUAUGUCUGUGAGGCUGAGAAUGAGGCUGGCAAGACUACAGCGUCUACAAGACUCAAAGUGGUCUCAAGAGUGAAACCUGUGUUCAGGCACAAAAUUGUCCCUGUGGAGAUCAAUGUUGGAAGCCCUGCAGUGUUUGAAUGUGAAACUGAAGACGCCCCAAAUGUGGUCUUCAAGUGGUUCAAAGAUGGGCAAUCCAUCAAAGAUGGUGAUAAAUGCAGGAUUAUGAGUCGUGUCAGCACUUCCUCUCUGGAGCUGCUGAGCCCAAACAAAGAUGACAGUGGGGAAUACUCUUGCAAGGCAUCCAAUCAGCAUGGCAGUGAUGAGUGCUCCGCCUCUCUCAGAGUGACAGAACAAUUCCCUCCUGACUUUAUAACUAAGCCUGACCCUCAAACUGUAUAUGUUGGAAAGAGGGCAGUGAUACAGUGUGUAAUAACAGGAUCUGCUCCUCUGAAUGUUGCCUGGCUCAAAGACAGCCAAGCCAUAACCAAAGAGCAGACACACUACCAGACGUUGUGUGAAAAGAAUAAACACACUCUUGAGAUAACCAAACUUGAGCCAGCUGACCGUGGCCUUUACGUCUGCAAGUUGUCCAACAAUGUUGGGACAGCUGAGUGCAGCAUGGAGCUGAAUGUUAUUGAAAAGCCCAACUUCGUAAAGCCCCUGGGUCAGGUUGCUGCUGUGGUUGGGGCUCCUCUACACCUGGAGUGUCAGGUGGACGAGGACACUGGAGUUACUGUCACCUGGACCAGAGAUGGUCGAAAGGUCCACCAGUCUCCGGACUGUAAACUGUCUUUUGAGGAUAAGACGGUUACUCUUGAUAUCCUAAAGACCACCCAGAAAGAUUGGGGCAAUUAUAUAUGUACGGUGACAAAUGAAGCUGGGAGUGCAACUUGUUCCACCUCGGUGAAGGUCCAAGAGCCACCAGUCUUUGUUAAGAGGCUGGAAGCCACCACAGUUUGGAAGCAAGGCAGUACCACACGCCUGCAAUGCACCAUCAAAGGAUCUCCUGAACUUCACACUACCUGGUUCUUUAAUAACAAGCAGCUGUCUGCUGGUGGCAGAUAUGACAUCAGUCUGAAGGAUGGUCUUGCCACUCUUGAGAUACAGGAUGUCACAUUGAGUGACAGUGGAAACUACACCUGUGAGGUUCUCAAUGAGUCUGGGUGUGAAAGCUGCAGCUCUAAUGUUUCAGUAAAAGAACCACCAUCUUUCAGAAAGGAGUUGCCCUCUGUAGAGGCAGUUAGAGGAUCUGUAACUGUGUUGGAAUAUGAGAUCACAGGGUCUGCACCAUUCAAGGUAGCCUGGAAAAAGAAUAAGAAACCCCUGCCCACAGAUAAGAAAUACCGAGUUGUGUCACAGGGAUCCCUGGCCUCUCUGGAGAUCAGGUCUUUUGAGAGCGGUGACGCUGGUGAAUACGAAUGUGUCGUAUCAAAUGAGGUCGGGUCAGUAACCUCAAAGUCUGUAGCUAAACAAAAAGAAGCACCUAUGUUCUCAAAGAGGAUUGAGAGUGCCACUGCAGUGUUGGGAAGCACAGUGAAAGUACAGGGAGUGAUAAAAGGCUCAGCUCCCAUCACUGUCAAAUGGAUGAAGGACUCUCAGUUGCUGAGAGAUGAUGAUCCAAAUGUCAAAAUGACAUUUGAGAACAACAUCGCCAGCAUUUCCUUCUCAUCUGUUGAGACAAAGCAUAGUGGCAAGUAUACUUGUCUGGCAGAAAAUGAGGCAGGACAACAGAAAUGUGAAGCUGUCAUGACAAUUCAAGAACCUGCUAGGAUCUUAGAGAAAGCUGCGUCCAUCAGUAUAACAGCAGGGGACUCUGCCACGCUGGAGUGCAUACUCUCUGGAACCCCAGAACUCAAAGUGAAAUGGUUUAAAGACGACAAGGAGAUGAUCAGUGGCCGCAAAUAUAAAAUGACAGUGAAGGAAAACACUGCCACCCUAAAGAUUCUGGCAGCAGAUAAAGGAGACACUUCAGAGUACAAGAUGGAGGUGUCCAAUAAAGUUGGAAAAGACCAGUGCACCUGCUCAGUCACUGUUAUCGACCGAGCAGUUCCACCAACCUUCAGCAGACCUCUAAAGAAAGUGGAUGCAAAUAUUGGUAGUAACGUUACCUUGGAGUGCAGAGUUGCUGGAUCUCAGCCGAUGGUUGUUUCUUGGUACAAAGCUGAUAAAGAACUCCACAGUGAUGGCAAAUAUAAGCUUGAUUUCAGUGAGAGCAAAGCCUCUGUGAUGAUAACCAGCCUGGAGCAGAGUGAUGGUGGAGUUUAUACGUGCCGGGCUUCUAAUGAUGCCGGGCAUAAAGAGACCAGUGGUACUUUAUCCAUUAAAGAGCCUCCAGUCUUCACAGUGACACCUGAAUCACAUGACACUUCACCAGGAUCAAAUGUUGUCUUAAAAUCAGCCUUUUCAGGAUCGGCUCCUCUGGUUGUUAAAUGGUUCAAUGAGGAGAAAGAGCUUUUCACUGGUGGAAGAUGUUUCAUAAAGAAAGAUGCCUCUUCAAGCUCCUUGGAGCUUCACUCUGUGAAACCCAGUGACUCGGCUAAAUACACAUGCCAAGUAUCCAAUGAUGCUGGGAAGGUGGAUUGCACUGCCGACCUCUUUGUGAAAGAAUCUCCAACAUUUACAAUGAAGCUCGAGCCUUCACAGCUGCUGAAAACCGGACAGCCUCUGAAGCUGUCCUGCAAAGUGCACGGCACCCCCGUUAUUAGCAUCACAUGGUUUAAAAAUGGGGAAGAAAUAAGUUCAGACCACAGACACACGAUGUGUUUCGACAGCUCGAUAGCGACUCUGGAGGUGGAGGAUUGUUCUGUAGAGGAUAGUGGAGAUUACAUCUGUGUGGCGUCCAGCGAGGCCGGCACAGACAAGUGUAGCAGCUCAGUUAUGGUGAAAGCGCCUCCAAUAUUUCUGAGGUCUUUUGAAUCAGCUGAGAUUGUAAAAGGAUCCAACAUUAUCUUAGAGGGAGUCGUUUCAGGCUCUGCUCCAUUUGAAAUAACUUGCUUCCUCAAUGAAAAGCAGAUCAGAAACGACACAAGGCGUUUGAUCAGUGUGGAGAACGACACGGUCACUCUGCAGAUCUCAAACUUUGAGAGUGGAGAUGAUGGGAUGUACCAGGUCACUGUUGCAAAUGAUGUUGGAGAGACAUCUUGUUCUUGCCAGAUUUCACUGAAAGAACCACCAACAUUUGUUCAGAGACUAGAGGAUAUGAGCUGUCUGCUGGGCUCUGAGAUCUCUAUGAAGUGUUUGUUGUCUGGGUCACUUCCCAUGACUUUCUCCUGGAUCAAGGAUGAUCACGAGCUCACAGAGAGUGAGCACAUAAAGAUGUCCUUUGAAACCAAAAGUGCUGUGUUGAAUUUGAAAAAAGCUCAAUUAUCACACAGCGGGAAAUAUUUCUGUGAGGCCCAGAACAAAGCCGGGACUCAGCGCUGUGCUGCUGUGCUCGUUGUCACAGAGCCAGCAAAUAUUUUAGAACAUGCAAAGUCCAUCAGUGUGACCCAGGGCGACCCGGCCAGGCUGCUAUGCAGAUUCUCAGGCACCAAACCACUCAAGUCCAGAUGGAUGAAGGCGGGAAAGGAGCUGACCUCAGGCCAGAGAUACAAAGUAGAGCGCACAGACACCAGCUCUGUGCUCAAGAUUAUUAAAACAGAGAAAAAAGAUAGUGGUGAAUACACCUUUGAGGUUUCAAAUGAAUCUGGGUGCAGUUCCUGUGAGGCAGCAGUUACUGUCUUAGAUCAAAUAAUCAAACCAACUUUUACAAGAGAACUGAAGGAGACAGAAGGUAUCAAAGGAUCUUUCGUUGAUCUUGAGUGUCUUGUAUCCGGCACGCUGCCGAUGGUGAUACAGUGGUACAAAGAUGACAAACAGAUCCAGACUGAUGAGAAACACAAAUGCUCGUUCUUUGAAAAUGUUGCUUUUCUGGAGAUCAGUCGUCUGGACAGUAAAGACGGUGGAAACUAUUCCUGCAUGGCUACAAACAAAGCAGGAUCUGUCCAGUGCUCUGGGAGGUUAUGUGUUAAAGAACCACCAUGCAUACUUGAAAAGCCUGAAUCCAUGAAUGUUCUGCCUGGCUCAAAGGUUAAGUUAAACGUUUGUGUCUCCGGCACACCACCGAUGACCGUCCGGUGGUUUAAAAACAAGAAAGAGAUUUUAUCCAGCGCAGACUGCUCUGUGAUCAGAGACAACACCUCAAGCUCACUGGAGCUCUUCUUUGCCAAAGUCUUUGAUUCUGGAGUCUAUAUCUGUGAAGUUCAGAAUGAUGUUGGCUCCACUUCAUGCCAGGCAACACUCUUUGUAAAAGAGCCUCCCUUUUUCAUUGAGAAACCUAAAGGUGUUGCAUUAGUGAAAGUAGGAGACAGUCAUGUGUUUAAGUGCAAGGUUGCUGGUACUCCAGAGAUCUCUGUGCAAUGGUUCAGAGACGGAGCCGAGAUUCACCAGAGUGACAAACACAAAAUGUUGUUUUUCAACUCUGUUGCCAACUUAGAGAUUUGUCAAGUUUGUGAAAAUGACAGCGGGAAAUACUUCUGUGAGGCCCGCAGUGAAGCAGGCUCAGAGAGUUGCACUGUUGAGCUAGAAGUUAAAGAGCCUCCUUCGUUUGUUGAUUGGAUGACGUCUCUUGAGGUUGUUAAAGGUUCGACAGCAACGUUUGCUUGUCGAGUGGCAGGAAGUGCUCCCUUUAAGGUUGCAUGGUUCAAAGAUAAAAAGCCAGUCAAAUCCAGUCAGAAGUAUUUUAUAGUUGAGAGUGAAAAUGUCAUCUUGAAAAUCCAGGACUGUGAAGUACAGGAUGUUGGUAGUUAUCAGUGUGUGGUUUCCAAUGAGGUUGGAAGCUGCUCUGACUCUGCAGCUUUAUCCAUGAAAGUCCCUCCGACAUUUAUCAAGAAGAUAGAAAAUGUCUCCAGUGUUCGGGGAGAUGUUGCAGUCUUUUGCUGCAGCGUGGAAGGUUCUGCGCCUCUUUCUGUACAAUGGCAAAAAGAUGAGAAUUGGAUCUCAGAGGAUCCAAAGAUUGAGAGAAGAUUUGAGAACAAUGUGGCCACUCUGAGAAUUCCUGCCUGUGAGGCGAACCAUGGCGGGAAAUACACUUGCCAGGUGGUAAACGAGGCUGGGCAGGACAAAUGCUUUGCCACCCUCACAGUGCAAGAACCACCUAUGAUCCAAGAGAAGCCAGACGUAGUCAAAGUGACUUGUGGAGAUCCAGUUAGUCUUGAGUGCAGAGUAACUGGAACUCCUGCAGUUGUUGUAAGGUGGAGCAGAGAUGGCAAAGAGCUCCAGUCAAGUAGAAAAUAUAAUCUUUGCUACGAGAACAACCUCAGCAGUCUGAACAUUCAGUCGUCUCAACUGGAAGACAGCGGAGAAUACCUGCUAGAAGCCACAAACUCUGUUGGAAGCUGUAGUUGUAAAGUCAAGCUGGUUGUUUUAGAAGGCAUAAUUCCUCCAACAUUCAUGAGGAAACUAACAAAUAUACAAGCAACUAUGGGUUCAGUGGUUACAAUGGAGUGCAAAGUGGCUGGUUCUCUUCCAAUAUCAGUUGAAUGGAACAAAGGAAAACAAAAGAUCACCAAGAGCUCCAAGUAUAAACUCCUGCACACUGAAAACACAGUCUCGCUUGAGUUGAAGCUGACUGAGAGUACUGAUACAGGAGAGUAUUCCUGUAAAGUUACCAACAAAGCAGGCAGCGUUGUGUGUUACGGAGUUCUUACAGCUCAAGUGCCACCAACGUUUGUAUCUGAGCCUGAGUCUCAGGUUGUUGUUCCAAAGUCUACUGUACUCUUCAGGAGUGUCUUUGAGGGAACGCCUCCAUUUACAGUGAAAUGGUUCAAGGAUGAUGUCGAACACAUCACUGGGCUGUUGUGUACAAUAAGACUGGAGAAAUAUUCUUCCUCUUUAGAGCUUUCCUCAGUUGGGACUCUGCACAGUGGGAUUUAUUCUUGCCAAGUUAGCAACGUAGCAGGCACAGUGAAAAGUACCGCAGAGUUGUUGGUGACAGAACCUCCUCAGUUUGUCCUGAAACUGCCUCCGAAUACCUUUGUGAAGCAGCGUGAAGGACUCCGUCUCGAGUGCAAGGCCACCAGCGCACGUUCACUGAAUAUGUGCUGGUACAAAAAUGACCAAAAGAUAACUGACGGAGGAAACUAUAAAACAAUGUUUGUUGACUCGUCUGCAUACCUGCAGCUGAGCAGCUCAAGGUUUGAGGAUAACGCCGUCUACACAUGUGAGGCACAUAAUGAUGCUGGCAGUGCGAGCUGCAGCACCGUGCUCUCGGUCCAAGAGUCCCCAUCCUUUAUAAAAACUCCAAACCCAGUGGAGGGCAUUAUUGGGAAAGAUGCCAGCCUGCACUGUGAGAUGUAUGGCUCUUCACCUUUCCAGGUGAACUGGUACAAAGACAAAAGGCCACUGAAGGAGAGCAGGAAAUAUAAGAUGGUCAGUGAGGGCAGCUCCGCCUCGCUCCACGUAAUGAAACUGGAGCAAGAAGAUGCCGGUCUUUAUGAGUGCAGGGUUUCAAACAAUGUAGGAAGUGAGCAGUGCCGCGCUGCCAUUAGCCUGAAAGAACAACCAGCUUUUGUCAAGAGACUGGUCGACCAGUCUGUGAGAGUCGGUCAACAGCUGAACCUGACAGCAACAGUUAAAGGCUCCGAGCCUCUGACUGUGUCCUGGGUUCAGGACAAAGAUCACGUUCUCCGAGACGGUGAAAAUAGGAAAAUCACCUUUGAGAACAGUGUGGUCACCCUUGUAGUGCCCAAGGCUGACUCAACCACAGCUGGUACAUACACCUGCCAGCUGAGGAACGACUCUGGAGUUGUGGAGUGUGUCUCCCAAGUGACAGUUCUAGAACCUGCUGCUAUUGUGGAUAGCCCCGAGACUUUGAACGUGAAGUCAGGAGAGAAUGCAUCUCUUGAAGUCACAGUAUCUGGGUCGUCAGAGCUUAAAACUAAGUGGUUCAAGGAUAACAAAGAUCUCGCUGCUGGCGCCAAGUAUCAGAUGUCCUUCUCAAAGAAGGUUGCCACCCUGAAGAUUCGGUCCGCUGAUAAAGCAGACGCUGGAGAAUACAAGCUAGAGGUUACAAACCAUGUAGGGGCAGCCUCUUGUAAAACUAUGCUCUCUGUCUCAGAUAAGUUGAUUCCACCAAGUUUCAUAAGGAAGCUGAGAGACACUCACCUUGUUACGGCUAAGCCGGGUGAGAUGGAGUGUAAGGUCGCUGGCUCUGCUCCUUUAACCAUUUCCUGGUUCCACAAUGCCCAGGAGAUCAAGAGUGGCCCAAACUAUGACAUUAGCUGCUCUGGUAAUAACUGCAAACUGAGACUUCCAACAGUCACAAUGUCAGAUUCUGGCAAGUACACAUGCAAAGCUGUAAAUACUGCAGGAGCCAGCGAAACCAGUGCUUCAAUAAUGGUGACAGAACCUCCAUCUUUUGUGGAAACGCCCGAGACGAAGGAAACAUUGCCCGGCCAAAACGUGUCUUUCUCAGCUAGAGUGAAAGGUAGUGCCCCCCUGAAAGUCAAAUGGUUCAGGGGAGCCAAGGAAAUGCAGCACGGAAGAGGCUGUGAGAUCGCCCUGAAGGACGAUGUCGCCACUUUGGUUCUUCACAGGGUGGAAAACUCCCACGCUGGCGAGUACACCUGCCAGAUCAUUAACGGAGCAGGGAAGGAAAGCUGCCCAGUUCUCCUGUUUGUUAAAGAACCAGUCCACUUUGUGAGGAAGCUGAAGGACAUUUCAUCUGAAAAGAGCAAACCUCUGAGGCUCGAGGUCACAUUCGCUGGAACACCGGUGAUAAAUGUGACCUGGAAGAAGGACGGUCAACUCAUCUGGGCUUCAUAUAAGUACAAUGUGAUUACCACAGACACCUCCUGCAUUCUGGAGGUUCUUAACUCUGACAGGAUGGAAGCAGCCGGCAGAUACUCUUGUGAAGUCAACAACGGAGUCGGAACUGACGUUUGCGAUGCAGAAGUUUCUAUUCUAGAACGACCGUACUUUAUUGAAAAGAUGGAGCCGGUGGAGGUAACUAUGGGCGACGCGGUGACCCUGAAAUGCUGUAUUUCGGGAACUCCUGAUAUAUCUGUAGCUUGGUUUAAAGCUGACGGGAAGCUGCGCACAUCCAACACUUGCUCAAUGGACUUCUCAAAUGGCGUUUCCACUUUGAAAUUGAUCAAAACGACCAAGUUUGAUCACGGCGAGUACAUCUGCAAGGCCGAGAACCGGGUCGGUUCAGCCUGCGCCAGCUGUACCGUGACGGUGAAAGAACCUGUGCGCUUUAUCAGGAAGCUGGAAGACACGACUUUCAUAGUCGGUCAACCGCUGAAACUAGUCUGUACGUACGCCGGCAGCCAGAGGGUCUACGUCACGUGGAAAAAGGACGGGAAGCUGAUUUGGGCUUCCUAUCAGUAUAAUGUUAAAACUACAGAUUCAACCUGCAUUCUGGAGGUCCUCAACAGCGACAGGCCGGAAGCAGCUGGAACUUACUCUUGUGAAAUUUGCAACGGAGCUGGGACUGACGUCUGCCAAGCUAACGUCAGCCUAGUAUUGCUACUCUCAGAGCCGGUGCGCUUCAUGAAAAAGCUGGAAGACACGUAUUUCAGACUCCGUGAACCUUUGACUCUCAAAUGCACGUACGCUGGUAGCCAGAGAGUACACGUGACCUGGAAGAAGGAUGGCAAACCGAUCUGGGCUUCAUACAAGUACAACGUCCAGACAACCGAAGAUACCUGCAUCUUAGAAGUCCUCAACAGUGACCGAGAAGAAGCCGUCGGAAAAUACACAUGUGAAAUUUCUAACGCUGGAGGAAUCGAUAUCUGCCAUGCUAAUGUCAAACUAGAACCUGUCGGCUUUGUGCAAAAAUUGAGAAACACCUUCUAUAAAAUGGGCCACCCUUUGACUCUGGAGUGCACGUUCACCGGCAGCCAGAGGAUUUAUGUCAGCUGGGUGAAGGAUGGCAAACCCAUCUGGGCGUCAUACAAAUACAACGUCAUAACGACCAACUUCUCCAGCACCCUGGAAGUUCUCAACAGUGACGGUCAGCAAGCCGUCGGGAAAUACUCGUGUGAGGUUUCCAAUUCAGAGGGCACUGACAUCUGCCAUGCUCUGGUUAAGAUAGAACCCGUGCGAUUUGUGAAACAGCUGGAAGACAGAACCUUUAGGGUCGGCCAGCCUCUGAGGCUUCAGGUCACGUACACAGGCAGCAAGCAUGUGUAUGUGAGCUGGACUAAAGAUGGCAAACCGAUCUGGGCUUCGUAUAAGUACAACGUUAAGAUCACAGACGGCUGCUGUGUCUUGGAGAUUCUCAAUAGUGACAAAGAAGAAGCUGCUGGGAAAUAUUCAUGUGAAAUAUCCAAUGCUAGUAGCUCUGCUAUCUGCCACGCUAACGUCAGACUAGGAACAGAGCGCACGGUCCCUCCAAACUUCACCAAGAAGCCAUCUGAGACCAUGAUGGACUCAGUGGGUAAGUUGGUGAAGAUAGAGGGUCGGGUUUCUGGCUCCCAGCCAAUGAACGUCACCUGGUCCAAGGACAACAGCGAGAUCCACAGCUCUGACAAAUACGACAUCAGCUUCAAGAACAACUUGGCCGUGCUGGGUAUCAAAGGCUCUGCCACCUCCGACGGCGGAGUCUACUCCUGCGAGGCCUCCAACGAAGCCGGCAAAGCUUCAUGUCGGGUUUCUCUCACCAUCUCAGAAACUGGGCUGGCUCCUAAAUUUGAUGUUGUUCUGCAACCGGUGACGAUGAAUGAAGGAGAUAAACUGAGCCUUAAAUGCCACGUUAAAGGUUCUUCACCAAUUAAGAUCAAUUGGAUGAAGGACAGGAGAGAGCUGAAGUCCAGCGGAGACACUAGAAUCACGUUUGUGGACGGGACCGCCUGCCUGCAGGUCAGCAACAUCUCAAAGACCGAUGGUGGAGAUUAUCUCUGCAAGGCCAGCAAUGCUACUGGCAGCGACUUCUGCAAGGCCAAGGUCUCCGUGAAAGUGAAGGCGGCUCCCAGCGAGGCGCCUGCAGCUGCAGCCAAAAGGCUCGACAACCUUUACUUCAUCGAGGAACCCAAAAAUGUUUCUGUCACAGAGAAGGGAACCGCCACCUUCAUCGCCAAGAUCGGAGGAGACCCGAUCCCCAGCGUGAAGUGGAUGAAGGGUAAAUGGAGGCAGGUCACCCCCGGCGGUCGCAUCACUAUCGAGCACAAAGGCGAGAAUGCCAAGCUGGAGAUCAAAGAGGUGACCAAGUCGGACUCGGGUCAGUACAGAUGCGUCGCCACCAACAAGCACGGAGAGAUCGAGAGCAGCGCCGACAUGGACGUCGCCAAGAAGGAGGAAGAGGAAGGAAUCGGAGACAUCAGGACCAGGCUGAAGAAGACUCCCUCAAAGCAGAAGAGCCCAAAGAAAGACGGAGAGGUUAAUAUAGUGGAACUUCUCAGAGGUCACGACCCCAAAGAUUACGAACGGAUCCUAACAGAACAUAACAUCCACGACUACCGGGCCAUCCUGCAGGCCGUGGAGUUCCUGAAGAGGGAGAGAGAGAUGGAGACGGGACGACCGACACUGGAUCAGUUCCUGGAUCAGUUCCUGGAUCAGAUCCUGGAUCAGAUCCUGGAUCAGACCCUGGAUCAGUUCCUGGAUCAGUUCCUGGAUCAGAUCCUGGAUCAGACCCUGGAUCAGUUCCUGGAUCAGUUCCUGGAUCAGACCCUGGAUCAGUUCCUGGAUCAGUUCCUGGAUCAGACCCUGGAUCAGUUCCUGGAUCAGUUCCUGGAUCAGACCCUGGAUCAGUUCCUGGAUCAGUUCCUGGAGACGGAGCACGGCGGGCGCGUUGAAGAGGAGGACAUGGCCCGGUUCAUCCAGCAGCUGGACUCACGGGUCGGCACAGAGCCCGUCUCCGUGAUCGAUGACAUCACCGAUCAGACGGCUCCGGAGAACCAGACGGCCACCUUUGAGUGCGAGCUCAGGAUCAACUACCCAGAGAUCACUCUGACCUGGUACAAGGGAACCCAGAAACUAGACAACAGCAGCAAGUAUGACAUCAGCAGCGUGGGCGACCGCCACUUCCUGAAGAUCAAGAGCUGCCAGUCCAAAGACCAGGGCAACUACCGGGUCGUGUGCGGUCCGCACAUCUCCAACGCCAAGCUCACCGUCACAGGUAAGAGUGUUCGGAUGUCCGCCUGUCUGCUGGACGCCUGUCUGUACGUCUUCAGUGAGUCUUACUGCACACAUAAAAACAUCAUGAACCAAACAAACACUGUUAUAACGGAACAUGAAUGAAUCAAAGCUAACUCUGAUUAUCUGGUUUUAGACCAAAUUCAGUUCACUAAACGCAUCCGAAGCAUCGAGGUCAAUGAACGCUCCUCGGCCAUCUUCGAGUGCGAGUUGUCCUUCGACAACGCCAUCGUCACAUGGUACAAAGAGUCAUGGGAGCUUAGAGAGAGCCCAAAAUAUAACUUCAGGACCGAAGGCCGACGGCAUUUUAUGACCAUCUGCAACGUAACCGCAGAGGACGAAGGCGUUUACUCAGUGAUCGCUCGCAUGGAGCCGAUGGGAGAAGCUCGCAGCACCGCUGAGCUUUACCUGUCAGGCAAAGAGAUUGGGUUAGGAAAGGUUCCUGAAGACGUCCCCGACGCGUCAGUUCAGGUUCCUGAAAGCGCUUCCAUGGUUAUUCAGAGAGAUUCGUCAGAUUUUUAUCACUAUGAAGAAAGAACCGAAGUUACAGCGUUCACCAGUCUGACCGUUGAAGAAGAGACAGUCUCUGUUCGGUACUCUUCUGUCCCAGAAGAGAAAAAACCUGUUGAAGAAAUUAUUGAGAAAAGAGAAAUCCCUGAAGUUCCUGAGGUUCACAGGAGACCGGAGCAGAAACCCUCUGAGCCUGCAGCUCCAGUCAAAGAACCGCCAAUAUACACCAAACCAGUACCAGAACCAGAGGUAGUGACCGUCCCUGAAAAGGUCACUCCAGAACCGUAUCAACCUAAACCAUCAACAGAGCCGAAAACGGUUCCUCCGGAGCCUAAAGCGCCUCAGAAAGUGGCCAAAAUUAAGCCUGAAGCUGAAAAGCCUAAAGUUGAAGCUGCCAAGAAAAAACCAGAAGCUCCGAAAGUGCAAGAUGUGCUCAGACCAGAGGAACCAGUGAUUCAACCAUCUGCACCAAAGGUUCCUCCACCCAAGGCUGCUGCUUUUCCAACUACAGAACCAAGACCUUCUGGAGCUGUUACUGAACAACCAAGAAAACCACAUCUGCAGGCUAGUAAAACUGAGCCAGAUGCACCAAAGUAUACUCCUGAAUCAGAACCAUCAGAACCAAAGAAAAUGGUGGAGGAAACUAAGAGGGUUCCUGAACCACCAAAGAAGAUGACAGAAGAACCCAAGAAGGUAGUGGAAGAAAUAAAGAAAACUCCAGAGGCACCAGAGAAGAUUCAAGUAGUUCCAAAGAGGGUUCCUGACUUGAAGAAGGCUCCAGAAGAACCAAAGAAGGCUCCAGAAGCACCAAAGAAGUCUCCAGAAGAACCAAAGAGGGCUCCAGAAGCACAAAAGAAGGCUCCAGAAGAACCAAAGAAGGCUCCAGAAGCACCAAAGAAGGCUCCAGAAGAACCAAAGAAGGCUCCAGGAGCACAAAAGAAGGCUCCAGAAGAACCAAAGAGGGCUCCAGAAGAACCAAAGAAGGCUCCAGAAGCACUAAAGAGGGCUCCAGAAGCACAAAAGAAGGCUCCAGAGGCACCAAAGAAGGCUCCAGAAGAACCAAAGAAGGCUCCAGAAGAACCAAAGAAGGCUCCAGAGGCACCAAAGAAGGCUCCAGAAGAACCAAAGAAGGCUCCAGAGGCACCAAUGAAGGCUCCAGAAGCACCAAAGAAGGCUCCAGAAGAGCCAAAGAAGGCUCCAGAAGAACCAAAGAAGGCUCCAGAGACUUCAGUAUCAGUAAAAGGGGAACCAGUGCCAGACCUCCGAGCACCAACACCACCACAAGAUUCAGAAAGACCAAAACAAAUUCUUCAGGCUAAAGAGCCUCAACAACAAGUUCUCCUGAAGACCGAGCUAAAGGAAACAGUAGCGGUUGAAGACAGAAGAAAGUCUUCUCUGAAGAAGAGCCAUGGAGAAAAGAUCUUUGUGGCAGAAAUGGUUGAACAAGAGGACGUCAGGACAGAAAGAACAGUUGAGCUCUGGGAGUCGAGUACAAGAGAAGAAACCACUUUGAAAAGGGAGAUGAGACAACAGAUGGCUGUUGAAAAGGAAGAUGAGGAGGUUCCUACAUGGGAAGAUAGUGAAGAUCAGGAGGCUGAAGAUGCUGAGCCACUUGAGGAAACUGAGUCAGAGUACAUAGAAUAUGAGGCUGAAACACUGGAGGACAUUAAACCUCUUGAUAGAGAAGAGAAAGCUGUGUACCAGAAAGUAGAGUCAUCAUCUCUCAGGUCUGACAUUCCACUUCUGGAAGAAGCUUCCUGUCUUCCAUCAAAGCGAGAUAUCGCAGCUCCACCUGAAACGACUCAUCCAACAAAGACAGAGGUUUCUGCUCUUGAGACUGUGGUCCGACCAAAAGAAGAGGAACCAUUGCAAGAGAGGAAACUUAAAGAAGCUGACAUCCCUUCAACUUUCAUGGAACAGAUGGAUGUUGUUGAAACACAAGUGUCAAUAUGUGUUCAAGACAUUGUUCCAUAUGAAGAAACUUCCACUCCAAUGGAGGAUCUCAUAAAACCUGAAAUCACUGCUACACCUAAAGAAGUCACUGUCCCAAAGAAACCUGGUGUACCUAAAGAAGUCACUGUCCCAAAGAAACCUGGUGUACCUAAAGAAGUCACUGUCCCAAAGACACUUGGUGUACCUAAAGAAGUCACUGUCCCAAAGACACCUGGUGUACCUAAAGAAGUCACUGUCCCAAAGAAACCUGGUGUACCUAAAGAAGUCACUGUCCCAAAGACACCUGGUGUACCUAAAGAAGUCACUAUCCCAAAGAAACCUGGUGUACCUAAAGAAGUCACUAUCCCAAAGAAACCUGGUGUACCUAAAGAAGUCACUGUCCCAAAGACACCUGGUGUACCUAAAGAAGUCAUUAAAGAAGCUGCAUCUCAAAGGUCCAUGUCUCCCCCUCAUAUGGAAACUGUUUCAUCUCCACCUGAACCAGACUUACCCGAAACUCUUACCAAAAUGUCAGUUUCUCAUCCCAUGACAGACAUUCUUCCCAAGAAAGAAGCCAUACCACCUAAACAGAUCAAGGGUUUAAGGGAAGACAUUAAGAAACCUCCCAAAGCUGCAGGAAAAAUGCCUCCUGAGAACAUUGUACCACUGGCGAAACCAACUCCUGUGCUGGAGGAAAUGUUUCCUAUUGAAGAAUCAAGAAAGGACUCAUCUCCACUUCCAGCUCCAGUUGCUUUGCCUGAGAAAAGAGUCCUGCCAAAGCUUACAAAUGAAGACACCACUGCUGCACUUCCCGAAGCUGCUGCACUUCCCGAAGCUGCUGUUGAAGACGUUCCUCCUGGAGAAGUGACUCUACCCAAGAACAGUUUAACUAAAGAAGAGGUAGCUCCACCUAAAAAACCUCAAGUUACAACACAGAAGAAACCUCUCCCCCCUAAAGAAGAAACUAUACCUUCCCCUCCUGUCAUUCCUGUUAAGGUUGAUUCUUUUGGAGAGGUGAGAACCGUCUCAACUGAACAUCCACCAUCAAGAGAAGAUGACAAGAAAGCAAAGAAGGGAACACAGAGGACUGAACAACAAACUCUUCAGAAAGAGGAGAAGAAACCAUCUGCACCGGCACAAAAGCCUCCUUCUCCUCCUGCUCCUGCACAGAAAGUUGCUUCUCCUGCAGUAUCUCCUCCAGAGAAGAAGAAACCAGCUGCACCAGCACCAAAGCCUCCUUCUCCUCCUGCUUUGGCUCCUGCAGAGAAAGUUGCUUCUCCUGCAGUAUCUCCUCCAGAGGAGAAGAAACCAGCUGCACCGGCACCAAAGCCUCCUUCUCCUCCUGCAGUCAAAGAGGCUCCCCCUGCAGUGUCUCCUCCAGAGGAAAGGAAAGCAUCUCCACCAACACCGAAGCCUCCAGCAGAAAAAGUUGUUCCGACUCCAGUACCACCUCUUAAGGAAAAGGGUAAAAUUCCUGAACCUAAGCCGAAGAGUCAAUUUACAAGAAUACCCAAAGAGAAGGAACCAGAACCAGAGGUCAUUAAGCUGAAGAAGGUCCAAGUGAAAGCUCCAGAGAAAGAGCCCGAGAAAGAAAUUGUGACUCACAAAGCAGAAGUGAUGAAGCAUCAUGAUCCACAACUCGUGGUUCAUGGACUUCAUGACAGAGACGAUCGAGAGAUAAUGUUUCUGGGAAGAACUGAACGAGUCUUCACUGCAGAGGAAGAGACGGUUCAGUUGGGCUACUUUGAGGAAGCUGAAGCGAUUAGAGUUGUCCAGAAAACAGAGAAAGAAGGAUGGACAAGAACCCCAAAACCACAGAAAGAGGAAGAAACCAAAGCACCAAGUGUAGAGAAGAAGAAAAUAACAAAACUGCCAAAGACUGAUGAGCAAAAAGAGUCAGCUAAACUAAAACAAUUUGGAAAAUCUGGGAAACCAGAAGAAGAAAUACAAAAAGUCCAACUGAAGAGGGUACCAGCCAAGCCCAAAGAGCCUGAGAAAGAAGUCACAACUCAGAAAGUUGAAGUGACGAGACAUUAUGAUACAGAACUGACCGUUAGCAAGCUCCGCAUUAGAGAGGAUCGGGAGGUCUUAACAAUCGGGAGAACUGAACGAGUCUUCACUACUGAUGAAGAGGCACCUGAACUGGGCGUCAUAGAGGAACCUGAAAAGCUGGAGGAAGAAGAUGAAAAGACAAGAUGGAUAAGAACCCCUAAAGCACCAAAAGAUGAGGAAGCUGAACCAGAUAUAUCUAAAAAGAAAAUUAAAAAAUUGCCAAAGAAAGAAGAGGAGCCAGAAAUUGUGACUCUGAAACCAUUUGAAAAACCUCAGAAACCUGAAACAGCUGAGCCUCCGAAAGCAAAGAAAGAAAGUGAAGCAAAGACUGAUACUGAGCGUACUCCAUACAAGAGAGCUGAGAUGCCAUCCAGAGAUCAACCCACUGCUGCUAUAAAACACAAAGAAGAUGAAGACACUCCUGAGACAAGUUCAGAUACAACUCCAACUCCUGAUGCCAGCAAAGACCAGAAGGAGAUCCCACAGAAGAAAAAGGUUGAUCAAGCUCUCAAAGAUGACGAACCUGCAUCAGCUGAUAAACUGCGCGGCAAACCGAAAACCAUCCUCACACCAGAUAAAGACCGGGAGCAGGUUGCGUUGAAGCCGGUCCCAAAGGGGCUUAAGGAACUGCAGGAGAAAGUUCAAAAGACUGUGUCACCUAAAAAAGAGGAGGAGAAACCUCAAGAGACAGCUGCUCCACCCAAGAAGCCAACUCCACCAGAGAAGAAAGAAGUGAUCCCGCUGACAGAAGCUGAGAAAGAAAUCCCACAAAAACAAAGAGAUGCCCUCAAGAAAGGUGUUGAACUCAAAAAGACUCCUUCGCCUAGAGUGGGCAAGGUGCAAGAGAAGGAUGUAACGCCUGUAGAGCAGUUCAAAAAGGUUGAGCUGAAAAAGACCCCGUCGCCUAAACCUAAGGAACCGGAACAAGUCCCCAUUGAGAUGAAACCAAGUCCUAUAAAACUGAAAAAGGUUCCUAAACCUGUUUCACCCAAAGACUCGAUUGAAUCCGUAACUCUAAAAAAGGUCCCAAAGAAGCCGUCAGCAGAGGAGGUCCCAGAAACUAAAGAGAGGAUUCCCCUGGUGAAGGAGAUCUCUCCUGGAGCGGUGCACAUGAAGAAGGUCCCCACCCAACCAGAGGAGGAGGUGUUCGAAGAGGAGGGAGAAGAAAAGGAAGCCGGGGAGGAAGAAGAGGCCUGGGGAUGGGAGCUAGUCCCUGAUGAGGACUGGGAUGGUGAAGGGGUGGAUGGGGCCAUGGAGACUCCAGGAAUGCCUGGCGCCAGACGAGAUGGAAAACCAACAGAAGAGGCACCGAAGGGCCGAGGCCGAGGAUUUGGGGCGAAACAAACCCCGUCUCCCGGUGAUGGCGGCCGGGGCCGCGGCCUGAAACCUGGUGGCAGAGGUCCAACACCACCAGAGGAGCCCUUCGGAGGGUUCAAGCUUAAAGCCGUUCCUCUGAAGUUCACCAAGAAGCUUCAGGACAUCGUGUUGAAGGAGGCCGAGUCUAUCGGCUCUGCUGCUGUGUUUGAGUGCGAGGUCUCUCCUUCCACUGCUAUCACCACAUGGAUGAAAGAUGGCAGCAACCUGCGUGAGAGCCCCAAACACAAGUUUACCUCUGAUGGUAAAGAUCGCAAGCUGAACAUUAUUGACGUCCAGCUGUCUGACACUGGUGAAUAUACUUGUGUGGCCAAGAACGCCGGCAAGGAAGUCACAUGCACAGCCAAGCUCAUUGUUGAAGAGCUGCCUUUGAAAUGGCUGAAGGAACUGGAACCAGAGACUUCCUGUAUGAAGGGUCAGCCCAUGUACCUGACCUGUGAGCUGAACAAAGAGAGAGAUGUGAUCUGGAAACACAACGGCAAAGUCCUCAAGAAACAAGCUGGGAAAGUGGCGAUCAAUAUCAUCGGUCUGCAGCACGCCGUCACCAUCCAGAACUCAACGGACGACGACUCCGGCAGCUACACGUGUGAGGUGGACGGACAGGAAGACGUCAGCACCACCACCAGCGUUAAAGUUAUCGAAAUCAUCAAAGACUGGCUGGUGAAGCCGCUCAGAGACCAGCAUGUGAAACCGAAAGCUAAAGCCACGUUUAAAUGUCAGCUGUUCAAAGACACUCCCAACUGGAAAUGGUUCAAAGGAGACAACGAAGUCGCUCCGUCUGACAAGCUGCAGAUCGACAAAGAUGGAAAAGACAUGACGCUGACCGUCAAUAACUGCCAGCCCGAUGACGUGGCAGAGUACACCAUCCAGGUGGAGGACCGCAGAUACUCAGCCAAGCUCACUCUUGGAGAGCGCGAGGCGGAGAUCCUGAAGCCUCUCGCCAGCAUCGAGGUGGUUGAGAAGGAGGAAGCCAACUUUGAUACUGAGAUAUCUGAGGAUGAUGUGAUGGGUGAAUGGAAGCUCCAGGGCCAGGUCCUGAUGAGAUCUCCGACCUGUGAUAUUAAAGCCGAGGGAAAGAAACGUUUCCUCACAUUGAAAAACGUGCAGCUGGACCAGGCGGGCGAGGUGUCGUAUCAGGGUCUGAACGCCAACACCAGCGCCAUGCUCACCGUCAAAGAGAUCGAGAUGGGCUUUGUUGACUCACUGAAAGAUGUUUCAGUGCCUGAAAAGAAACAGGCUAAGUUUGAAUGCUCCAUCACCAAGGAGGUGUCAAAGGUCAUGUGGCUCAGAGGGGUGGAGAUCAUCACCCCGAGCCCCAAAUAUGAAAUUAUUGAUGAUGGAAAGAAACACAUGCUGAUCAUUAACAGCUGUGAGUUUGAUGAUGAAUCAGAAUACACGAUCGAAGUGUUGGGCCAGAAACAGUCGGCUCAGCUGAGGGUCGAAGGCAUGAGGCUCGGCUUUGUGCGGCCGCUUCAGGACCAAACCGUGAAAGAAGGUAACGUUGUUCAGUUUGAGAUCGAGCUGACUCACGAGAACGUGCCGGUCGUUUGGUACCGAAACGAAGUCAAACUCCACGUGAGCCGAACGGUGCUCACACACGUGGAAGGGAAGAGACACACUCUAGAAAUGAGGAGUUUGACUCUAGAUGAUACCUGCCAGAUUAAGGCAGAGGCCAAAGGAAUGUUCUCCAUGGCAAAGCUCACGGUGAUAGAGGGCGACGCCGUGUUCGUGGUGAAGCUGCAGGAUUACACGGCUACAGAGAAAGACGAGGUGUCUCUGGACUGUGAACUGAGCAAAGACGUUCCCGUCAUCUGGUACCACGACGACACCGAGGUCAUCGCCUCUAAGACGGUCGUCAUGAAGUCCGAAGGCGUGCGCAGGUCUCUGGUGCUGAAGAAGGUGGAGAAGAGCGCUGUCGGACAAUAUAAGUGUGACUGUGGAACAGACAAGACGACAGCGAGCCUCAACAUAGAAGCUCGCGACAUCAAGGUGGUUCGGCCGAUCUACGGCGUGGAGUUGUUCGAUGGGGAGACGGCUCGCUUCGAGGUGGAGAUCUCUGAGGACGACGUGCACGGCCAGUGGAAGCUGAACGGAGAGGCGCUGAGUCCGUCUCCGGAUGUGGACAUCAUCGAGGAGGGAGGGAAGCACACGCUGAUCCUCUACAACUGUAAAGUCCUGAUGACGGGCGAGGUGGCGUACGCCGCCGCUAACGCUAAGUGCUCCGCUAACCUGAAGGUCAAAGAGCUGCCGCUGAACUUCCUGACGCCGCUCAGCGACGUUCAGGUUUACGAGAAGGACGAGUGUCGCUUCGAGGUGGAGCUGUCCCGAGUUCCUAAGAGCUUCCGCUGGCUGAAAGGUUCUCAGGAGCUGCAGAACGACGACAAGUACGAGAUGAUCCAGGAAGGGAACAUGUACGUCCUGCUCAUCAAAGCCGCCGCGUACGACGACGAGGCGAAAUACAUCUUUGAGGCUGAAGACAAAAGAACCAGCGGGAAGCUCGUCAUCCAAGGAAUUCGUCUCGAGUUCGUGAAACCGAUCAAAGACGUAACGGUGAAGGAACGCGAGACCGCCGAGUUCAGCGUGGAGCUUUCUCACGAUAAGGUGACAGUCGUCUGGUACAAGAACGACGUGCACCUGCACCCCAGCAAGGUGGUGCACAUGUCCGACCACGGGAAGGUCCACACGCUCGCCUUCAAGGAAGUCACCAUCGACGACACGUCCAUGAUCAAAGUGGAAGCCAUGGACAAGACGGUGACGGCCAUGCUCACCGUCAUCGAGGGCGACCUGUACUUCACCACCAAGCUGCAGAACUACACGGCCGUGGAGAAGGACGAGGUGAAGCUGAUCUGUGAACUCAGCAAAUCCAUCGCAGAUGUGAAAUGGUUCAAAGACGGGAAGGAGAUCACUCCGUCCAAGAACAUCGCCGUCAGCACCGACGGGAAGAAACGCAUCCUGAUGGUCAGGAAGGCGGAGAAGGCCAACAUCGGCAUGUACACCUGCGACUGCGGCUCCGACAAAACCACCGCCAACCUCAACAUCGAAGAGCGAGACAUCAAGGUGGUUCGUCCGCUGUACAGCGUCGAGGUGACGGAGACGGAGACGGCCAAGUUUGAGACGGAGAUAUCGGAGGGAGACGUGCACGGAAACUGGAAGUUGAAAGGAGAAGCGCUGCAUCAGUCAGCUGAUGUUGAGAUGAAGGAAGAAGGAACCAAACACAUGUUGAUCCUGUAUAACGUCCGGAUGGACAUGGCAGGAGCCGUCGACUUCUCGGCGGCCAACGCGAAAUCCAACGCUCAGCUGAGAGUGAAAGCUCGCUCCAUCGGCCUCCUGCAGCCUCUGAAGGAUGUGACGGUGACGGCCGGAGAGACGGCCACCUUCGAGUGCCAGCUGUCCUACGAAGGCAUCGCGGUGGAGUGGUUCCUCGGGGGGGCGAAGAUGGAGGCCAGCGACAGAGUGAAAACUCGCGUAGCGGGUCGAGCUCACGCUCUGACCGUCAGAGACGUGAAGCAGACGGACGCCGGAAAGGUCAAACUCACCGCGAAGGACUUUGAAACGGAGGCUACGCUGACAGUCAGAGAGCCACCGGUGGAGUUCACGAAGCCUUUGGAGGACCAGACGGUGGAGGAAGAAGCCACGGCUACGCUGGAGUGUGAAGUGUCCAGAGAGGGAGCAGAGGUACGAUGGUUCAGAGAAGGGAAAGAGAUCCACAAGACCAAGAAGUACGACAUGAUGGUGGAGGGCCGUAAGAGAGGGCUGAUCGUCCACGCCUGCAGUCCUGACGACGCCAAGAUGUACACGUGUGAUGCCAAGGAGUUCAAGACCUCCUGUUACCUGGAAGUCACACCUCCUCAUGUGGAGAUUACGAAGCCGUGUCAGGAUGUGGAGAUCAGAGAGAAAGAAUCCGCUAAGUUUGAAUGUGAAGUGUCCCGCGAGUCGGCUAAGGUUCGCUGGUUUAAGGACGGCAGCGAGAUCAGAAAAUCAAAGAAGUAUGAGAUCAUCGCUAAAGGAGUCCAGAGAAUCCUCAUCGUACACAAGUCGGUGUUUGACGAUGAGGCGGAGUACGAAUGUGACGCCAGGACGGCUAAGACCUCCGGCAUGCUAACGGUCAUCGAGGAAGCUGCCAGGUUCACCAAGAACCUGUCCAACGUGGAGGGCACAGAGACGGACAGCGUGAAGAUGAUCUGCGAGGUGUCGAAGCCCAGCGCCGACGUCACCUGGUACAAAGGAGACGAGGAGCUGCCGGAGGGCGGCCGCUACGAGCAGAUCAUGGACGGACGCAAGAGGAUCCUGAUCAUCCAGGACCUGAGGAUGGAGGACGGCGGAGAGUACAACUGCAGGCUGAGUCCCACCAUCAAGACGUCCGCUACGCUGAAGCUGAAGGAACUGGCGGCUGAGUUCAUCGCUAAGCCCCAGAACCAGGAGGUGGUGGAGGGCGAGAAGGCUGAGUUCACGUGCUCCGUCUCCAAGGAAACCUACGAGGUUAAAUGGUUCAGAGGUGACAAGGAAGUCGAAACCGGGGAGAAGUACACUAUCGUCAGUGAAGGAAAGAGAAGAGCUCUUAUUGUGAAAGACUGUGUGCUGAAGGAUGAGGGAGGCUAUGUUGCCCACAUCGGCAGCGUUAAGGCCUCAGCGGAUCUGUAUGUGAUCGAGAAACUGAGGAUCAUCACACCGAUUAAAGACACGGAGGUGAAAGAAGGAAGCGAGAUCGUCUUCAACUGCGAGACGAACGUGGAGGGAGCGAAGGCCAAGUGGCUGAAGAAUGAAGACACCAUAUUUGAGAGCAGCAAGUACAUUAUGAUUCAGAGGGACAACGUUUUCUCCCUGAGGAUCAGAGAAGCCCAGAAGGGAGACGAGGCCAGCUACACCAUCAACCUGACCAAUCACAGAGGAGAACAAGCCAAGUGCUCCGCCAGCGCUAAAGUCAAAGAGGAGAAGCUCAAGUUCCUGGAGCCCAUCGAGGACGUUGAGACUCAGGAGAAGAAGACCAUCGUCUUCGUGUGCAAGGUGAACCGGCCCGAGGUGACAGUGAGGUGGAUGAAGGCCGGCCAGGAGGUGACGCUCAGCAAACGCAUCGUCUACAGAGCCGACGGCCUCAAACACACCCUGACCAUCAAGGACUGUGUCAUGGACGAUGAGGGCGAGUACACCGCCGUGGUCGGCGAGGACAAGUGUGCGGCUGAGCUGAUCAUCAGCGAGGCGCCGACAGACUUCAGCACACAGCUUAAAGACCAGACCAUCACUGAGUUCGAGGAUGCAGAGUUCACCUGCAAGCUGUCUAAGGAGAAGGCUGCUGUGAAGUGGUACAGGAACGGACGGGAGAUCAGAGAAGGACCGAGAUAUCACAUGAAACAAGAAGGAAAGAUAUGCAAACUGACCGUCAGGGUGUGUAGACCUGAUGAUGAAUGUGAAUACGCUUGUGGUGUGGAAGAAAGAAGGACCAGAGCAAGACUUUUUGUUGAAGAGACCCCGGUUGAGAUCAUCAGACCUCCACAGGACGUGUUUGAACCUCCAGGCUCAGACAUCGUGUUUGAGGUGGAGCUCAACAAAGACAGAGUGGAAGUCAAGUGGAUGAGGAACAACAUGAUAAUCGUCCAGGGAGACAAAUACCAGAUGAUCAGUGAGGGUAAGGUCCACAGACUGCAGGUCUGUGAGAUCAGACCUCGAGACCAAGGAGAGUACAGGAUCGUGGCCAAAGACAAAGAUGCCAGAGCCAAGCUGGAGCUGGCAGCUGUUCCAAAGAUCAAAACCACCGACCAGAACCUGGUGACGGAUGCCGGUAAGGCCUUCGUCAUGACCGUGCCUUAUGAUGCGUACCCUCGCGCAGAAGCCGAGUGGUUCUUUGUGGGCUCCAGUCUGCCCGGCCAGAACAUCGACACCUCCGCUGAUAAGACGGAGUACCGUCUGAAGAGCCCCAGCAAGGAGGACCAAGGAAGGUACAAGGUGGUCAUCAAGAACAAGCAUGGAGAAGGAGAAGCAUUCAUCAACCUGGAUGUGAUUGAUGUCCCCGGACCCGUCAAGAACCUGAGAGUGGUCGACACAGCUGACGGUGAGGUCAGUCUGGCGUGGGAGGAGCCGGAGAGUGAUGGCGGAAGCAAGAUCGUCGCGUACGUGGUAGAGAGACGAGAUGUGAAGCGUAAGACCUGGACGCUGGCGACAGACCGCGCUGACACCCCAGAGUACUGCAUCAGCGGUCUCAAUAAGGACUCCAUGUACCUGUUCAGAGUCUGCGCCCGCAACAGAGUUGGCAGCGGCCCCAUCGUUGCCACCGAGGAUGCCGUCCAGGCCAAGAACAAGUUUGAUGUUCCCGAUGCUCCGGAGAGUGUUGCAGUAACUAAGGUGAACAAGUUUGGUGCAACCAUCAGCUGGGAGCCUCCCAAGUACGACGGUGGCUCCGAGAUUACCGCCUAUGUGAUCGAGCUCCGUGACAGGACGUCUGUGAAGUGGGAGGCAGCUAUGGUCUGCAAUGCCAGCAGCCGCUCGGCCACUCUGAGCGAUGUGGUGGAGAACAAGGAGUACAUCUUCAGAGUCCGAGCUGAGAACAAAGCCGGGAUCGGCAGGCCCAGCGCCGCCACCAACCCUGUCAAGAUCAUGGACCCCAUCGAGAGGCCAAGUCCACCGUUGAACCUGCACUUCAGUGACCAAAGCAAAGCAGCAGUCACACUCACCUGGGAGACGCCAGCCAGCAACGGCGGCAGCAUGAUCACCGGCUACAUCAUCGAGAAGUGUGAUGAAGGCACCGAGAAAUGGCUCCGCUGCAACGCCAGACUCUGCCCAGACCUCUCAUACCGGGUCUCCGGUCUGAAACACAACCAGAAGUACCUCUACAGGGUUUGUGCUGAGAAUGCAGCCGGCGUCUCAGAUCCAGCCGAGCAGCUCGGACCGCUGCUGGCUGACGACCCUCAUGUGGGUCCGACCUUUGACCUGAGUGCCUUCAGGAACGGCCUGGAGGUGAUCGUCCCUCAUCCUCUCACCAUCAGAGUCCCCAUCACUGGAUACCCAACCCCGGUUCCCAAGUGGACCUUCGGUGAGAAGGAGCUGACCACUGCAGAUGAGCGUGUCUCCAUGGUUACAAAGCCCACGUACACAGAGCUGACGGUCACGCCGAGUGUUCGUCCAGACAAAGGCACCUACACCCUUCAGCUGGAGAAUGAUGUGUCCUCUGUCACUGGGGACAUCGAGGUCAACGUCAUCGCAUGCCCCAGUGCUCCUAAGGACUUCAAGGUGGCUGAGGUGACCAGACAUCAUGUCCACAUGAUGUGGGAAACUCCUGAGCACGACGGAGGAAGUCCAGUCACCCACUACCAGAUUGAAAAGAGAGAAGUGUCUCGCAAGACCUGGGCCAAAGUGGCCACUGGCGUCCUGGACCUGGAGCACACAGUGACGGACGUGAUAGAAGGAAAAGAAUAUCUGUUCAGUGUCACCGCCUGCAACAAGUGUGGACCUGGAGAGCCGGCGUACAUCGACGAGCCCGUCAACGUCUCCUCUCCUGCCACUGUACCUGAUCCUCCUGAGAACCUGAAGUGGCGUGAUAAGAGCGGCAAAAGCAUCUUCCUGUCAUGGGAGCCUCCGAAGUACGACGGUGGUGCACCGAUCAAAGGCUACGUGGUGGACAAGUGUCAGCGUGGUACCGAUAAAUGGGAAGCCUGCGGUGAUGCCAUCCCUGAGCUGAAGUUCCAGGUGCCCGGCCUGAUCGAGGGCCAGUGGUACGCAUACAGAGUCAGAGCUGUCAACAAGCUGGGAGCCGGCCGACCCUGCAGGGCCACCGAUGAGAUCCAGGCUGUGGACGCGAAGGAGCCUCCAGAGAUCCAGCUGGAUGUGAAGCUGCUGGCUGGUCUGACCCACAGAGCCGGGACCAAGAUCGAGCUCCCUGCUGAAGUCACAGGAAAACCCGAGCCCCGGGUGAAGUGGACCAAGGCCGAUCUGGUCCUGAGGGCUGAUGAGCGCAUCAGCAUUGACACACAGCCGGGUCACUCUAAGCUGUCCAUUAACAAAACCACCAGAGGAGACAGCGCCACCUACAUCAUCGAGGCGGUGAACACCUGCGGACGAGCCACCGCCACCAUCGAUGUCAACAUCCUGGAUAAACCCGGCCCACCAGCUGCAUUAGACAUCUCACAGAUCACCAACGAGUCGUGCGUCCUGGACUGGAACCCUCCGCGGGACGACGGCGGCUCACCGAUCACUAACUACAUCGCAGAGAGUCGACUGACAGAUAAAGAGGAAUGGGUGAAGCUGUCGGCCACCGUGAAACACACCACCUUCAAAGCCUGCAAGCUCACUCCUAUGAAGGAGUACAUCUUCAGGGUCAGCGCUGAGAACCAGUACGGCAUCGGAGAACCUGCCGAGCACGUGCCGAUCGUUGCUAAAUAUGCAUUCGAUCCUCCUGGACCCCCAACCAGAGUUACUCCUUCAGAUAUCGCCAAGGACGCCGUGACUCUGACCUGGUUUGAGCCAGAUGAGGAUGGCGGCAGUCCCAUCACCGGAUACUGGAUCGAGAAGUUUGAUCCAGACAGCGACAAAUGGAUCAGAUGCAACAAACUUCCCAUCAAAGACACAACCUUCAGGGUGAAGGGACUCCCUACCAAGAAGAAGUACCGCUUCCGGGUUCUGGCUGAGAAUCUGGCCGGACCUGGAAAACCAAGCGCAGAGACCGACCCAGUCCUCAUCAAAGACCCUAUCGAUCCUCCGUGGGCUCCUGGUAAACCUGUUAUCAGGGAGAUUGCAAAGACCUCGGCCUUGUUGGCGUGGACCCGACCGGAGCACGAUGGCGGCGCUAAGAUCGAGGGCUAUAUCAUCGAGUUCCAGAAGACCGGAAGUGAGGAAUGGAUCCGCAUCGCAGAGGACGUUCCUCUGACUGAGCACCAGCUGCAGGGCCUGAUGGAGAAGCAGGAGUACUCCUUCCGGGUCAAGGCUGUCAACAAGGCGGGCGAGAGCGAACCCAGUGACCCCAGUGACCCUGUAGUCUGCAAGGAGAGACUCUACCCUCCGUCUGCCCCUCAGUGGCUGGACGUGGCCAACAUCAGUAAGAUCAGUGCCGACCUGAAGUGGCAGGCUCCCAGCACGGACGGAGGCUCCCCCAUCACCAACUACGUGGUGGAGAAGAGGGACGUGAGGCGGAAGGCCUGGCAGACCGUCGACACCACCGUGAAGGACCUGAAGUACUCGGUGACUCCUCUGAACGAAGGCUCGCUGUACGUGUUCCGCGUGGCGGCGGAGAACGCCGUGGGGACGGGUGAAUUCUGUGAGCUGGAGGACGCCGUGCUCGCCAAAGACACUUUCACAACUCCUGGACCUCCGUACGCCCUGACAGUGGUGGAGGUCACAAAGAGACAUGUGGAGCUGAAAUGGGAAGCUCCUAAGAGCAAUGGUGGAAGACCCAUAACCAAGUACGUGAUCGAGAAGAAGGAGAAGCUGGGAACUCGCUGGUUGAAGUGCUGCAAGACUCCAGACAAACAGACUCAGUUUAAGGUGACAGAUGUGGACGAAGGGUCAGAGGUGCAGUUCCAGGUCCGGGCUGAGAAUGAGGCUGGAGUCGGAGAUCCAAGUGAACCCACUGAGGUCCUCACCAUCGAGGAUGCAACCAGUGCUCCCUCUCCUCCUCUGGAGUUGGCCAUUCCUGAUGCUAGCAGAGAGCACAUUAACGUGACCUGGAAGCCUCCAGCCAAGGAUGGCGGCUGCCCGAUCACCGGCUACCACGUAGAGGUGGCUGAGGCCCGACCAGAGCUGAAGUGGCUGAGGGUCAACAACAGACCAAUCAAGGAGCUCAAGUUCAAGAUUGAAGACGGAAUCAAACCAGAGAAGAAAUAUGUCAUCCGGGUCCGUGCCAUCAACGCUAUUGGUGUCAGUGAUCCCUCUGAGAUCUCUGACAAGGUCUUCACCAAAGAUCCUGACUGCUCCCCGACCAUGGAUCUGGAGACACAGGACGUGGUGGUAGUAGAAGGAGAGAAGCUGCACCUGAACAUCCCCUACAGGGCAAUCCCAACGCCCAAGAUGGUGUGGCAGAAGGACACGGUGGAGUGCAAGGCCGACGACCGCCUCUCCAUGACGGUGGAGAUGAACAGCGCUCAUCUCGAGAUGCUCAAGUGCAAACGUGCUGAUGCCGGAGCAUACGCCAUCACGCUGGAGAACAGUCUGGGAACCGCGACCGGGACAGUCAAUGUCAAAGUCAUCGGACUUCCUGGCCAGUGUAAAGACAUCAGCUCCAGUGACAUCACCAAGAACUCCUGUAAGAUCAGCUGGGAAGCUCCAGAAGAUGACGGUGGCACUCCCAUCGUCAGCUACGCCCUGGAGCGCCGCGAGGCCUCCAAGAAGACCUUCAUGCCCGUCAUGUCAGGAGAGAACAUCCUGACCACCAACGUCAAAGACCUCUACAUCAACUGCGAGUACUACUUCAGGGUUAAGGCCGUCAACAAGGUCGGCGCCGGAGAGUAUCUGCAGCUCCAAAACCCAGUCAUCACUGAGGAAGUCAAACAAAAACCAGAUCCACCCCUCCAGGUGGAGGCCCAUGACCCGACAUCCAAGUCCAUCACCAUCACAUGGAAGGCUCCGGACUAUGACGGUGGUUGUCCCAUCCAGGGAUACAUCGUGGAGAAGAUCGAGAAGGACGGCGACCGCUACGAGAAGGUCACACCGAGCCUGGUUCCUGGCUUUUCCUACGUGGUGACGGACCUGAAGGAGGGUUCAGAGUACCAGUUCAGAGUCAGAGCCGAGAACGCUGCUGGAGUCAGUGAACCGUCCCGCAGCACUCCGCCUAUCAAGGCCGCAGACCCCGUUGAUAAACCAAAGGUGACUCUGCAUGCUCGCGUGCAGGCUGGUGUUUGCAUCAAGAAGGGAGAAGAAAUCCGUAUCGACGCCUACAUUUCCGGGUCGCCUUAUCCCAAGGUCACCUGGCUGAGGAACGACGAGGACGUCACCAUAGAACCGACCAAGAAGAUCGUCCCGCUGAUCAAGAAGAAGAGCAAGUCCAAGGUGCCUGAACCAGAAGUGGAGUUUGUGACACCGCUGCAUGAGCGUCUGGGUCUGGACCAGAGCAAGAAGGGUCAGGCGGCGCUGAUGGUCCGUGACGCUCUCAGAGCCGACCACGGGAACUUCACCAUCCAGGUGGAAAACACUCAUGGUGUCGCCACCGCCUGCUGCACCGUUAAUGUCCUCGACAAACCCGGCCCUCCCAUCAACUUCACCUUCGAUGAGAUCAGGAACACCUCGGUGAUCUGUAACUGGAACCCUCCCGAGGACGACGGAGGCAGCGAGAUCCUGAACUACAUGCUGGAGAAGAAGGACAAUAAGAACGAUGAGAUCGGCUGGAUCACCAUCACCUCCACCCUGAAGGGAACCAGCUUCCCCAUCACCAAGCUCAUCGAAGGGAAGGAAUACAUCUUCAGAGUCACUGCAGAGAACAAGUUCGGCUGCGGGCCGUCGUGCAUCUCCGAGCCGCUGGUCGCUAAGAACCAGUUCGAUCCUCCGGAUGCUCCCAACACACCGAGAGUCCACGAGGUGACGGCCAGCUCCGUGCACAUCUCCUGGCACGAGCCGAAGGACAACGGCAGCCCGAUCCUGGGCUACUGGAUCGAGAGGAAGGAAGUGAACAGCAAACACUGGACCCGAGUGAAUCGUGCCCUCCUGAACUCGCUGGAUGUGAAGAUCACCGGCCUGAUGGAGGGUCUCACUUACAUCUUUAGAGUCUGUGCUGAGAACCUGGCCGGGCCCGGUCCGUUCAGCGAGCCCACCGACCGCACCGUGACCAUGGACGCCAUCCUGCCUCCUGGACCCCCCACUCCAUGGGUUGUGGACACUGGGAAGGAUUCAGUGAUCGUGGCCUGGAAGCCGCCGCUGUACAACGGUGGAGGAGACAUCCUGGGGUACCAUGUGGAGAAGGUUCUGGCUGGAGAGCAGGACUGGACCCGCAGCACAGAGUUCAGGUGUAAAGAGCUGACCUACACCGUUACAGGUCUGACUGAAGGAGCAGACUACUACAUCCGGGUCAUUGCUGUCAACGACGCCGGUCCUGGAGUUCCUGGUGUCACCGACCCGGUCACCGUCAUGGAGCCUGAAGUGUUGCCGGCUGUUGACUUUGAUGUCUCAGUGAAGAACGGCGUCAUGGUGAAGGCGGGCCAGCCCGUGAAGCUUCCUGCGGUGGUGACGGGCCGACCCCAACCGGAGGUCAAAUGGGCCAAAGACGAAGCUGAGAUAGACAAGGAGAGGAUGAUCGUGGAGAUGGAAGGCAAGAACAACGUUCUGUUCAUCAAGAAAGCGGUGAGAUCGGAUCAUGGAAAGUAUCAGAUUUCCGGCACCAACAGCAGCGGGACCAAGACUGCUGAAACCAGAGUGGAUGUUAUGGACGUCCCUGGACCGGUGGUGGACCUGAAGACUGUGUCAGUGACCAAGAAGAGCCUCGUCCUCACCUGGUCCGACCCUGUGGACAACGGUGGCAGUGACAUCAUUGGCUAUGAAGUGCGGAAGAAGGACGCCAAGAUGAAGCUUUUCCGCCAGCCCGUCGAGGUGGCUUCCUGUAAGUGUGAAAUCCACGACCUGCUGGUUGGUGAGGAGUACGACUUCAGAGUCAUCGCCAGGAACAAAUACGGAGAUGGAGCUCCAGCUGACCUCGGACCCAUCCUGGCUGAGGAUCCCAAAGGUACUCCCUCUGCUCCUCUGAAGCUGCACUACACCGACAGAAGCAAAACCUCCAUCAGCCUGAGCUGGGAGCUGCCUCUCAGUGACGGUGGCAGCCCCAUCAGAGGCUACUAUGUGGAGAAGAUGAGGUCUGAUAGCAAUGAGUUCGAUGUGGCUAACCGCAAGAUCUUCACUGAGUGCUGCGGGACCGUGGAGAACCUGGUCGAGAACCACGACUAUCAGUUCCGCGUCAAAGCUGUGAAUGAGGUCGGGGACGGAGAGCCUUCCAAGCCCAUCUCAGCUAAAAUCAUGGAUGAUGAAAUUCCUCCAGCUAUUACAAUCCUUAAGUUCUUCAAGAGGAACGCCAUCAUCGCCAGGAAAGGCGCUGCUAUUGACAUCCCGGCCGAGGUGAAGGGACUUCCUCUGCCAACCUUCCACUGGAUGAAGGACGACGUAGUGAUUGCAAAGCCUGAUGAAGAGAAGAUGACCAUAGAGACGGAGGAGGUGAACCGGACAACCCUGAGGACAAAGAUCUCCAUCCUGGAAACCAUCAGACAGGACAAGGGCAACUAUAAGCUGGUGGCUGAAAACUGCUUCGGCAAAGCGAAGCACGUCAUUGAGGUUGAGAUCCUUGACCGUCCUCUUCCUCCCAGGAACAUCGUGGUCUCUGACAUCAAGGCGGAGUCGUGCUAUCUGACCUGGGACGUCCCGAAGGACAACGGAGGAAGCGAGAUCACCAACUACAUCGUUGAGCGCAGAGACGCCAGCAAGAAGAAGUCUGACUUUGAAGAGUUGACCGUUAAUCUCAUUGACAGGAGAUACGGGGUCUACAAACUGAACCUGAACGGCACCUACCAGUUCAGGAUCAAGGCUGAAAACAAAUAUGGUGUGAGUGAUGGCUGUGACUCUGAGAAGGUCCAGCUGAAGGAUCCGUUCGGCCUUCCCGGACCGCCACGCAACCCUAAGAUCAUUGCAGCCACAGCGACCACCAUGACCCUGACCUGGGAACCUCCUCUGGAGAACGGUGGCUCUACCAUUCAGGGCUACUGGCUGGAGAAGAGGGAGCGCGGUGCCGUGUACUGGGGUCGGGUCAACCGGUCUCCCGUUACCAAGCCGUCCGUGAAGGGUCUGCAGUACACCGUGCUGAGGCUGAUCGAAGGGACCGAGUACCAGUUCAGGGUGGCUGCAUGCAACGCUGCAGGAGUCGGACCGCCCAGCGAGGCCACUGAGUGCCGCUUCACUGUGGAUCCAUGCAACCCUCCCAGUGCACCUGGGUCUCCCGAGGUUAAAGACAAGACAAAGAGCAGUGUCACGCUCACCUGGACUCCACCAGACAAAGAUGGCGGCAACCCCAUCAAGGGUUACAUCAUCGAGGUCCAUGAGGAGGGCUCUCCUGAUUGGAGGAGGGUGAACCCUGCCGACAAGCUCCACCCAUCGACUGAGAUCACAGUCCCCGACCUGAAGGAGGGCAAGAAGUGCAAGUUCAGGAUCUACGCCGUGAACGCCGCAGGCAAAUCCGAGCCCGCCAAGACGGCUGACAUUCUGGUUCAGGACAUCCUGAUCGAACCAACAGUCACACUGGAGCUGAGCGCUCAUGACCUGAUGAACUGCAGAGCAGGAACUACCAUCAAGAUUCCCGCCACCAUCACAGGACGACCCAUUCCCAAAGUCACCUGGACCUUUGAUGGAACAGCAGAGACCGAGAAGAAGAAUGAACUUCACACGCUGCCCGUCGACUCAGAGAUUCACUCCACUGACACGACCUCUGUGGUCACCAUCCCUGACGGACAACUGAACCACAGCGGCCGUUUCAUCAUCAAUGCUGAAAACGCUGCUGGUCACAAAGUGGUCAAAGUCAGAGUCAACGUGGUCGGCCUGCCCGGACCUCCUCAGGACCUGAAGGUGAGUGACGUGACAAGAGGAACCUGCAGACUCACCUGGAAACCUCCCGCGUGUGAUGGAGGAGAGAGAGUAAAGAGCUACUUCAUUGAGAAGAAGACAGUUGACGGCAAAGCCUGGACCAAGGUGAACCCGGCCUACACUUCUCAGUCACUGGUGGUUCCAGACCUGAUCGGGGGUGAGGAGUACCUGUUCCGAAUCAAAGCCGAGAACCGCUUUGGGUUUGGACCGUGUGCCGAGACCAUCGAGGGAGCCAAAGCCAAAGAUCCAAUUCAUCCUCCUGAUCCUCCAACCAGGCUGAAGAUCGUGGGUGUGAGGAAGGGAACAGUGACUCUCACCUGGAAAGCUCCAAAGAACGAUGGCGGUUCACCCGUCACUCACUACAGUGUGGAUAUGCUCUGCUGGGAAGCCAGCGGCGCACAGAAGGAGUCCUGGAGGAGGUGCAACAGGAGAGAAAUAGACACCACCAGUUUCAAGGUAGAGGACCUGACAGAGGGAGACGAGUAUGAGUUCAGAGCGCAGGCGUAUAAUGCAGCUGGACCCAGCCGACCCUCAUCCACCGUUGGGCCGCUCCUCAUCCAGGACCAGACCUGCGCUCCGUCCAUCGAGCUGAACGAGUUCAUGGAGACCGAGCAGGGCAAAGACAUCAGCAUUGUGGCCAAAAUCCGCGGCUGUCCGUUCCCCACACUCACCUGGUUCAAGGCUCCGCCCCACAAGUCCGACAACAAGGUGGAGGUCCAGUACGAUGAGCACAUCAACAAAAUAGUGUCUGACGACAGCUGCACGCUCCUGAUCCAGCAGGGCAAACGUCCCGACACCGGCCUCUACACGCUGGUGGCCUCCAACAGCCUGGGAAAGGCCUCCAAGGAGAUGAGGCUCAAUGUGCUCGGCCGGCCCGGUCCGCCCUCGGCUCCCAUUAAGUUCGAGGAGAUCGGAGCUGAGAAGAUCACGCUGUCCUGGCUGCCGCCGAAGGAUGACGGUGGCUCCAAACUCACCAACUAUGUGAUCUGGAAGCGCGUAGCCAACAGGAAGACCUGGGUGCCGGUCACCAACGAGCCCAAAGAACGGAUCUGGACGGUGGAGAACCUGAUGCAGGGACACGAGUAUGUGUUCCGCAUUAUGGCCCAGAACAAGUACGGAGUGGGAGACCCACUGGACAGUGAUCCGGAGGUGGCCAGAGACCUCUACAAAAUCCCCGGCCGGUGUGAGAAGCCCACCGUGACCAGUAUCACGAUGGAUAACAUGACGGUGAACUGGGAGGAGCCCGAUGACGACGGCGGCACCCCGAUCACCGGUUACUGGCUGGAACGUAAGGAGACGACAGGCAAGCGGUGGACCCGUGUCACCCGAGACCCCAUCCGCCCCAUGGGCCUGGGCGAGUCCUUUGUGGUGGACGGUCUCAUUGAAGGCUCCCAGUACCUGUUCAGAGUCUAUGCCGUCAAUGCUGCCGGGCCCGGACCUGCCAGUGAACCCACAGACCCCAUCUUCGCCAGAGACCCCAUUUCUCCGCCCUCUCCUCCAACUCCCAAGGUUUCUGAUUGGACAAAAUCCACGGUGGACCUGGAAUGGAUCCCACCUCUGAAGGAUGGAGGCUCUAAGAUCCUCGGCUACUGGGUGGAGUACAAGGAGGAGGGCACCGAGGCCUGGGUCAAGGCGAAAGAAAUAGAAAUCCGUGGCACCCGAUUCGUGAUCAACGGUCUGAAGACUGGCGGUCAGUACCGGUUCAGGGUGAUUGCAAUUAAUGUUGCUGGUAACAGUGAGCCAGGCGAAGUCCCCGAGGUGCUCGAGGUCAAGGACAGAACCGUUGCUCCUGAGAUCAACCUGGACGCCUCAGUGAAGGACAGGAUGGUGGUCCAUGCUGGCGGGGUGAUCCGCAUCAUUGCCUACGUAUCAGGCCAGCCACCGCCUGACGUCACCUGGAGCAGAGACGGAGCAGCGCUGCCUCCAGAGGCCAUAGUAGAGACGACAGCCAUCAGCUCAUCUUUGGUGAUCAAACCUUGUGCCAGGAGGCACCUCGGUGUCUACACGCUGACUGCCAAGAAUGCUGGCGGGGAGAAGACAAAGAACAUCACAGUGGAAGUUCUGGAUGUCCCUGGACCUGUGGGCAUCCCCUGCACCGCUGACAACCUGAGCAGUGAGUCCUGCAAGAUCAACUGGUACUUCCCUGAGAACGACGGUGGCUCUCCAAUCAGCAACUACAUCAUUGAGAAACGUGAAGCUGAGCGUAAGGCCUGGACCUCGCUCUCCUUUACUGCUAGCAGACAGAACGCUGUGGCUCAUGGCCUCACCACCGGUAAGGCCUACUUCUUCAGAGUGGCCGCUGAGAACGCCAUCGGCAUCGGACCCUUCAUAGAGACGGCAGCUGAGCUCAUUGUGAAGGAACCUAUGAGUGUGCCCGACCGCCCCGAGGAGCUGGAGGUCACCAAGGUUGGCAAAGAUUUGAUCAGCGUCACCUGGAAAGCUCCCAAGUACGACGGUGGCUCGGAGGUCACCAUGUAUAUCCUGGAAGCACGUAUGAUCGGCAAAGAUAAGUUCAGCAGACUGACAAAGGAGAAACUGAUGGAGAGGAAGUACACCUACGAUGGCCUGAGGGAGGGCGACACCUACGAGUUCAGGGUCAUCGCCGUCAACGACAUCGGACCCGGAAAACCAUCGUUCUGCACCAAGCCAAUCACCUGCAAGGACGAACUGGAGCCACCGACCAUCGAGGUGGAUUUCCGUGAUAAGAUCAUCAUCCGCGUCGGUGAGAGCUGCCUGCUGCAGGGCCGCUACACCGGCAAACCUUCUCCGUCCAUCAUGUGGUACAGAGACGACGAGGAGCUGAAGGCUGACAUGCAUAUCAUGUUCAAGAAUACACUGACCACCAUGUCACUGGGCCUGAUGAAGGCAGAGCGUGAGCACAGUGGCAGAUACGUGGUGGUGGUGGAGAACAACACCGGAUCCAGGAAGGGAGUCUGCAACGUUACAGUUGUUGACCGUCCGACUCCUCCGGUGGGUCCAGUGGUCUUUGACGAGGUUCACAGAGAGUACAUGGUGAUCUCUUGGAAACCUCCUCUGGACAGUGGAGGUGUCGACGUCUCCAACUACAUCAUUGAGAAAAGAGACUCCAACAGAGACAUUUGGACCACAGUAACAUCAGCUUCCACCAAGACCACAUGCAAGAUCCCCAAACUGAUCGAGGGCAAGGAGUACAUCAUGAGGAUCUGUGCUGAGAACAUGUACGGCAUCAGCGACCCUCUGGAUUCUGAGGAGAUGAGAGCCAAAGAUCUUUUCAGAGUCCCUGAGGCCCCUGAGAUGCCAACGGUCAGGGAGGUGUAUGGCACCAACGUCCUGGUGCUAUGGAACCGGCCUCGUGAUGGCGGGAAGCCCAUCACCAACUACAUCCUGGAAAAGAAGGAGCCCUCAGCCAAAAGGUGGUCCCGGGCCACCAGAGAGCCACUAUACCCUGCUACUCAAUACAGAGUCCAGGACCUGGUGGAGGGCUGCCAGUAUGAGUUCAGGGUGAUGGCUGAGAAUGAGCUGGGAACUGGAGACCCCAGUGAACCCUCAAAACCCAUUCUUGCCAAAGAUCCCAUUGUGUGUCCAAGCCCUCCGGUGACCCCCGAGGCUUAUGACAAGACCAAGGACACUGUCAGUCUGAAGUGGAAGAUGCCUCGCCAUGACGGAAGGGGCCGCAUCUUGGGCUAUCUUGUUGAGUACCAGCAUCCUGGUUCUGUGGAGUGGAAACCGGCCAACGAGACCCCAGAGCAGUGCCCCGACCUCCACUAUGUGGUGACAGGCCUGACUGAUGGACAGGAGUACACCUUCAGGAUCUUCACUGUUAAUGCCGCUGGCAAAUCUGAUCCUGCCUUUGUCAAAGAGACCAUAAAGGUUCACGACAGACUCGAGGCGCCAGAGUUGCUGCUGGACGCCAACAUGGCGCGUGACCACCUCUGCAUGCUGGGCACUGACAUCACCCUCAGCGCCACCAUCAAGGGUGUGCCAACACCCACUGUCAGCUGGAAGAAAAAUGAUGGAGACAUGCCGACUCACAUCACUGUUGCUGUCACCGCCACUGGAAGCAAAGUCUUCAUCCCCAAGUCUGUCCGGCCUGACUCCGGCAACUACACCCUCACCGUGGAAAAUGCUGCUGGGAAGAAAUCAGCUACCGUUGCUGUGCUGGUGUUGAACAAGCCCACUCCUCCCAGAGACCUGGUGAUCUCUGAGGUGACCAGUGAGUCUGCUUACCUGACAUGGAAGGCUCCUGAGGACAAUGGUGGUGCCAUCAUCUCCCACUACAUUGUGGAGAAGAGGGACGUGGCGGCUGAGCAGUGGGUGCCCGUCUCUGCAUCCAAUAAGAAGCUGAGUCUGAUGGCCAUGUAUCUGAUGGAAGGAAUCCAGUACAUGUUCAGGGUGGCGGCUGAAAACCAGUUUGGCAGGAGCGAUUAUGUGGUCACCAAGACACCCAUCAAAGCAAUUGAUCCUCUUUAUCCUCCUGGCCCACCCAAGAACCUGCACCACACCGAUGCAGACAAGACAGAGGUAUGGUUGGCAUGGGAGUGGCCAGACCGCACUGGUGGAAGUGAAAUCACUGGGUUCAUUGUUGAGCACCAGGAAGAGGGUCAGACUGACUGGGUCACCUUCAAGACGGUCAUCAACAACCAUGCACACGUCACCGGUCUAGAGGAAGGCAAGACCUACCGCUUCAGGGCGAAAGCUCAGAACGCCAUCGGUGUAAGCCGUCCUGACACCAGUGUUCCCGUCACGUGCCAGGAGAAGACAUUACCACCCACUAUUGCAGUUGAUGUAAAGCUUAUUGAGGGUCUUGUUGUCAAGGCGGGCAGCAGUAUUGUCCUCCCAGCCAAGAUGACAGGAAUCCCCACUCCCGCUGCCAAGUGGGUAACAGAUGACAAGGAGAUCAUGUCUGAGGGCCGCUACCACAUUGAGUCUGCUGAAACCUCCACCAUCCUCAGUAUCCCUGAGAGCCAGAGAGGAGACACUGGAGAGUACCUCCUCACUGUGUCCAACACCACAGGCAGCAAGACUGUUGCACUGCAUGUCACUGUGCUGGAUCUUCCAGGUCCACCCGUCGGCCCCAUCAAUAUCUUAGAGGUUACACCUGAUUUCAUGAUGAUCCAAUGGAGAGCACCCAAGGAUGACGGUGGUACACCCAUCACCAACUAUGUAGUUGAAAAGAAGGAUGUGAAGAAGCCAUGGGAGCCCUGGUCUGUUGUUAGCUCCAGUGGCACCAGCACUAAGGCCAAGGUGUCAAGGCUGGAGAAGGGUCGUGAGUACAUUGUUCGUGUCCGAGCAGAAAACAAGAUUGGUAUUGGAGCUGGGCUUGAGAGUCCUCCCACUAUUGCCAAGCACCUGUUCAACCCACCAGGUCCUCCAGGUCUCCCAGAGUGCUCUGAUAUCACAGAAAAUGCUGUGACAGUGGAAUGGACUCUACCUGAAUAUGAUGGAGGCAGCCCCAUCAGUGGCUAUGUGAUUGAACGUAGAGAGAUGACAGGAAAGUGGAUCCGUGUCAACAAAACUCCUGUGCUGGACCUCAGAUACAGAGUCUCAGGCCUGUUUGAAGGCAACACCUACGAGUUUAGAGUGUUUGCUGAGAAUGUUGCUGGUACCAGUGAGCCUUCUCCCAUCUCUGACCCCGUCAAGGCCAUUCGCGCCAUCACCAAACCCGGACCCCCUGGCAAUCCUAAACUGAAGGACUGGAGCAAGAACUAUGCUGACAUCUGCUGGACCAAACCGACAAGAGAUGGAGGCAGUCCAAUCCUGGGUUAUGUUGUUGAGAUUCAGAAGACAGGAUCUGCCCAGUGGGACAGAAUCAACAAGGACCUCAUCAAGAUGUGUGCCCACAGAGUGCAAGGCCUCAUUGAAGGAAUGGAGUACAAAGUCCGCAUCAGAGCCACUAACAAGGUUGGAGACAGUGAACCAAGGGAGUUGACUGAAACCAUCUUGGCAAAAGAUAUUCUGGUUCCCCCUGAGGUUGUUGUCGAUGUGUCCUGCCGUGAUUCUCUGACUGUUAGGGCAGGUCAGAUCAUUAAUUUGAUCACCAAGGUGAAGGGCAGACCUGACCCAGAGAUCACAUGGACCAAGGAUGCCAGAGCCUUGUCCCGGGACAAGCGCACUGACAUUCUCAACAACUACCCUGUGUGCGAACUGGUCAUCGAAGAUGCAGUCAGGUCAGACUAUGGUAAAUAUGCCAUUGUUGCUAAGAACAGUAGUGGACAGGCACAGGCUACCAUUAUUGUCAAUGUGCUGGACACACCAGAAGCUUGCCAGAACAUAAAGGUGGCCUAUGUGACCAAGACCUCCUGCAUGGUGUCAUGGGAGAACCCAGAAGACAACGGAGGCACUGAGAUCACUCAGUACAUUAUUGAGUCCCGCCAGCCAAGCCAAAGAGGAUGGAAUGUGGUGUCCAAUGACUGCACCAAGCGCAUGAUAAAGGCCCCUCUUACCGAAGGCUGUGAGUACUUCUUCCGUGUCAGAGCAGAAAACAAGAUUGGUACCGGUCCACCCACUGAAACCAAGACAGCUGUGCUGGCAGUUGAUCCCAUUGAGAAGCCUGGUGAACCUGUUGACUUCAACAUCUCUGAGAUUGGCAAGACCUUUUGCUUCCUCAAGUGGAGGAAGCCAGACUAUGAUGGAGGUAGCCGUAACCUGGCUUACCAUGUUGAGAAGAAGCCAAAGGAAGCUGAGGAGUGGGAGAGACUUCAUAAGGGUGCAAUCAAGGAAACUUACUUUAUGGCGGACAGGUGCAUUGAAAACCAGAUCUACCAGUUCAGAGUUCAGACUAAGAAUGAGGGAGGUGAGAGCAACUGGGUGACCACAGCUGAGGUCCUUGUUAAGGAGCAGCUUGUGCAGCCUGAGGUCAAGAUAAAACUGGAUGCAACCCUUGUGGUCAAGGCAGGAGACUCCAUUCCUAUCGAGGCGAUCAUUAAGGGCAAACCACAGCCUGAUGUCAAAUGGACCAAGGACGACAGCACAGAAGAGAUCAAGAAGAGUCCCAGGCUUCAGAUAGAAAGUGGUGUUGACUUCUCAAAGCUGCUUGUGACAGGCGGCAGGCGCACUGACAGUGGCAAAUAUGUUGUGACGGCUUCCAACAAUGCAGGAACCUGCUCAGCACACGCCAAGGUAAAUGUAUUGGACAGACCUGGCCCCAUCAGGGAUCUCAAGGUGUCCGGUAUCACCACCGACAGGUGCCAUCUGGCCUGGGAAAUCCCUGAGGAUGAUGGUGGCUGUGAUAUUUACAACUACAUUAUUGAGAAAUGUGAUACCAAGAGGGGAGUCUGGUCAGUCCACUCCAACGCUGUCAUCACCAACAAAGCUAAGGUCACCCGUCUUAUUGAGGGCAAUGAGUAUAUCUUCAGAGUCCGUGCUGAGAAUAAGAUGGGUCCUGGCCCUGCAGUUCAAAGUGAGUCCAUCGUUGCUGGCACCCAGUUUAGUGUCCCUGGAGCCCCUGAUCCACCAGAAAUCACCAAGAUCGCCAAGGAGGAAAUGACUGUGAUUUGGUUAGAGCCAGACAAAGAUGGCGGAAAGCCAAUCACAGGUUACCUGUUGGAGAAGAGGGAGGAGCAUGCUGUCAGGUGGUCCCCUGUAAACAAAGAUCCAAUCCCUUCAACUCACUUCACAGUUACUGGACUUUUGCACCUCCAUGACUACCAGUACAGAGUCAAAGCUGUCAAUGAAAUUGGUGUCGGUAACCCGAGCAAGCCUUCACGUACCAUCACUGCCAAGGAUGCAGUUGAGCCUCCUGCACCUCCUACAAACAUGAAGGUCCUGGACAGCUCCAAGACUUCCAUUACUUUAGGCUGGACCAAGCCUGUAUCAGAUGGAGGAGCUCCCCUCAUCGGAUACGUUGUGGAGAUGAAGGUGGCAGGAAGUGGAAAGAAAGGAGAAGAUAGUUGGAAGAGGUGCAACGUAGCGGCUCAGCUGGUUGUGUGCGAGUUCACGGUCACAAGUCUGGAUGAAAACCUUGUGUAUGAAUUCAGAGUGUCAGCUCAGAACCAGGUGGGCAUGAGCCUGCCCUGCAACCUGGAGGGAGCUGUGAUCCCCCGAGAGAUUCUAGAGUCACCAGAGAUUGACUUGGAUGCCAACCUGAAGGAAGGACUGACUGUGAGGGCUGGCUGUCCCAUCAGACUCUGUGCCACCAUCAGAGGUAGACCACCACCAAGGAUCACCUGGAGGAGGAUGGGCGUUGAUAACGUGGUCAGAAAGGGGCAUGUCGACAUCAUUGACACCAUGACCUUCUUGGUCAUCCCUGACAGCACUCGCAAUGACUCUGGCAAAUACUGCUUGACUGUGCAGAGCACUGCCGGAGAGAAGGCUGUAUUUGUCAAUGUGAAGGUUCUGGACACUCCGGGACCUGUGAUGAACCUGGAAGCCACCAACAUCAAACAGACGUCAGCCAAGCUGUCCUGGAGUCCACCAGAGAUCGAUGGUGGCAGUGAGAUCACUCACUACAUUGUCGAAAAGCGAGAAGUUGACCGCAAGACAUGGGCGGUUGUCAAGGCCGAAGUUGAGACGGAUAAGAUUCCUUUCAAAGUCAGCGGUCUAAUGUCAGGAACUGAGUACUACUUCAGAGUCACAGCUGUCAAUGAGUAUGGAUCCGGAGUUCCCAGAGUGUCACCCACCUCCUAUCUGGCCUCUGAUCCUGUCAGCAAACCCGAUCCUUGUGAGAAGAUUGAGGUUCUGGAAAUCACCAAGAACAGUGCGAUAGUUGGCUGGGUGAAGCCCGCAAGAGAUGGUGGUGCCAAGAUUGAUGGUUAUGUGGUUGAGUACAUUGAGGAAGAAGAGGAAGAGCCUGAGGAGCUGUGGAACGCUUACACUACUGUAAAGGAUUUGAGUAUAAGUAUCAGUGGCCUGAAGGAGAGCAAGAGGUACAAGUUUAGAGUGGCAGCUAAGAACUUCAUGGGCAUGAGCUCGUUCACCGAGACCCGGGAGCCAGUGGAAAUCAAGGAACAGAUGUUGGAGCCAAAGAUUGUCAUGCCAGAUAUGGUGAGUGCCAGAGCUGGAGCUAAGCUCAGGGUGGAGGCACUUAUUUCUGGAAAACCAGCCCCAGUCUGCAAGUGGAUGCGGGGCGACACUGCGGUAGUCUCAUCAAGCCGUCUGGCUGUGCACCACUCCGGCAACCUGUGUGUCCUGAUCAUCAAGGAUGUGUCGAGGACAGACAGCGGAGAGUACAGUCUGGUGGCUGAGAAUGGCUCUGCAACAGUGACCCAGCCUCUAAAGAUCGUCAUCAGAGACAUCCCUGGUCCUCCUGAGGGUCCUGUGGUGAUCAGCGACAUUGACUCAGAUGCUUGCUCUCUGUCCUGGAACAAACCGCUGGAGGAUGGAGGCAGCAAGAUCACCAACUAUGUGGUGGAGAAAUGUGACGUGACCAGAGGUGACUGGGUGAUGGCCACCUCCUCCCCGAAGACUAGCUGCAGGCUGGGAAAACUCAUUCCUGGGAAGGAGUAUGUGUUGCGCAUCCGUGCUGAGAAUCGCUACGGUGUAUCAGACCCUCUCCCAUCUGAGAGGAUGGUCGCCAAGUUCCCCUUCGAUGUUCCUGGAGAGCCUCUCAACUGCCGCAUCAACAAGACCAACAAGGACUGUAUGUUUGUGGCCUGGGACACACCCACGAGUGACGGAGGCAGCCCUAUCACCGGUUACUACAUUGAGCGUAAGGAGAGGAACAGCUUGCUCUGGGUGAAAGCCAACGACACGGUUGUCCGCACCACAGAGUACCCAUGUGCUGGGCUGAUUGAAGGCCUGGAGUAUACCUUUAGAGUAUCUGCAAUCAACCGCGCUGGUCAGGGCAAGCCGAGCAAGAAGACUGACUUUAUCACUGCCAGAACACCUGUUGACACACCAGGUAAACCAGAGGUACUGGACGUGACCAGGAACUCUGUCAGUCUUGUCUGGACCCGACCCAAGAAUGACGGCGGCAGCAAGAUCAUCGGCUACUACGUGGAGGCCUUGAGGCUGCCGGGAGACACUUGGGUGCGCUGUAACACCAGCAGCCAGAAUGUCCCAAGGGAGGAGUACACAGUGACCGGCCUGGAGAGAGACCUGCAGUACCAGUUCAGAGUCACUGCUAAAACUGCAGUCAACAUGAGCAAACACUCCGAGCCUUCAGACCCCAUCCUGGUCUGUGCCGAGAACGUGCCUCCGAGGGUGGAGCUGAACGCCAGGAUGCAGAAGGGUUUCAAAGUGAAGGCCGGCACCACACUACUCCUGGAGGCCGAGGUGUUUGGUAAGCCAAUGCCGAGAGUCACAUGGAAGAGAGGUGAUGAUAGCCUGAAGUCAGCUGAAGGUCAGGUCAUCACCCAGCACAGACAUCACUUCCAGCUGGAGUUGACUGGAGUCACUAAGGCGCACACAGGAACCUACACCAUCCUGGCCGAGAAUGCCAGCGGAUCCAAGACCGCUGACAUCCAAGUCAUAGUUCUGGAUGUGCCUGGUCCUCCUGUCAAUGCCAAAUUUGUUGAGGUGUUUUCCACCAGCAUCAAGUUGUCCUGGGAGCCUCCGCUGAGUGACGGUGAUGCUACUAUCACUAACUACAUUGUGGACAAGCGUGAGACCAGUAGAGCCAACUGGGCUCAAGUCUGCGCCAAGUUCAAGAGUGAAACCCUCGAGUUCAAUGUGGAGAAGCUGAUCGAGGGUCAUGAGUACCAAUUCCGAAUCCGUGCUGAGAACACGUGGGGAGUUGGAGACCCCCUCGUCACAGACCCUGUCGUUGCCAAGAACCCAUUCAGUGUCCCUGGCCCAUGUGAGGCCCCAGUGAUCACCAACGUGACUAAGGACCAUAUGACUGUCAGCUGGAAGGAGCCUGCUGAUGAUGGAAAGUCCACCAUCCUGGGCUACUUGCUAGAAAAGAAAGAAAUCAAGGAGAUGAACUGGACCAAGCUGAAUAGGAAACCCAUGACAGAGAGGACCCUGGAAGUCACAGGUCUCAUCGAGGGAGCUGAGUAUGAGUUCAGAGUCAUUGCUGUCAACAAGGCAGGGCUUGGCAAACCCAGUGAGCCCUCUGCUGCUACCACUGCACAGAACCCUAUCACUCCUCCCGGCCCAGUGGUGAACCCCAGUGUACCAGACACCACUUCCAGUACCAUCAGCCUCAUCUGGACCGCCCCUGCAAACGACGGUGGAAGCCCCAUCCUGGGAUACCUGGUGGAGUGCAAGAGGACGGAUACCACAGACUGGAUCCGCUGUAAUGUACCCAGGAACCUGCAGGAGACCCACUACACAAUCCAGAACCUCAUACACAAGGCAGAGUACCAGUGUCGCAUCACUCCCGUCAACAAGGUUGGCUUCGGCGAGCCGGUCGAAGUGCCUGGAAAGCAUAUCGCCCAUGACAUCUUUGUUCUCCCAGAAGCAGAACUCAGUGCAGAGCUGAAAGAAGGCCUGGAGCUGAAUGCUGGCGUCACCAUGAGGCUGCACGCCACCAUUAAGGGACGCCCAAAUCCAAAGGUCACUUGGGCAAAGAUGAACACUAACAUCAAGGACCGCCAAGGCAUCAUCAUCAAGUCCACCAACACUGACACCACAGUGAUGGUGGAGAAUGUCAACAGAUAUGAUGCUGGGAAAUACAUCCUGAACCUGGAGAGUCUGGCUGGCAUGAAGAUGUACACUAUUGUCAUCAAGGUGUUUGACACUCCUGGGCCACCAGUCAACCUGGUAGUGAAGGAAACCACCAAGGAGAACGCCUCCAUCUACUGGGAUACUCCUCUCAUCAACGGAGGCUAUGAAGUCACCCACUACAUUGUGGAGAAGCGUGACACUGAGAGGAAGGCCUGGUCCAUGGUCUCCAACAACUGCACAAAGACAGCUUUCAAGGUGCCAGACCUGCAAGGAGGACGGUCCUACUGCUUCAGAGUGUCAGCUGCCAACCAGCUGGGUGUUGGAGAGCACUGCGAGACCGCUGACUCAGUCAGAGCGACUGAGGAGCCUGGGCCUGUCAUGGACUUCAAGACCCUGCUGGUCACCAAGGACUCUUGCACUCUAACCUGGAAGAAACCCCUCACAGACGGUGGUACUCGUAUCAUCUGCUAUGUGCUUGAGGUCCUCCAGGAUGACGACAGUUACAAAGAGCUGAUGAGGUCCAAGAACAUGCAGUACAGCGCCAAGGAUCUGGUGGAGGGCAGAGAGUACAACUACAGAGUCAGAGCUGUAAAUGAUGCCGGAGAGAGCGCCGACAAGGAGCUGGCCGUAGUCGCCAAGGACCAGAUCAUUUAUCCAACCUGUGACUUAAGGGAUCUGCCCAACAUGUGUUACGUUGCCAAGGAGGGCAGCACAGUUCGUCUGAAGAUCCCAAUCAUUGGCAAGCCCACGCCCAAGGUCUCCUGGAAGAAGGGUGAAGAUGAAGACCUGACAGACACUGGCCGUGUUUGUGCAGAGUCCUCUGCAGUCAACACCACCCUCCUCAUCAGAGACUGCCAGAGGAGUGAUGCUUCCAAGUACACCAUUACCCUGAGGAACACUGCUGGAAGCAAGGAAUCCACCAUCUUCAUCAGGGUCGUGGGUAAGCCUGGCAUCCCUGUUGGGCCCAUUAAGUUCAAAGAUGUUGCUGCUGAUGGUGCCACUCUGAGGUGGGGAGCUCCAAAGGAUGAUGGUGGCUCUGAGAUCACCAACUACAUCCUGGAAAAAAGGGACUCAAUCACAAACAUGUGGGUGAACGUCUCUUCUGCUGUGGAGACCAACAGCAUGAGAGUGACGGGUCUCCAUGAGGGCACAGAGUACAUUUUCAGAGUCUCUGCUGAGAACAAGUACGGCGUUGGAGAAGGACUCAAGUCUGAGCCCAUUGUUGCUAAACAUCCAUUCAAUGUUCCUGAUGCUCCUCCUCCACCUCAGAUCAUGAGCAUGCGCCAUGACUCUGCUUACUUGGCCUGGGCUGACCCCAGGAAGACUGGAGGAUCUCCCAUCACAGGCUACCAUAUUGAGUUCAAGGAGAGAAACAGUAUGUUGUGGAAGAGGGCAAGCCCAGCUGCCCUGAAGAUGAAGGAACACAAGGUAACUGGGCUGACUGAAGGUCUGGAGUACGAGUUCAGAGUCUUGGCCAUCAACCUGGCCGGCAUCGGUAGACCGAGUGCUCCCACUGAUCCUCAGGUUGCCCUGGAUCCUAUCGAUACUCCGGGUAAACCUGACGUAAUCAGCAUCACCAGGAGCACCGUGACCCUCCAGUGGACGGAGCCUGAGUUCGACGGCGGCCACAGGCUCACCGGCUACAUCGUUGAGAAGCGUGACCUACCGUCGAAGAUCUGGGUGAAGGCCAACAACGUGAAUGUCAUAGAGCCUGCAUUUACUGUCACUGAUCUACAGGAGGGCUGCAAAUACGAAUUCAGAAUUAGGGCAAAGAACGCUGCCGGCGCUCUCAGCCCGCCCUCGGAGCAGACGGACACUAUUAUCUGCACAGAUGAAUACGCUGCACCCACCAUUGUCAUUGAUGCUCAAGUGAUGGAGGGUCUGACUGUCAGAGCUGGUGAUACUAUAGUUAUCACUGCUACAAGCAUUCUAGGUAAACCUGCCCCAACGUCAUGCUGGUCUAAAGGAGGGAAAUACUUUAAGCUUUCUGACAUCGUCAAUAUCGAGACCACUGCAAGCUCCUCCACCCUGUCUGUCAAGUAUGCUGGCAGGAAGGACUCUGGUGAUUACAUCAUCACUGCCAGCAACCCUUUUGGUGUGAAGGAGGAAACCGUCAAGGUGAAAGUUCUGGAUGUUCCUGCUGCUCCUGGGCCCAUUGAAUGCAGCGGUGUCUCCUCUGAGAAGGUCACACUGACCUGGACUGCUCCUCCUGAAGAUGGAGGUUCUCCUAUCAAGUACUACACCCUGGAGAAGAGGGAGACCAGCCGCCUGCUCUGGACUAUCCUGGAAGAAAAGGUCAUUGACUGUCACUACGUGGCCCACAAGCUCAUCCAGGGCAAUGAGUACAUCUUCAGAGUCUCUGCUGUUAAUCAGUAUGGUGCCAGUGAGCCAUCUCACUCUGAGGCAGUCAAGAUGGUUGAUAGAUUUGGUCCUCCUGGUCCACCAUCCAGACCAGAGGUCGACAAAGUCGAUGGGCAUUCAGCUACUGUGACCUGGAGGAGGCCAGCUGAGGAUGGAGGAAGUGACAUCAUAGGUUACUGUGUUGAAAAGAAGGAGAGAAAGGCCAUGAGAUGGGUCAGGGCCUCCAAGAAAUCUAUUGCUGAGCUUAGCUAUGAAGUCACUGGACUAACUGAAGGCAUAGAGUAUGAGUUCCGUGUUCUUGCUGAGAACAGAGCUGGCUUUGGAGAGCCAAGUGAACCAUCCAUGCCCAUCAGAACAAUAGUUGUUGCCUAUGUGCCUGGACCUCCGGUCAAUCCAAGAGUCACAGACACAACUAAGACCAGUGCCACUCUGAACUGGGGAAAACCUCUUGAUAAUGGUGGACUUGAAGUCACUGGAUACUUGAUUGAGCACAAGAAAGAAGGAACAGAAGAAUGGGUUAAGGACACACCUUCAUCUCCACUUAGGAUCACAGAGUUUGUCGUUCCUGGGCUGGAGACUGGUUCAAAAUACCACUUCAGAAUUAGUGCUGUGAAUGCUAAAGGAGCUGGUGAACCAGCUGAAACUCAGGAACUGGUUGAGAUAGUGGAGCGUGCAGCUGAGCCUGAUUUGGAGCUAGACAUUGAGCUGAGGAGAACCCUUGUUGUCAGGGCUGGCUGUUCUAUUCGCCUCUUUGUGCCAAUCAAGGGACGUCCUACACCCACAGUCACCUGGACCAAGGAAGAUGGUCCUGUUCCACGUGCUGUCAUUGACAGUACUGAGUCAUUUACAAUGCUGAUCAUCCCUGAGAGUUCAAGGAAUGAUGCGGGUAAAUAUGAGCUUACCCUUGAAAACUCAUCUGGAAAGAAGAGUGCCCCUAUCAACGUGAGAGUUCUAGAUUCACCUGGACCUCCACUUAACUUAAAACCAGUCAAGAUUAACAAAGAUAGCAUUUCUCUUAAGUGGGAGAUGCCUCUCAUUGAUGGUGGAGCCAAGAUCACAAACUACAUCAUUGAGAAGAGAGAAUCAACUCGCAAGGCUUUUGCUACUGUUGUUAAAAAUUGCUUGACAACUUCAGCCACAAUCUCUGACCUGGGUGAAGGCUGUGAGUACUACUUCAGAGUAUCUGCUGAGAAUGAGUAUGGCAUUGGUGAGGCAGUUGAAACCACUGAUCCAAUACGUGCAUCCCAGGCGCCAACUCCUCCAGAGAGUAUUAUUCCUACUGAUAUCACUAAGAACUCUGUGAGCCUGGCUUGGACCAAACCCAAACAUGAUGGUGGAAGCAGAAUUACUGGAUAUGUCCUUGAAGCCCAGAAGAAGGGAACAGAUCAGUGGGCCCACGUAACAACAGUCAAGACCAUGGAUUUCACAGUGAAGAAUCUUAAUGAGAAUGAGGAGUACAUUUUCCGUGUCAUGGCUGUCAACCACUCAGGUAGAAGUGCUCCACGUGAGAGUAAAGCCAUUGCUGUCAAGGAUUCGACUUUCUUGCCUGAGUUUGACCUGCGUGGUGUUUGCCAGAAGACUGUUAUUGCCAAGGCAGGAGAUGACAUCAAAGUUGAAAUUCCAGUUAUGGGACGACCUAGACCUACUAUGUCUUGGCAGAAGGAUGGCGCAGCCCUGAAGCUCACACAAAGAACCAAUGUGGAAACCACUGCAGCUACUGCUAUCCUUAGUAUCAAUGAAUGCAUCCGAGCAGACAGUGGUGUAUAUACCAUGACAGGAAAGAAUAUUGUUGGUUCUGUGACAGACAACAUCACUGUCAAAAUACAUGAUGUUCCUGGGCCACCAAAAGGACCAAUUAAGAUUGUGGAGAUAUCUCGUACCUAUUGCACCUUUGCAUGGGACACUCCUGAGAAUGAUGGAGGUGUUCCUAUCAACAAUUAUGUGAUUGAGAUCAGAGACACCACUACCCAGGCAUGGAUAGAGCUGUCUUCCACUAUCAUCCGUACCAUGUUCAAAGCCAUUCGUUUAACCACUGGAUCAGAGUAUCAGUUCAGAGUAAAGGCUAAGAAUAGAUAUGGUGUUGGACCCCCCAUCACCUCAGAGGCAGUGGUAGCUGCCUAUCCUUUCAAAGCCCCUGGACCCCCUGGUACUCCUAAUGUUGUUGCAUUCACCAAGGACUCAAUCACAAUUGGCUGGAAUGAACCAGUGUCUGACGGUGGAAAUGAAGUCAUUGGAUAUCAUGUUGAGAGGAAAGAAAGAAACAGCAUCAUGUGGACUAAGAUCAGCAAGAGUAUUGUGAAAGGAAAUAUCUUCAAAUCCAGCGGGCUGGAAGAUGGAAUUGCCUAUGAAUUCCGUGUCAUGGCUGAAAACCUGGCUGGAAUUGGUAAACCUAGCAAAGCCUCAGAAGCAAUACUGGCCUUGGACCCUGUAGACCCACCAGGUCAGCCCAUGCCCAUAUUUGUCAACAACAAUGUCAUCACUAUUGAGUGGACAAAGCCUGAGUAUGACGGUGGCUUCAAAAUUACUGGCUACACAGUGGAGAAGAGAGAACUUCCUGCUGGUCGCUGGAUCAGAGCCAACUUUACAAACAUCAUUGAGACAACAUUCACUGUCAGUGGGUUGACUCAAGAUGCCUCCUAUGAGUUCCGUGUCAUAGCCAGAAACUCAGCAGGUUCAGUCAGUGUGCCUUCCGACCCCUCUGACCCAAUUAUCUGCAAAGAUGACAUUAUUGAGCCACGCAUCAGGGUUGAUGCCAUCUUUAAGGAUGUUGUUAUGCUUAAGGCAGGGGAGUCUUUCAAGCUUGGUGCUGACAUCUCUGGUCAACCAACCCCAUCCAUGGUUUGGACCAAGAAUGGAAAAGAGGUUGAGAAUACAAUGAAACUAAACGUUAAGUUCACUGAACUGACCACCACACUGACCAACAAGGACUCUGUCAGAUCAGAUGGAGGAGAAUUUGUUUUGACUGCCACUAAUGUUGGUGGAUUUUCAAAGCACAUCUUUAAAGUUAGAGUACUUGACAGACCUGGACCACCAGUUGGGCCUCUUAAGGUAUCUGAUGUCACAGCUGACAAUUGUGUUCUGACAUGGGCCCCACCUGAAGAUGAUGGUGGUGCCACAAUUGAAGGAUAUAUUAUUGAGAAGCGCGAGUCAAGCAGACUGGCUUGGACCAAUGUGGCUUCAGAUGUGCAGGUUACACAACAAAAGGUGACCAAGCUGCUCAAAGGAAAUGAAUAUAUCUUCAGAGUUAUGGCAGUAAACAAAUAUGGCCAUGGUGAGCCCCUUGAUUCAGAACCUACCAUUGCAGACAACCCAUAUGUGGUUCCUGAUCCUCCACAGUCUCCUGAGGUGACAGCUGUCACUAAAGAUUCAAUGAUUGUCAUGUGGCAAGCACCUAAUAGUGAUGGUGGAACCCCCAUCACCAACUACAAUAUUGAAAGAAAAGACAAAAUUGGCCUCCGUUGGGUCAAAUGCAACAAGAGGAAAGUAAAAGAUCUUCAGUUCAAGGCAGCAGGUCUUGUCGCUGGACAUGAAUAUGAAUUCAGAAUAAAUGCUGAAAAUGCUGCUGGAUUGAGUGCACCAAGUGUCCCCACUCCAUUCUACAAGGCUUCUGAUGCAUUGUACAAGCCAGGGCCUCCAUGCAACCCAAGAGUCUUGGACACUACCAAGUCUUCAAUUACUAUUGCUUGGAACAAACCUAUGUACGAUGGUGGCUCUGAUAUCACUGGCUACAUUGUGGAGACCUGCAUCCCAUCUGAAAAGGAAGAGGACGAGGAGUGGACCAUUGUGACACCCAAACAAGGGCUCCUUGCCACCUCAUUCACUAUCAUCAACCUAAAGGAGAACCAGGAGUACAAGAUUAACAUCAGUGCUGUCAAUGGUGAAGGAAUCGGAGAGGCAGCAUCUGUACCUGGUAAUCCCAAGGCAGAGGACAGGCUCCUACCACCUGAGAUAGAUUUGGAUGCUGAGCUCCUCAAAGUUAUUAGCCUAAGAGCUUGCUGCUCACUUAGACUAUUUGUGCCUAUCAAAGGCAGACCGACUCCUCAGGCUAAAUGGACCAAAGAGGAUGGUGAGCGCGUUGAGAGGGCGACCAUUGACAGCACAUCAUCAUACACAUCACUUGUAAUUGAAAAUGUCAACAGGUUUGACAGUGGAAAAUAUAACCUUACAGUUGAAAACAGCUCAGGCUCCAAGACAGUCACAGUUCAAGUCAGAGUGCUUGACACACCAAGUGCCCCACAGAAUCUGAAGAUUUCUGCUGUAACAAAGGAAUCUGUCUCUCUGACCUGGGAUCCACCAGUGAAUGAUGGAGGAGUUAAAAUUAAGAACUACAUUGUUGAAAAGCGAGAGUCCACAAGGAAAGCAUAUGCCACUGUUAGUUCUAUGUGCCAUCACACCAACUUUACAGUUGACCAACUCCUUGAAGGAUGCAACUAUUACUUCAGAGUGUUAGCUGAGAACGAAUAUGGCAUUGGCCUACCCAUUGAGACUGGUGAAUCAGUUAAAGUGUCUGAGAAACCACAGCCACCUGGCAAAGUCACUCUUAAGGAUGUAACAAAAAACAGUGUCACCCUCUGCUGGGAGAAGCCAGAGCAUGAUGGUGGUAGCAGAGUGGGCUGUUAUGUUGUUGAAGUCCAGCCCAAAGGUGUUGAUAAGUGGACCCAAGCUGUGAUUGUGAAAGAAACAGAAGCUACUAUUAGUGGGCUCAAUGCAGGCGAAGAAUACAUGUUCCGUGUAGCAGCGAGAAAUGAGAAGGGAACAAGUGACCCACGUCAAAUUGGUGUGCCUGUGAUUGUUAAAGAUCUUGUGAUUGCACCAGUUGCCAAAAUGCUGUUCAACACAUUCAGUGUGUUGGCAGGGGAAGACCUAACAGUAGAGGUCCCAUACGUUGCACGUCCCAAAGCAGCUGUCUCCUGGGUAAAGGAUGGUCAGCCUAUGAAGAGAACUACCAGAGUAAACUUUGGAGCAACAGAAACAUUGCUGAAGCUCACCAUAAAAGAGGCUUCCAAAGAUGAUGUUGGACACUAUCAUAUUACUCUCAGCAACACAGCAGGAGAGACAACAGUAGACAUUGGCAUUGUUGUUCUUGACAAACCUGGCCAACCAGGUGGUCCAGUGAAGGUGGAGAAAGUCACUUCUGACAGUGUAACCAUCUCCUGGAAUCCACCAGAGUAUAACGGUGGAUGCACAAUCAAACACUACAUUGUGGAGAAGAGAGACACAUCCACAACUAACUGGAUGGUUGUUUCUCCUAACCUUGCAAGGACUAAAAUCAAGGCAGGCAGGUUGAAGACUGGCUCUGAGUAUCAGUUUAAAAUCACAGCAGAAAACAGAUAUGGAAAAGGGCCAGCUCUUCAAUCGGAGUGUAUUACAGCUCAGUAUCCAUACAAGCUCCCAGGACCUCCAGGAACACCCUCCAUUGCAGCCAGCACCAAGGACAGCAUGGUGGUAGUAUGGAAUGAACCUGUGAAUGAUGGUGGAAGCACUAUCUUGGGCUACCAUCUUGACCGCAAAGAAAGAAAUAGCAUCCUCUGGGUCAAAUUGAACAAGUCUCUUAUUACUGACCAAACCUUCAAGACCACAGGCCUAGAACCAGGAAUGGAGUAUGAAUACAGAGUUUAUGCUGAAAACAUUGUUGGAAUAGGCAAAGUGAGCAAAGUGUCUGAAGGCCACAUUGCUAGAGAUCCUUGUGAUCCUCCUGGCACCCCUGAGGCAACAAAGAUUACUAAGGACUCUGUGACCAUCAUUUGGACCAAGCCUGAGUAUGAUGGUGGUGCCAAGGUUACAGGCUAUAUUGUGGAAAAGAAGGAGCUGCCCGAAGGUCGUUGGCUGAAGGCUAACUUCACUAAUGUCAUAGAGACAGAAUAUGUUGCAACAGGCCUUGUGCAGGACAAUCAGUAUGAGUUCCGUGUCAUUGCCAGAAAUGCUGCUGGUGUUUUCAGUCUCCAUUCUUACAGCACUGGUCCUAUUACUGCCAAGGACGAGAUUGAGCCACCACGCCUCAGUAUUGACCCACAAUACACACAGACUAUUAUGAUUAAUGCUGGAGAAAACUUCAAGAUUGAUGGAGAUGUUCACGGCAAACCAUUGCCCUCUAUCCACUGGAUGAAGGGAGAGCAGGAACUGGGAAACACUAUUCAUAGAGAAAUUAAGAACACAGACACCAAAGCUUGUAUCACUGUAAAGGAAGCUAAACUUUCCGAUGGAGGCCAAUACACUCUGCUGUUAAAAAAUCCUGGAGGAGAGAAGGCCGUGGAGAUCAAUGUUGUUGUUCUGGAUAAACCUGGAGAACCACUUGGACCACUCUUUGUAACAGGAAUCACAAAAGACCAAUGCUGCCUUGCAUGGAAAGCACCUCUACAAGAUGGUGGCAGCAAGAUCUCUCACUACAUUGUGGAGAGGAGAGAGUCAAGCAGAUUAGUAUGGACUGUUGUUAACCCAAAAGUUGAGAAUAUUUGUCUAAAGGUUACUAAGCUCUUGGAAGGAAAUGAGUACAUUUUCAGAGUCCAUGCUGUCAACCAGUUUGGUGUGGGUGCAUCACUUGAGUCUGCUGCUGUGAUGAUCAAAGAUCCAUACAUGACCCCUGGAUCACCCAAGGGCUUAGAGAUUUCAGAUAUUAAAAAGGAUUCCAUGGUGAUCACCUGGGAGGCUCCCUCUGAAGAUGGAGGCAGUCCUAUCACUCAAUAUAUCAUUGAGAAACAUGACAAAGAUGGCAUAAAAUGGACCAGAUGCAACAGGAAAGCAGUCACUGAUUUGACUUUCAAGAUCACUGGACUCCUGGAAAGCCGUAGUUAUGAAUUCAGAGUUGCAGCUGAGAAUGCUGUUGGUGUUGGAGAACCAAGCCCCCCAACUGUAUUCUACAAAGCUCUUGAUCCUAUCUUUAAGCCUGGCCCACCACAGAAUCCAAAAGUUACUGACACAACAAAAACUUCAGUAUUCCUGUCAUGGGGCAAGCCAGUCUGUGACGGUGGCUGUGAAGUUCAGGGAUACAUUGUUGAGUGCUGCACUACCACAGAGUCACAAUGGAUAAUGUGCACACCACCAACUGGUGUCAAGAAGACCAAGUUUGAAGUUGUAAACCUGAAGGAAAACCAGGCGUACAAGUUUAGAGUAUGUGCUAUCAACAAGGUUGGCAUUGGUGAGAAUGCUGAUGUUUCUGGAGUCAUUGUCACCCAUGACAGAACUGAAGAGCCAGAUCUUGACAUUGACCCAGAGCUGAGAAAGAUUGUGACCAUUAAAGCUGGAGCUUCACUUAGACUGUUUAUUCCAAUUAAAGGAAGGCCCACUCCUACCAUCAAGUGGGACAAAGAUGAUGUUGCACUGAAAGAGACUGCUCAGAUCGAGGUAACCAGUAGUUUCACAGCCCUUGUAAUUGACAAGAUGAGCAGAAAUGAUAGUGGAAAAUACACUGUCACUGCAGAGAACUCAAGUGGAACCAAAUCUGCAUUUGUUGUUGUCCGUGUUCUUGACACACCCAGUGCUCCUGUUAACAUGAAAGUAAAAGAAAUAACAAACCAGACAGUGACACUGGCAUGGGAACCACCUCUGUUAGAUGGUGGGUCGAAGAUCAAGAACUACAUUGUGGAGAAGAGAGAGAGCACACGCAAAACAUAUGCAGCUGUGGUAACAAAUUGCCAUACUCUUUCUUGGAAGAUAGAACCACUCCAGGAGGGCUGCAGUUACUAUUUCCGAGUCCUUGCUGAAAAUGCUCAUGGUGUUGGCCUGCCUGCAAUAACUGUCAACCCUCUAAAGGUGUCAGAGGUGCCCCAGGCCCCCAAGAACUUGAUUGUCACAGACCAAACUAAGACAAGUAUCUCUUUGGCAUGGGAGAAGCCAGAGUUUGAUGGUGGUAGUAGAGUCAUGCAGUACCUGCUUGAGAUGCAGGUUAAAGGCCAGGACAAGUGGUCUGGUGUUAACACAUAUAAGACAAUGGAGACUACUGUUACUAAACUGAACCCAGGAGAAGAGUAUCUAUUCAGAGUUACAGCAAUGAAUGAUAAGGGUAAGAGCGACCCCAAAGUCCUUGCUGGCCCAGUCAUGACCAAGGACUUAGUCUUUGAGCCAGAUGUUCGACCAGCUUUCAGCAACUACAGUGUACAUGUGGGCAAAGACUUGAAUGUUGUUAUUCCCAUCUUUGGACGUCCUAAACCAUCUGUAUCAUGGACAAAAGAUGGUGCUCUUUUGAAGUUCACUACCAGAGUCAACAUUUCCAAUACACUAACACAUACAACACUGUGCAUUAAGGAGGCAGCAGGUGAAGAUGGUGGCAUGUACAGUAUAAAUGUAGCCAACUCAGCUGGAAAGAAGGACACAACAGUUGAAAUUAUUGUACUUGAAAAACCUGGGCCCCCAUCUGGCCCAGUGAGGUUUGACGAAAUCACAACACAGAGUGUAACUAUUUCAUGGGACCCACCAAAACACAACGGUGGUUGCCAGAUUUCAAACUACAUUGUGCAAAAGAGAGAUACUACAACACCAACCUGGGAGAAUGUCAGCAUUAAUUGUGCCAGAACCAGCAUAAAAGUGCAUAGGCUGAAGACUGGAGCUGAGUACCAAUUCAGGAUCAUUGCUCAGAACCGCUACGGCAAGAGUCAUGGUCUGGAUUCAUCUGCUGUGGUCGCUCAGUACCCAUACAAAGAGCCCGGGCCACCAGGCACUCCUUUCAUUUCUUCUCUCUCUAGAGAUCACCAGAUUGUUGACUGGCACGAGCCUGUCUCCGAUGGAGGCAGCCCUGUUCUUGGCUACCAUCUUGAAAGGAAAGAGAGGAAUAGUAUUCUCUGGGUCAAGAUUAACAAGAUGCUUAUUCACGAUACUAAUUUCAGGAGUCACCCCCUGGAAGAAGGUGUUGAAUAUGAAUACAGGGUUUAUGCUGAAAAUAUUGUUGGCAUCGGCAGGUGCAGUAAGAUCUCAGAGGGCUGCAGUGCCCGUGACCCAUGCGAUCCUCCUGGCACACCAGAGGCUAUCCACGUGACAAAAGAUACCAUUGUCAUUCAGUGGACUAAACCUGAAUAUGAUGGUGGCAGUAACAUAACUGGCUACCUUGUGGAGAAGCGUGAUCUGCCAGAGGGCCGAUGGAUAAGGGCUAACUUCACUAAUGUGAUUGAGACCCAGUUCACUGUCACCGGUUUGACUGAAAAUGACCAGUAUGACUUUAGAGUCAUUGCUAAAAAUGCUGUUGGCACCAUUAGCAAGCCAUCUUACAACAGUGGACCAAUCAUUGCAAGUGAUCAGAUGGAAGCACCCAAAUUCUCCAUAGACCCUGCAUUCACCAAGACCAUUGUCAUCAAUGCUGGAGAGACAUUCAAGCUAGACGCAGAUGUCCGUGGCAAGCCACUUCCUACUAUCCAGUGGUUCAAGGAUGAACAUCCAGUUGAGAAUACACUCAGACUUCUGAUCAAAAACUCAGAAAACUGUGCAAUGAUUGUCAUUAAGGACUCUGUCAGAAUAGAUGGUGGAACUUACACACUCCAGCUUACAAAUGGUGCUGGCACUGAAACUGUUCCAUUCAAGGUUGUGGUACUGGACAGGCCUAGCGCAUGUGAAGGACCUCUUCAUGUAACUGGGGUUUCCGAGAAUAGAUGCACACUGGCAUGGCGUGCUCCUCUACAUGAUGGAGGUAGUGCCAUUACACGCUAUAUCAUUGAAAGACGAGAGACCAGCCGUCUAGCUUGGACUGUUGUUAAUAACAACUGUGACACCACAUGCUACAAAGUCACCAAAUUGCUGGAAGGCAAUGAGUAUGUGUUCCGAGUCAUGGCAGCUAACAGUUAUGGUGUCAGUGAGCCACUCGAGUCUGGCGGAGUGAUCAUGAAGACUCCAUUUGUUCCUCCUGGUCCACCUCACAUUGAUGAUGUAUCCAACAUUGCCCGUGAUGGCAUGACCAUCACUUGGUCUGCCCCCGACAGUGAUGGUGGCAGUGAAAUCACCAAUUACAUAAUUGAAAAGAAGGAUAGAAAUGGAAUUAAAUGGACCAGAUGCAACAGGCAGAAGGUAACUGACCUUUCCUUUAGAGUUACAGGCCUAACGACUGGCCAUGAGUAUGAGUUUAGAGUGGCUGCUGAGAAUGUAGUUGGCGUGGGAGAGCCAAGCCUUCCAAGUUCAUUCUACAGGGCCUGUGAUCCUAAGUACAAACCUGGUUCCCCAGCACAUGUGCAUGUAAUUGACUCCACAAAGAGUUCUAUUACAGUUUCAUGGGGUAAGCCUCUAUUUGAUGGUGGCAGCACCAUUCAAGGAUACAUUGUUGAAGUCUGCAAGGCUGAAGAGGAGGAAUGGAUCAUGGUAACUCCCCCCACUGGCCUGCGUGUCAACAAAUAUGAAAUUACCAAACUUACCGAGGGUCAGGAGUACAAGAUCCAGGUGUGUGCUCUGAACAAACUGGGAGUUGGUGAGCCAGCUGCUCUCUCUGGAACAGCUAAACCAGAAGAAAGAGUGGAACCACCAGAGAUCCACUUGGAUUCUGAGCUGAGAAAGGGUAUCAUUGUGAAGGCUGGAGGGUCUGUUAGAAUCCAUAUUCCAUUCAAGGGUAGGCCAAUUCCUGAGAUUAAAUGGACUAAAGAUGAGGGAGACCUGAUUGAAAAGGCACUGGUUGAGAAAGCACAUAACUUCACGGAGCUGUCCAUUGACUCAUGUGACAGGAGCAACUCAGGAAAAUACACUCUGAGCCUAACCAACAGCAGUGGGUCUGUGUCAGAGUUUGUUGCUGUUAAAGUUCUGGAUACACCUGGGGCCCCACAAAACCUUGUGGUUAAAGAUGUCAAAAAGGACUCUGUCACUCUUGUAUGGGAUGCACCACUGAUUGAUGGAGGUUCCAAAAUUAAGAACUAUGUUAUUGACAAACGUGAAUCAACCCGAAAGGUAUAUGCAAAUGUGUCUACCAAAUGCACCAAGACAACAUUCAAAGUAGAGAACCUUAUUGAGGGUGCUAUGUACUACUUCAAAGUCAUGGCUGAGAAUGAAUAUGGAGUUGGUCAGGGUGUUGAAACAAAGACAGCUUCCAAGGCCUCUGAGGUCCCUCUUCCUGUUGGAAAAGUCUUCCUCACUGAUGUCACUAAGACCACUGCCUCACUGGCUUGGGAGAAACCUGAGCAUGAUGGAGGCAGCAGAAUUGCUGGCUACCUGAUUGAGAUGCAGCCCAAGGGCACAGAUAAGUGGGGAGUUGCAACAAAUACAAAGACAUGUGAGGGCACUGUCACAGGCCUCACAAGUGGAACAGAAUACCUUUUCCGUAUCGUUGCUCACAAUGAGAAGGGAAAGAGUGAGCCAAAGGCACUUGCUGCACCUGUUAUUGCCAGUGAGAUGAGCAUAGAGCCAAGUAUAAAGAUGCAAUUCAACACUUAUAGUGUAUUAGCUGGAAAGGAUCUUAAAUUGGAAUUCCCUGUGCAUGGCAGGCCCAAACCGAGAGUCACCUGGACCAAGGAUGGUCAGGCUCUGAAGGUGACAUCCAGAAUCAAUGUGUUAAACACUAAAACAACAACUGGAAUUCAGAUUACUGAGGCAUGCAAAGAGGACUUAGGCAAAUACAGCAUUACAGCAACCAGUACUGCUGGCACAACCACUGAGGAGGUGGGUGUCAUUAUUCUUGAUAAACCUGGUCCAUCAACAGGUCCAAUUAAGGUUGUUGAAGUGAGCAAUACCUUUGUCCAUCUCUCUUGGGAGCCCCCAGUGUACACAGGUGGAUGCCAGGUAAAGAACUACAUAGUGGAAAAAAGAGACACCACCACCCAAACAUGGCAAUCAGUCACCACACAACUUGCCAGAACAGCUUUCAAAGUCACCAAGCUGAAGACUGGUGCAGAAUACCAGUUCAGAAUCAUCGCUGAAAACAGAUAUGGAAAGGGUGCGCCUCUGGAUUCCAAGGCCAUUACUGUUCAGUAUCCAUACAAACCACCAGGGCCUCCUGGAACACCAAAUAUCAAAUCUGCAACAAAGGAGAUGAUGAUCAUUCAAUGGAAUGAGCCAGUUAAUGAUGGUGGAAGUCCAGUAAUUGGCUACCACCUGGAAAGCAAAGAGAGAAGCAGCAUCCUGUGGAUCAAACUGAACAAGACUCUCAUCACUGAUACAGAGUUCAAGACCUGCAAUCUUGAGGAGGGUAUUGGAUACGAAUUUAGAGUGUAUGCUGAGAAUAUUGUUGGAAUUGGCAGAUGCAGUAAAGUGUCAGAGUCCUAUGUUGCUCGUGACCCAUGUGAUCCCCCUGGUGCUCCUGAAGCUGUAACUAUUACUAAGAACCUAAUUAAGAUUCAGUGGACCAAGCCUCAGUAUGAUGGUGGCAGCAAGGUAAAUGGCUAUAUUGUGGAGAGGAAAGAUCUUUCCUCCCCUGAGGGGCGUUGGGUAAGAAAUAAUUUCACUAAUAUAAUUGAGACUGAAUAUUCCAUCACUGGUCUGACAGAGAAUGAACAAUAUGAAUUCAGAGUUAUUGCUAGAAAUGUAGCUGGAGUCUUCAGUGAUCCAUCUGACAGCUCAGGACCUAUUACGGCUACUGAUGAAAUUGAACCACCAAGGGCCUCAAUGGAUCCCAAAUACAAGGAUGUCAUUGUUGUCAGUGCUGGGGAAAACUUGCUUCUUUAUGCAGACAUCCAUGGCAAACCAGUUCCAGAUGUUGUCUGGCUAAAGGAGGGCAAGCAAAUGGAUAAAGCCCUGCGCAUUGAAGUGAAAACUACUCACAAACAUGCGUCCAUGAACAUUAAGGAUGUAACCAAGCUUGACAGUGGCCACUAUGACCUUGUCCUGAAAAAUCUGGGUGGUACAAAAAUGUUCCCCAUCACUGUAAAAGUCCUUGACAAACCAGGUAAACCUACUGGACCCAUGAAGGUGACAGGUGUUAUGUCUGACAGGUGCACCCUUUCCUGGGCUGAGCCAGCUCUAGAUGGUGGGGCUAGCAUCACUCACUAUAUUUUGGAGAAGAGAGAAACUAGCAGAUUGUCCUGGAUGGUGGCUGCACCCAAUAUCAAGGGUCUGUUCUUUAAAUUAACAAACUUGCUCCCUGGAAAUGAAUAUAUUUUCAGAGUAAGGGCUGUCAACAAGUAUGGUGUUGGCGAUUAUCUCGAGAGUGAACCUAUCAUUGCACGCAAUCCUUAUAAGCCACCUAGUGCUCCCGGAACUCCAGAGGCAAGUCAGAUCAGAAAGGACUCUAUGGUUUUGUCAUGGACUGUUCCAGAACAGACGGGUGGAGCUGAUAUUGAAGGCUACCACCUUGAAAAACGCGACAAAGAUGGUGUGAGAUGGACAAAGUGUAACAGACAAAAACUGACUGAAACCCACUUCAAGGUCACUGGUCUGAUGACGGAUCACUUCUAUGAGUUCCGUGUUUCUGCUGAGAACGAGGCUGGAAUGGGAGACCUCAGUGAAUUAUCCCUGUUCUACAGAGCAUGUGAUGCCACAACACCACCUGGACCUCCUCACCAUCCUAAGGUGGCAGACUACACAAAGUCUACUGUGUCUCUAACCUGGGGCAAACCUGACUUUGAUGGUGGUGCCUACAUUAAGGGCUACAUUGUUGAAAUGAGGGAGUCAGUUGAAAAGGAAUGGGCCAUGUGCACUCCACCCACUGGCAUUCAAGCUACUAAACUCACUAUUACAGACCUGAAGGAGGGUGAAGAGUAUCAGUUCCGUGUCUGUGCCAUUAACUCUGAGGGAGUGGGAGAGGCUGCUAAUGUGCAUGGCACUGUAGUCACGUCUGACAGGUUGGAAGCACCCGAGAUCGAGCUGGAUGCUGAUCUCAGAAAGGUGGUAUCAGUCCGUGCUGGUGGAACUCUGCGUUUGUUUGUCACCAUCAGAGGACGGCCUGAACCUACUGUGAAAUGGGAGAAGGUUGAGGGUGAACUUACAGAGCGUGCUGCUACUGACACUACCAGUUCAUACACUAUGCUGGUCAUUGACAAUGUUAACCGCUUUGACAGCGGCAAAUACUCACUGACAUUGGAAAACGGCAGUGGUACAAAAUCUGCCAUUGUUGCAGUGAGAAUUCUGGAUACACCAAGUGCACCACAAAACUUUGCUGUGAAGGAACUCAAGAAGGACUCAGUGACCCUUGCCUGGGACACUCCACUCACAGAUGGUGGUUCCAAAAUCACAAACUACAUUUUGGAGAAGAGAGAGUCUGUCAGGAAGGCCUUUACUACUGUAACCAGCAACUGCACAGCUAACUCAUUCAAGAUUGAGGAGCUACCUGAGGGUGGCACCUUCUAUUUCAGAGUAUGUGCUGUUAAUGUAUAUGGCCAAGGACAGAUGGUAGAAACUAAAGAAAUCAAAAUAUCUGAGGUACCUCCGCCACCAAGCAAGGUUACCGUUGUGGAUGUGACAAAGACCAGUGUGUCACUGGUAUGGGUAAAACCUGCUCAUGAUGGUGGAAGUAAAAUAAUGUGCUACAAUGUAGAAUUUAAGACAAAGACUGGUGAUAAAUGGGGAACAGCAUGCACAGUCAAGGUGCCUGAGGCAACUGUUCCUAAUCUGACUCCUAAUGAAACAUAUUUAUUCAGAGUUGUUGCAAUCAAUGAGAAGGGAAAGAGUGAGCCAAAAGAUCUUGGCUUGCCUGUGGUUGCAAAGGAUACUGCAAUUGAGCCAUCUGUCCACUUACUGUUCAACACAUACAGUGUGAAGGCUGGAGAUGACCUCACUCUUGAAGUCCAAGUAAGAGGCAGGCCUAAGCCUGUUGUGUCCUGGAAGAAGGAUGCUCUUCCUUUGAAACAAACGUCAUCAGUGACCAUCUUAAACACUGCAACCUCAUCCAAAAUUAUAAUCAAAGAAGCUAAGAGAGAGCAUGUUGGCAAUUAUGAGAUCACUCUGGCCAACACAGCAGGAAAAGUCACUUCACAAAUUGGAGUUGUUGUCCUUGAUAAACCAAGUCCACCUAACAGCAUUAAGGUGGAUGCUGUGACCUCAGACAGCAUCACACUGUCCUGGUCUCCACCAGACUAUGAUGGUGGCUGCUCCAUCAGUAACUAUAUUGUGGAGAAGCGAGACACAAACACACAAGAAUGGCAGAUGGUAGCAAGCAAUGUUGCCAGAACAUCUUUCAAGGCUGGCCGUCUGACACAUGGAGCAGAGUACCAAUUCCGUAUCUAUGCAGUUAACCGUUAUGGAAAGAGUACACAUCUGGAUUCACCUGGAAUUACCGCUCAGUACAACUUUAAACAACCUGGACCUCCUUCCACACCUAUAGUGAAGUUGGCCACCAAGUCUUACAUGUUGGUGACUUGGAAUGAGCCAGUCAAUGAUGGUGGUAGUCCUGUUCUGGGUUACCAUCUGGAGAGGAAGGAACGUGCUAGCAUUCUUUGGACAAAGAUGAACAGAGCAAUGAUAAAAGAUACUGAAUACAAAGUCGUUGGAAUUGAAGAGGGUAUGAUGUAUGAAUACCGUCUCUAUGCUGAAAAUAUUGCUGGCAUCGGUAAAUGCAGCAAAGCCUGUGAAGCUGUAGCAGCCAGAGAUCCAUGUGAUCCCCCAGGCACACCUGUAGUCACUGCUGUUACCAGAACAUCUGUCUCCUUGUCCUGGGGUAAACCAGAGUAUGAUGGUGGAGCCAAGGUUUCUGGCUACAUCAUCGAAUUCAGAGACCUUCCUGAAGGACGCUGGACAAGGUGCAACUUCACCAAUGUAGCUGAGACCCACUAUAAUGUGACAAGUCUUACAGAGAACAACCAGUAUGACUUCCGUGUUAUUGCAAAGAAUGCAGCAGGAUUGUUCAGUGAACCAUCUGACAAUACUGGCCCCAUCACUGUGAAAGAUGAUGUGGAUCCACCACGCAUCAUGAUGGAUGUCAAGUUCAGAGAGACUGUGAGUGUGAAAGCAGGAGAAACUCUGAAGAUUAAUGCUGACUUCGCUGGACGCCCUGCUCCUGUCAUUUCCUGGACCAAGGAUGGUAAGGAGAUCGAGCGCAGAGCCAGAAUCCAGAUUGUUUCAACAGAUACCAGCACCGCCGUCACUGUGAAGGAUUGCAUCAGAAGUGAUUCUGGACAGUAUGCUCUGACUCUACAGAAUAUUGCCGGAACAGUUACCAUCCCAAUUAACUGUGUGAUUCUGGAUAAGCCAGGGCCCUCUGCAGGACCUCUGCAAAUCACAGGUCUCACAGCUGAGGCUUGCACUCUGUCAUGGGGACCACCACAGGAGAUUGGUGGUGCUGACAUCACACAUUAUGUUGUUGAGAAGCGUGACACCAGCCGCUUGGCAUGGACACUAGUGAGAACAGGCAUUACAACAACAUACUUCAAGGUCAUAGGACUACUUAAGGGAGAUGAAUAUAUCUUCAGGGUUUUGGCUGUCAACAAGUUUGGAGUUGGUGAGGCCCUGGACAGUGAUGCUAUAAAAGUUACAGAUCCAUACACUUUUGCCACAGCUCCCACUAGUGUUGAUGUCACUGACCAAACUGGAGAGUCAAUGACCCUUACCUGGUGCAAGCCAGCCAGUGAUGGAGGCAGUCCCAUAACGGGAUAUGUGAUUGAGCGCCGUGAAAAGACAGGUAUGCAUUGGGUACGAGUGAACAGAGAUCCAGUUGUUGAAUGCACCACUCUAGCAACAAAACUACGCAAGGGUUGUGAGUAUGACUUCAGAGUCUAUGCUGAAAAUGCUGCUGGUCUUAGUCCUCCAAGUGAACCAUCUGCAUCAUUUAGAACAAUGGAUCCUCUGGUUGUUCCUUCUUGCCCAACUAAACCAAAGAUUGUCAAUUCAACUACAGACAGUGUUACCAUAGUCUGGAAACCACCCACAGAUGAUGGUGGUGCUCCUAUCCUUGGAUAUAGUGUGGAAUACAGAGACUACAUCUACAAACCAGAACCAGAAUGGGUGGAGGCUGUUCCUCUUACCAAGAGCUUGGAGUUCACAAUCAUUGGACUAAAGACAGAUGCAGAAUAUGAAUUCUGUGUCAAGGCAAUAAAUAAAGUUGGACACAGUGUACGUAGCACAUAUUCGGAUGCAGGUUUUGCCAUGGACAGAACUUCAGAACCAUCAUUUGAUGUUGACAUUGAGCUGCGCAAAGUACUUGUUGUCAAACAUGGCACAGCAUUUACACUCAAUGUACCAUUCAAGGGCAAACCUGUUCCAUCAGUGGCAUGGGCCAAAGAGGACAUUGAUCUAAAGGUUAGGGGAAUGAUUGAAUCGACAGAAUCCAGCACUAAACUGACAAUUGAUAAGUCAACUAGAAAUGAUUCUGGAGAAUAUUGCGUAACUAUUGAAUCACCUUUGGGAAAAGCAACAUUACCCAUGGUCGUCAAGGUGCUCGACUCUCCUGGACCCCCUGUCAAUGUUAAAGUUUCAGCUGUGACCAGGGAUUCUGCAACCCUUACUUGGGAAGCUCCUGAGAAUGAUGGUGGUGAUGCAAUGAAGGCUUACCACGUUGAAAAGCGUGAGGCCAGUAUGAAGGCCUGGGUGACUGUGACCAGCAACUGCCAUGCACUAACUUACAAGGUAGAAAACUUGCAGGAAGGAGCCAUGUAUUACUUCAGAGUCAUUGGAGAAAAUGAGCAAGGUGUGGGCGUCCCUCAAGAAGCCAAGAAUGCCACAAAGAUUACAGAGGUACCAAGUCCACCCAUGAAAUUUGGAGUUGCAAAUGUUACUAAGGACAGCGUUACAAUUGCCUGGACAAGACCAGAAUAUGAUGGUGGAAGCAGAGUCAAGGGUUAUGUUAUUGAUGCCAUUGAGAAGGGACAGACCAAAUGGGUGAAGUGUGCCACUGUGAGAACCACGAAUCACACCAUAAAGAGCCUGAGGGAGGGUGCAGAAUACUUCUUCAGAGUCCGCGCUGAGAACCAUGCUGGACUAAGUGAAGCAAAGGAGAUGAUUGUACCUGUUAUCGUCAAAGAAAUACACGAGGCUCCAGAGUUUGAUCUGAAGAACUACCCCAAGAAUACAGUUUAUGUGAGAGCAGGAUCCAACCUGACCUUUGAGAUUCCUCUCACUGGCAGGCCUAUGCCUAAAGUGACUAUGUCCAAGAAUAAUGUUGUCAUCAAGGGAUCCAAGAGGCUGCUGACUGAAGUAACACCAGACACCUUAAUCAUCACCCUGAAUGAAAGCAUGGCAAGCGAUGCCGGCAAAUAUGAAAUCACUGCCUCAAAUGCUGGAGGUACCGCCAAGAUCUUCAUUAUCUUCAUAGUACUAGACAGACCCGGACCUCCUACUGGACCAGUUGAGGUUGGAGAGGUUGGAGAGACCACAGUGUGCCUUAAAUGGGCUCCUCCAGAGUAUAUUGGCGGCAGUCCUGUAACCAACUAUAUUGUCCUAAAACGUGAAACUAGCACUCCUGCCUGGGCAGAGGUGUCCACUAGCGUUGCUAGAAACGCAAUUAAGGUGACUAAGCUGUCUAAGGGAGAGGAGUAUCAGUUCAGGAUAAAGGCUGAGAAUCGCAACGGCAUCAGUGGCCACAUUGACAGCAAGCCAAUCACAAUAAAGCUUCCAUACACCAUCCCUGGACCUCCAUCCACACCCUGGGUCACAUUUGUAUCUAGAGAGAGCCUAACGGUGUGCUGGAAUGAGCCGGUCACUGACGGUGGAAACCCUGUGUUUGGGUAUCAUCUCCAGAUGAAGGAAAGGAGCAGCAUCCUCUGGCAGAAAAUCAAUAAGACAGCAAUCCCAGGAAAUCAGUGGAGGGUCACCAACAUCUGCCCAGGACUCAUUUACGAGUUUAAGGUGGCAGCUGAAAAUGCUGCUGGUAUUGGAAAGAUUAGCAAGACAUCAGAGGAGGUGCUGGCUAUUGAUGCCUGUGAGCCCCCAGCAAAUGUUCAAGUCACAGAAGUCACCAAGAACUCAGUCAGCCUGGGCUGGCAGAGGCCUCCAUAUGAUGGUGGCAGCAAGAUUACCGGCUACAGCGUGGAAAGGAGGGAUGCUCCCGAUGGCAGAUGGGUGAAGGCCAACUUCACAAACAUCAUUGAAAUGGGCUUUACUGUAUCUGGACUGAACCAGGAUGAGUCUUAUGAGUUCAGAGUGUACGCCAAGAAUGCUGUUGGGUCUAUCAGCAACCCAUCUCUUAUUGCUGGCCCAGUCACCUGCGUUGAUGCAUGUGGUGCUCCAGCUAUUGACCUUCCUCCAGAGUAUCUGGAUGUGGUUCAGUACAAGGCUGGAGCUUCGCUUAAACUCGGAGUAGGAAUCAUUGCCAAGCCUCUGCCAAGUAUUGAGUGGCUCAAGGAUGGAAGGGAACUUCUGGUCACCUCAACCGUUAGUGUUGAAAGCACAACUGACACUUCUGCUGUCCUGAUCAAGGAUGCAGCUCGCAUUGACACGGGCUCAUAUGAUAUUAAGAUCAAGAAUGUUUUGGGCUCAGCAUCCGCAACCAUCCGGAUUGAAAUCCUUGAUAAACCUGGACCCCCAGCUGGCAACAUCAAUUUCGUCUCCAUUACAGCAGAAAAGAUGAUCUUUAACUGGGAGCCUGUGCCUGAAGGUGACCAGGGAGGUUCCAAGGUGACCCACUACAUUGUUGAGAAGCGCGAAACCAGCCGAGUGGUCUGGUCAACGGUUUCGGAGAGGCAUGAGCAGACCCACAUUGCUGUUAGCAAGUUAUUGCGAGGAAAUGAGUAUGUGUUCCGCGUCAGAGGUGUUAAUAAGUUUGGAGUUGGAGAGCCACUGGAGUCGGAGCCAGUCGUCGCUAAGAAUGCUUUUGUAACUCCCGGGCAGACUCGAACCCCCGAGGUGAACACCAUCACCAAGACCACCAUGGUGGUAGAAUGGGACAAACCAGGUGUAGAUGGAGGCAGCCCCGUUACAGGCUACUACCUUGAAAGACGUGACAAGAAGAGCUUGCGUUGGAUAAGAGUUUACAAAGACCCUGUUACUGACAUCAAACAGACUGUCUACCACCUGACAGAAGGAAGCGAGUAUCAAUAUCGUGUCUGUGCUAUUAACAAGGCCGGAGAAGGACCUUUCUCUGAAGCAUCAGACCUCUACAAGGCUGCCGAUCCUGUUGAUACACCAGAUGAGCCUUGCAAGCUGAAGGUGGUGGACUCCACCAAAACAUCCAUCACCUUGGGUUGGUCCAAGCCAGAAUGGGAUGGAGGCAGUGAAGUCAUCAGCUACAUGGUGGAGAAACUUAUUGAGGGAGAGGAAGAAUGGGUCAUGAUUACCUCCAAGGGAGAGGUGAAGACUACAGAGUACACAGUUCAUCAACUUAAGCCAGAUGUCAACUACUUCUUCAGAGUGUCUGCCGUCAACUGUGCCGGCCGUGGAGAGCCUCUUGAGAUGACGGAGCCUGUGCAGGCCAAAGAUAUUCUCGAGGAGGCCCAGAUUGACUCAGAUGUGGCCAUGAGAACUCACUACGUUGUGAAGGCUGGCAAGGAUGUGGAGCUGUCUGUUCCUCUGAAGGGCAGACCGGCUCCUUCUGCUUCCUGGAGCAAAGGAGAAGAAUGCAUUGACCACAACUCUCAGUAUGAGUUCCACCACUCAGACACUACUACAGUCCUUGUGAUGCGUGACGUGACCAGGAAUGACACUGGAAAGUACACAGUCAAGAUUGAGAAUGGUGUGGGAGAGCCUAAGACACUGACCCUGUCCAUGAAGGUCCAAGACACUCCAGCUCAGUGCAGGAACCUGGAACUGAAGGAAGUGACCCGUGGAAAGGUUACUCUCUGCUGGGAGGCUCCGCUCCUUGAUGGUGGUGCUGAAAUCACAAACUAUAUUGUUGAAAAGAGAGACUCCUCCAAGAGAUCCUACUCUGCAGUGACAAGCAAAUGCACAGAAACAACAUACACGAUAGAAGAUCUCUCAGAGAAGACAUCCUUCUUCUUCCGUGUAUUAGCUGAGAAUGAAAAUGGAGUCGGUGAUCCAUGUGAAACACAUGAGCCAGUGAAGGCUACAGAGACUCCAGGACCAGUCAAGGAGGUGUCUAUGAAGGAUUCAUCCAAGACCUCUGUCACUCUGCAGUGGCUGAAGCCUGAUUAUGAUGGUGGCAGCAUUAUCUCUGACUAUGUCAUUGAGAAGAAGAUAGAGAAGGAAGAGGAAUGGUCAGUGGGAGGAUCCAGCAGACAGUGUGAGUUUGAGGUCAAGAAACUCAAGGAGCACUCAAACAUGUUCUUCAGAGUUGCCGCCAGAAAUGAAAAGGGACAUGGCGACUUUGUUGAGAUUGGGCCUAUCAGGGUGGUUGACUACAUUAUCACACCUGAAGCAAGCCUUGCAGACUAUCCAAACGGCAGAAUCAAAGUUCGCCUUGGUCACAAUGUGCACAUUGAGCUGCCAUACAAAGGUAAACCCAGACCUGCAGUUAAGUGGUUGAAGGACAAUCUGCCUCUGAGGGAAAGUGACCAAAUCCGCUUCAAGAAGACAGAAAACAAAGCCACUCUAAUGAUCAAGAAUGUGAAGAAGGAGCACGAGGGUAAAUAUACUCUUACCCUCGACAACAUGGUCAACAGGAGAUCCUUCCACAUCCAUGUCGUAACACUUGGACCACCAUCAAAGCCUGUUGGACCUAUCAUCUUGGAUGAGGUGAGAGCUGAGAACAUCAUGAUCUCCUGGGAAGAACCCAAUGAUGAUGGUGGUGGAAAUAUCACCUGCUACUCCGUGGAGAAGCGUGACACCUCCCAAACUGACUGGAAGAUGGCAUGCUCCAGUGUAGAAGGAACUCAGUUCAGGGUGCCCAACCUGAUAAAGGGUCUCCAGUACCAAUUCAGAGUGUUUGCUGAGAACAGGUACGGUGUCAGUGAACCUUUGGUAUCACAGAUGGUAGUUGCCAAGCACCAGUUCAGGCCUCCAGGCCCACCAGGCAAACCUGUCGUGUACAAUGUCACCAACGAUGGCAUGACUAUCAGGUGGGAGCUGCCGCUCUAUGAUGGUGGUACCCCUGUCCAGGGCUAUCAUGUGGAGAAGAAGGAGAAGAACAGCAUCACAUGGCAAAAGGUGAAUACUAUGGUGGUCAAAGAAACAGAAUACAGGAUCUUGGAAUUGAUUGAAGGCCUCGAGUACUCCUUCAGAGUCUACGCCCAGAAUGAUGCUGGCUUCAGCAGAAUGAGUGAUGAAAGCAAGCCCACCAUGGCUGUCAGUCCUGUUGAUCCUCCCAGCCAGCCCGACUACACCGAUGUGACUAUUGAUUCAAUCAGUCUUAAAUGGGAUCCACCAAAACGUGAUGGAGGUAGCAAGAUUACUGGCUACACCAUUGAGAAACGCCAAGGACAUGGCCGCUGGUUCAAAGCCAACCUGACCGACGUGCACGACUGCCAAUACACCAUCAGUGGUUUGACAGUGAAUGAGCGCUAUGAGUUCAGAGUGACUGCCAGGAACGCCAUUGGUGUUGUCAGCCCUCCAUCCAACUCCUCUGGAUUGAUUGUGGUUAGAAGUGAGAAUGCUGCUCCUCAUAUUGAGUUUGGCCCAGAGUACUUCGAGGGUUUGACAGUCAAGGCAGGAGACAACAUCAGACUGAAGGUGACGAUUAAUGGACGCCCUGUUCCUAAGGUGGUCUGGCACAGAGAUGGUGUGUUGGUCACCAAAAAGAUGAUGGAUAUAAUCAACGUAGCUGGAUCCAGCACCUUGUUUGUGAGGGAUUCUGACCGUAGUCACCGUGGCCUCUACACUGUGGAGGCUACCAACGGGUCUGGAAGCAAGAAGGAGAACAUCCUUGUUCAAGUCCAAGACACGCCUGGGGAGCCAGUAGGACCCAUCACUUUCAGCAACAUCUCCGAGGGCAGGUGCACUCUGUCUUGGAGUCCACCUGAGAAUGACGGCUGCUCUGAGAUUUCACAUUACAUUGUUGAGAAGCGUGAGACUGCCAAGAUCUCCUGGGCUUUAGUGUCUGAUGAAUGUGAAGAGUGCACUUACGAUGCAACCAAGCUCAUCACGACCAAUGAGUACCAGUUCAGGGUCUCUGCCGUCAAUAUGUUUGGAGUUAGCAGACCUUUGGAAUCGAGCCCCAUCAUCGCACAGAUGCAAUACACUGUUGCUGAUGCUCCAGGUACUCCUGAUUCCACUGAGGUGACAGGAGAGAGCAUCACCCUGGCCUGGGCUCCUCCUAAAUCUGAUGGAGGAAACCCUAUUCAGUGCUAUAUUCUGGAGAAACGAGAGAAGAAGACUCUGCGGUUCUACAGAGUAAUUACCAAGAAGCCUAUCGUUGAGUGUGCUCACAAGGUACUAAAUCUGACCGAGGAUAUGGAAUAUGAGUUCCGUGUUAUGGCCGUGAACGACGCCGGUGUUGGAGCUCCCAGCAACGUAUCCCUUCCUAUCAAAGCUGCCGAAGAAAAGGAUAUCCCCUGUGCUCCAUCUGUGGUCUGUGUGUCAGACUCCACCAACACCUCCAUCAGUCUGGAAUGGUCCAAGCCUGCCGAUGACGGAGGCAUGGAGAUCCUGGGCUACAUCAUUGAGAUGAUGAAGGCUGACGAAACAGAAUGGAAGAGGGUAAAUGAGGAGUUGGUAGCAGAAACCAAUUAUACGGCUACUGGCCUUCAGACAGGAGCUGAGUAUAAGCUCCGUGUUGCAGCUGUCAAUCACAUGGGAAGAGGUGAGGACAUGGAGACUUCAGAGCUUGCUCAGGCUGUUGACAGGCAAACACCACCACAGGUGGAUAUUGAUGCCUCCUUCAAGCAGACACACAUUGUUAAGGCUGGAGGUUCAGUGUGCUUGGCUGUACAAUUCAGAGGAAAGCCUAUUCCCACCGCCACCUGGGUGAAGGAAGAAGGAGAGCUGGGUGUCAUGUCAGAGAUCAUAACUACAGAGGGCAGCAGUUCUCUCAUCAUUGAAAACUGUUCCAGAAAUGAUUCAGGCAAAUACACGGUUGACCUGGAGAAUGCCAGCGGCAGCAAAGCCAUUACAUUCAAUGUAAAGGUGAUGGACACUCCUGGAACUCCACAGAAUGUGGCCUUUAAGGAAGUGUCCAGAGGCUCAGUCACACUCAUUUGGGAGCCUCCCGUUAAUGACGGUGGAGCACGAAUCUAUCACUAUAUUGUCGAAAGGCGCGAAGCUAGCCGCCGCACUUGGCAGCAGUCUGGUAGCAACUGCACUCGGCAUAUCAUGAAGAUCCAGGACUUGCUGGAGGGAGUGCCAUACUUCUUCAGAGUCUCUGCAGAGAACCAGCAUGGUGUGGGUGAGGCUUUUGAGCUGACUGAGCCUGUCACUGCCACUGCAGAGCCAGCUGCUCCAAAGAGACUGGACAUCCUCGACACCACAGACAGCUCUGUGUCACUGGGCUGGCUCAAACCAGAACAUGACGGCGGUAGCCGCAUCCAGGGUUACACCAUAGAGGCUAGGCCAAAGGGUACAGACAAAUGGGUACUGAUUGGCAACACCAAGAAUCUCACCUACGACAUCGAAAAGCUCAACAAGGGUGACGAGUAUGACCUCCGUGUGAAGGCUAAGAAUGAAUCCGGCUUCAGCAAACCCAGGGAAACUCUGGCCCCUGUGCUCAUCAAAGAGCCUCACAUUGAACCUGCUGCUAACCUCAGCGAGAUCCCCGGACAGCUCAUUACAUGCAGGUCUGGCAGCACCUUCACCAUUGAUGUUCCCAUUAGUGGUAGACCAGCUCCUAAAGUCACCUGGAAGCUAGAGGAGAUGAGAUUGAAAAAUUCUGACAGAGUUACCAUCAAAGUAACAAAGCAUAGAGCCAGCAUCUCAGUCAAGGAGGCCAUGAGAGGCGAUGGUGGUAAAUACUACCUGACUCUGGAGAAUGUGACAGGAGCCAAGACCUUCACUAUUGAAGUUAAUGUCACUGGUAGACCCAGUCCUCCAGCUGGACCCAUUGAAAUCUCCUCCAUCACCUCUGAGUCCUGUGUCGUUACCUGGGAACCACCAGAGGACGACGGUGGCACUGUAAUUACCAACUACAUUGUGGAGAAGCGUGAGUCUGGCUCUACGGCCUGGCAGCUGAUCAACUCCAGCGUAAAGCGCACGUCUCUCCAUGUUUCUCAUCUGACCAAGUACAUGCAGUACACAUUCAGGGUCUCUGCCGAGAACAGGUUUGGUGUCAGCAAGCACACUGAGUCUGAGACUAUUGUUGCAGAGCAUCCUUUCACUCCUCCUGGACCACCAACAAAGCCUGUAGUCUUCAAUGUCACCGCCAACACAAUGACCCUGCAAUGGGAAGAGCCCUACAACGAUGGUGGCAGCAAGGUGACGGGUUACUGGAUUGAAAAGAAGGAGAGGAACAUCAUUCUGUGGGUGAGGGAGAACAAGAUCCCAUGCUUUGAGUGCUCCUACAAGGUGGAGGGCCUGGUUGAAGGUCUGGAGUACCAGUUCAGGAUUUAUGCCAUGAACAGUGCCGGGCUGAGCAAAGCCAGCGAGGCCUCCAAGGGAGCAGUGGCUGAAAACCCUGUUGAUCCACCAAGUAAGCCAGAAGUCACAAAUGUCACCAGAACCACCGUAUCCCUCAAAUGGUCAUCUCCACUGAACGAUGGUGGCAGCCCGAUCGUGGGAUACAUCAUUGAGCGUAAGCCAUACACUGUGACCGGUGAAGGCCGCUGGCUCAAGUGUAACUACACUAAUGUGACAGACACGUUCUACACUGUGACGGCCCUCGGAGAGGGAGAGCCCUACGAGUUCAGAGUCGUUGCCAAGAACGCCAACCAGGUGUUCAGCCUCCCCUCAGAGUCCACCGGCUCUGUGCAGUGCAAGAGUGAAUUUGAGCCGCCAAAGGCCCAGCUGGACAGCAAACUCAUGUCUGAAACUGUGAAGGUCAGAGCUGGUUCAGACCUGGUUCUGGAUGCUGCAGUGGGCGGCAGACCGGACCCCAAAGCUUCCUGGUCCAAAGGCAAAAAGGAGCUGGAGUUGUGUGAAAAGUACCACCUGCAGUACACGUCCACCAGGGCCAUGGCCGUCAUCAAGUUCUGUGACAGAGAUGACACUGGAAAGUACAUCCUGACGGUCCGGAACGUGAGUGGAACCAAGACCGCUGAAGUCAACGUCAAAGUGCUCGACACUCCUGGAGUUUGUGAAGGCAACAUCCAAAUCAGCAAGGUCACUGAAGAGUCGUGCACGCUGAGCUGGAAGCCUCCUCUGGAGGACGGUGGAGACGAGAUCUCCCACUACAUCGUGGAGAGGCGCGACACCAACAGGCUCAACUGGGUUAUCAUGCAUGCUGAAUGCAAGGAGCUGACCUGCGACAUCACACGGUUGUUCAAAAAUACAGAAUACCUGUUCAGAGUGAAGGGAGUCAACAAGUAUGGAGCUGGAGUCCACAUCCAGUCAGAGCCCAUGAUCGCCAGAAACACUUUCACUGUGCCGAGUCCUCCCGGUGCUCCAGAGAUCUUAGCAUCUGGAAAGGACUUUGCCACCAUUGAGUGGCUGAAGCCAGAGAGCGAUGGUGGCAGCCCAUUGAUCCACUACCUGGUGGAGAGGCGUGAGAGGAAGAGCGCCCGCUGGGUGAAGGUGAACAGGGACGGAGCUCACCUGGACACCACACUGAAGGUGUCUGAUUUGACUGAAGGCAACAUCUACCAGUUCAGAGUGACAGCCAUUAACAAGGCCGGAGAGAGUGAAGCCAGCGAGGUUUCUCUGUAUGUUGUCUGCAGAGUGCCGACAUGCACACCUGCUCCUCCUUCCAUUCCUCGUAUCACCGACACUCACUCUGAGAGCAUCAGCCUGGCCUGGAGCCGUCCUUUGGAGGAUGGAGGUGCUGACGUGAUGGGCUACAUUCUGGAGAUGCAGGAAGCUGGAGCAGAGGACUGGAAAAAGGCACAUGACAAGACCCUGCGGGCUGCAGAAUACGUGGUGACCGGACUCUCAGCGGGUAAGAAGUACUGCUUCAGAGUGGCCGCCAUCAACUUCAACGGCACGGGAGACUUCAGUGAACCGUCUGCUGAGACUGAACCAGUGGACAGAAUCGAAACUCCUGACUUUGAGCUCCAUGACGACCUGAAGAAGACCAUCUGCCUGCGUGCCGGCGGCUCCCUGCGCCUGUUUGUGAACGUCACCCGGUCGUCCCUGCUCCUGCCCAUCACAUGGAGCAAGCCUGGUGUUGACCUCCACAACCGAGGUUUCAUUGACAUCACCAACACAUCCACCACACUCAUCAUCGAUAAGGUCCACCGCUACGAUGCCGGCAAGUACACGCUGGUGGCUGAGAACUCUGCCGGGAAACAGGAAGUCAGCAUUCUGGUCAAGGUCUACGAUACUCCUGGACCAACUGGUCCAAUCAAGAUGAAGGAGCCUGACAAGGACUCUGCCACCAUCUCCUGGGAAGCUCCAGCUGUAGACGGCGGUGCUCCUGUCAACAAUUACAUCAUCGAGAGGCGUGAGGCCUCCAUGAGAGCCUACAAGACCGUCACCUCCAAGUGUAGCAAGACUUCUUUCAAGAUUGAAGACCUGUUUGAGGGCAUGCUGUACUACUUCAGAGUCCUCCCCGAAAACAUCUACGGUAUCGGUGAGCCCUGUGAGACUCCAGACCUCAUCCUGGUUUGUGAGGUUCCUCUGCCUCCACACAAGCUGGAGAUGAUCGAUGUCACCAAGAGCACCGUCACAUUGGGCUGGGAGAAGCCCCGACACGAUGGAGGCAGCAGGUUAACGGGCUACGUCAUCGAGGCCUGUAGAGUCGACACUGACAAGUGGAUGAAGGUGGCCACGCUGAAGACAACCGACUUCGAGCACACCAUCGAGAAGCUGAAUGAGAAGGAGCAGUACCUGUUCAGAAUCAGGGCCGUCAACAGCAGAGGUGCCAGCGAGCCAAAGGAACUUCUUACAGCCGUUACCGUACAAGUGACUGAUACUCACUUGGUUGUUAAGGGCCUGAAGGAGGGAACCGAGUACCACUUCAAGGUGACAGCUGAAAACUCCUUCGGUGUCAGUGCCUCUCUCAAGUCUGAGCAGCCACUGGUUCCUCACACUCCACUCUGUCCUCCUGAGCCUUCAAGCACCACACCAGAGAUCAUGGAUGUUACAAAGAGCUCUGUGGCGCUGGCCUGGUCCAGACCAAAGGACGAUGGUGGUUCUGCCAUCACUGGCUACUUCGUUGAGUAUAAGGAGGUGUCCAGUGAGACGUGGUCCCGCUACCAGACCAAGAUCACCUCCACCAUGUUUACUCUGCCUGGACUCACCCCUGACACAGACUACCAGUUCCGCAUCGUUGCUGUCAACGACAUUGGCGAGAGCGGGGCUGGUCCUGUGUCUGACCCAGUCACAUGCAAGGAUCCAUUCGACAAGCCAAGCCAACCAGGUGAGAUUGACACAGUUAAUGUCACACACAACUUCAUCACUAUCCGCUGGCAAGCUCCAGAGUGUGAUGGUGGAAAGGAGGUCCUAGGCUACUGGGUGGAGUACAGGAAGUCCACAGAGAGCACCUGGAAGAAGUCCAACAAGCAGAGGCUGAAGGAAAUGCAGUUCACCAUACCUGGAUUGUCUGAGGCCACCGAGUAUGAGUUCAGAGUGUUUGCCGAGAAUCAGACUGGAAUGAGCAGACCUCGUAGGACUGCCAUAUGCAUCAAGACCAAACUGAUCGUUGAAACAAAACCAAGCUUGAGAAAGGAAAUGGAUGAAGUAACUGCCAAGCUUGGACAGCCUGCCGUCAUGAAGUGCCAGAUUAUUGGCAGACCUGUUCCUGAAAUCAAGUGGUACCACAGCGGCAAGGAGAUUGUCGAGUCCCGCAAGUACGAGAUGAGCUCUGAUGGCCGCAACCACUCCCUUUCCAUCACGACUGACCAACAGGAGGAUGAGGGAGAGUACACCUGCAAGGCCAUUAAUGAUGCUGGAGAGGCUGAAUCCACAGGAAUCCUAGUAUUGGAGGCUGCUUCCUCUUUCCACCCCGACUACCCGCUGAAGGACACCUACUAUGCCGGCCUUGGAACUACCCUGCGUAUCCAUGCUGUCUAUAUUGGACGUCCUCAACCAAAGAUCAUGUGGCUCCACGGAGCAAAGACUCUGGAGAGCACAGAGGAUAUCAGCAUUGAGACCACAGAACACUACACUCACCUAGUCAUUAAAAACGUGCAGCGCAGAAUCCAUGGAGGCACAUACAGAAUCAGACUGCACAACCACUUUGGCAGGGCUGACACUGUGUUCAAGGUUGAAAUCUACGACAAACCCGAUAUACCUCAGGGCCCCAUUAUCCUGGACGCCCUCCUGAAGAACUCUGUCAUCAUCAGCUGGAAGCCUCCAAAGGACGACGGAGGCUGCAUGGUUACCAACUACAUCGUGGAGAAGCGCCAAGACAAGGAGGACGCUGAGUGGGAACUGGUGUCAUCAUCCAUUAAUGGCACAUCUUGCCGCGUGCCCAACCUAAUUGACAGUGCUGGAUACUUCUUCCGUGUGUAUGCCCAGAAUCGGUAUGGCAACAGCGAGCCACUGGAGCUCGCUUCACCUAUCCUUAUCAAGAGCCAGCUGGAAAAACCAUCACCACCUCUGUCACCAGUUGUUUCUGGAAUCACCAAGGACUCUUGUGUGCUUUCCUGGAGACCUCCACUCAGCGAUGGUGGCUCCAAGAUCAAGAGCUAUUGCCUUGAGAAGAAGCACAAGAAGGAUAAGAAGGAAUGGACAGAAUGGACUCCGGUGACCACAGAUGAGAUCAAACAGACGGUGUUCUCCGUCAAGCAUCUGACCGAGGGCAUUGAGUACAUCUUCCGAGUGAAGUGUGAGAACCUCGGAGGCCAAAGUGAUUACAGUGAGGAGACCGCUCCUAUGGUUCCAGCCACAGCCGUUGACAUCCGUGCUCCCGCCUUCAAGGAGGAGCUGAGGAACAUGAGCGUCAAGUACAAGAGCAAUGCUACCCUUGUCUGCAAGAUCACAGGACAGCCCAAGCCUGUGAUUAAAUGGUUCAGACGAGGAAAGGAGAUCCACUCUGAUGGAAAGAAGAUCAAGAUUCAAGAAUUCAAGGGAGGCUACCAUCAGCUGGUCAUCACUGAGGCUGAUGAUGAAGACUCCACUGUGUACCAGAUUAGGGCCACUAACCAGGGAGGCGCCAUCUGUGCUACAGUCUCUCUGGAUGUUGAAAUCCCUGCCAAGAUCAACCUGCCCAAGAACCUGAAGGACAAGGAAGCCAUCCCUGCCCUGCGUGGAGAAUUGGUCAACAUCAAGAUCCCUUUCACUGGCAAACCAGAUCCUGUCAUCACAUGGCAGAAGGGACAAGAUCUUAUUGACAGCAAUGGUCACUAUCAGGUCAUUGUCACCAGAUCAUUCACGUCUUUGGUGUUCGCCAACGGAGUGGAGAAGAAGGAUGCUGGUUUCUACGUCGUCUGUGCCAAGAACAGAUUCGGCAUUGAUCAACAGACAGUUGAACUGGAUGUGGCUGAUGUGCCUGAUCCUCCACGCGGUAUCAAGGCCAGCGAUAUCUCCAGAGACUCUGUCACACUUAACUGGGUGGCCCCAGCAAAUGAUGGUGGCAGCAAGGUGAUCAGUUACAUCAUUGAGAAGUGCCCCACUACUGCUGAGAGGUGGCAGCGUGUGGCCCAGUCACGUGACUGCCGCUACACUGUUAUCAAUCUAUUUGGAGGAACCAGCUAUCAGUUCAGAGUCAUCGCUGAGAAUAAGUUUGGACAGAGUGCUCCAUCUGAGACCAGCGGGCCUGUUAUGACCAAGGAGGAUAAAUCCAGAGUUCUGCUCUAUGACAGGGAGGUUGAUGAUAGUGACCAUGUCCCCAAGGGCAAGGCUCAACACUCUGAUGCAAAGAAUAUGCACAACAAAUAUGCAAUUGCAGAAGAAUUGGGCAGAGGGCAGUUUGGCAUUGUUCACCGCUGUGUUUCCAUUAGCUCUGAGAAGACCUACAUGGCUAAAUUCAUCAAGGUGAGAGGUUCCGAUCAAGCAAUAGUCAAGAAGGAAAUUGCAUCACUAAAUGUGGCCAAACACACUAACUUCCUCCUCCUCCAUGAAUCAUUUGAAAGCCCAGAGGAGCUAGUGAUGAUCUAUGACUUCAUCUCAGGUGUGGACAUCUUUGAGCGUCUCAACACAGCUGAGUUUGAACUUAAUGAGCGUGAGAUUGUUAAUUACUUGAGGCAGGUAUGCUCAGCUGUAGAGUUCUUGCAUGAUCAGAGCUACGGACACUUUGAUAUCAGGCCUGAGAACAUUGUGUACACAACUAGAACCAGCUCUAAUGUAAAGAUUAUUGAGUUGGGCCAGUCAAGACACAUGACUCCUGGAGACCAAAUCAAGAUUCAGUAUACCACUGCAGAGUACGCUGCUCCUGAGAUCCACCAGUGCGACAUGGUUAGCACUGUCACUGACAUGUGGCCUGUUGGCGUCCUUGCAUAUGUGCUCAUUAGUGGAUUUAAUCCAUUCACUGCUGAAACCAACCAACAGAUGAUUGACAACAUUUCCAAUGCAGUCUACAGCUAUGAUGAUGAAUGCUUCAAGCAGGUCAGUGUUGAGGCAUUAGACUUCACAGACCGCCUGAUGACAAAGGACCGUAGGCACCGUAUGACUGCUGCUGAGGCUCUGGCACAUCCUUGGCUGACCAAAUCCACAGAGGAGAUCAGCACCAGAGCAAUAAAUACUAGCAGGCAUAAGAGAUACUACCAGACCAUGGUGAGGAAGGAGUGGAACACCGUCAUCUCUGCAGCCCGUGUGGCCAGCGGCGGCUCCAUCAGAUCCCAGCGUGGCGUCUUUGUUGCCAAGGUGAAGAUUGCUCCAUUUGAACACGGUCCACUCGGUGGCCAGAUUAACCACGCAGUGGUGAAUGAAGGAGACAGUGUCAAAUUCGUCUGCAACAUUGAAAACUAUGACAGCGCCACUGAAGUGACAUGGUACUGUGGUGUCAGGCAGCUUGAAGCUGGUGACAAAUAUGAAAUUGAAUAUGAUGAAGGCCUGGCUGUAAUCAGCAUCAACAAGGUCACAAGAGCAGAUGACGGCACGUACAGGUGUAAGGUUGUGAAUGAGUAUGGUGAGGACAGUGCCUAUGCAGAGCUGUUUGUCAACGGUGUCAGAUCUUAUCGUGACUUCUUCACUGCUCGAGUGGUCAAGAGGACAAAGCGCAGAGUCGAUACUGCCAGAAUGCUUCAGAAGCCACCAGAGUUCACCCUUCCUCUGGUCAACCGUACAGCCUACAUUGGAGAGGAUAUCCGCUUUGGCGUCACUAUCACUGUUCACCCUGAGCCUCGUGUUACCUGGCUCAAGUCUGGACAGAAGCUCAUCCCUGGAUACGAUGAGAAAAAACACACCUUCAUCAGUGACAAGGGCCUGUACCAGCUGAUUAUACACAACCUUGAUGAUGAUGAUGAUGCUGAGUACAGUGUUGUGGCCCGCAACAGGUAUGGUGAUGACAGCUGUAAGGCUCGUCUUACCGUUGUUCCCCGACCUAAACCAGCAGACCUCACCCUGAGGCCCAUGUUCAAACGUCUGCUUGCAAAUGUUGAAUGCAGGGAGGGCCAGAACGUGCGCUUUGAAAUUAGAGUAUCUGGUCAUCCCGCACUCAAGUGGGAGAAAGAUGGCACUCCUAUAGCCUUUGGACCAUCUAUUGAGCUUGUCCAUGAGGGUCUGGAUUAUUACAUUCUCCACAUCAAAGAGACUCUCUGUGAAGAUUCAGGCGUCUACAGAGUAACUGCCACCAACUCCGCUGGAUCUGCCGGUUGCCAGGCCACGCUCAAAGUAGAGCCCUACACUCAUGUAAAGAAGGAGUAUGAACCCACUGAAAAGGAGAAGCAAAAAAUGGCCGGCAAGGAGAAACUGGAGAAAAAGGUGAGGCUGCAUCAGAUUAUGACUGGCACUGUUAUCAUGCCUCUACCACCCGCAGCAAUAGCAGCUGUCAGAGAAGCAGCAACCAUGUUCAAACCUGCUGUUACAACUAAGAAGGGUGAGAAGACUGAGGCAGAGAUACAGAAAGAACAGGAAGAGAGGAAGAAGCGGGCAGAAGAGAAGAGGCUGCGUAUGCCCUACAUCGUCCCUACUCCUCGUGUCAUUAACCCAGCUGUUCUUGAGGAGGAUGUGGAAAUAAAACACUUCAAGCCCCUCUCUGACAUGAAGUGGUAUAAGAAACUGCGGGAUCAGUAUGAGUUCCCUGAACCCAUGGAAAGAAUUAAGCAGAAGAGGAUGAAGCGUAUUCGCCUCUCCAGGUGGGAGCAGUUCUAUGAGGUGCCUGUCAGGAUCAAGGACCACUAUAAACCUAGGUGGCGCAUCUCAUCCAUGACUCAGGAUGAUUUGGAGACAGUGAGGCCUGCAAGGCAUCGCACUCCUUCCCCUGAGAUAGAGGCCUACCAUAGGAUCAGGAGGAGGUCUCUGGGUGACCUGUCAGAUGAGGAGCUGCUGCUGCCUGUGAAUGAGUAUCUGUCUAUGAAGAGAACUGAGGAGGAGAGGCUUCGUCUGGAGGAAGAGCUGGAGCUCGGCUACUCUGCAUCUCCGCCUAGCCUCAGCCCUGUUCGCUUUGAGUUGUCUGCUCUGCGUCCCUCAUCACCUGCAAGAGUCUACAGUGAUGAAGAAGAGGGAGAAGAGAUCCACAGAUAUGACUCCUACCGAAUCCCUUCUAAAUAUGAGGCUGGCCCAAGUUUCGUUGAGCUACGCGAGCGUCAUGACAAGACCACGUUCAAACCUCCAAGACAGAAGCGGAGAGUGUAUGAAGAAAGAGAAGAUCAGGAGCUGCUGCGCCCACACACUACUACUCAGAGAAUCUCCUCUUACAAGGGUGAACUCAAACGCAUGGAGUUUGAGGAGAAGACCCGAAUCUCAAGAAAGGAAAAAACUGUCUCUGUUGCAACAGUCUCGGAGGGUAUUGAAUCUGAGUACCUGACCACAAUUACUUCCAAAUUUAUUCCUAAACCAAUCAAGAAACUCCCAAUGCCAGAACCGGAGCGGAGGAGAUCUCCUACCCCAGAAAAGACUAUCAAAGCAGAAGUGGCCUUCCCUAAAGUUGACUAUAUGUCCAGGUAUGAGGAGAGGAAGCAGACUCUGAGAUCAGAGAGGAAGUCAAUGGAGAGGAAGGUGGAGGUAGUGACACAGGGUCCCUUUAGCCUUGACCAUGCCCCACGUAUAACCAUCAGGAUGAGAUCUCAUCGCGUUCCAUACGGCACCAACACAAGGUUCACUCUGAAUGUCCAGUCCAAACCUGAGUCUGAGGUGAAGUGGUACCACAAUGGAAAAGAGAUUCAUCAGAGCGGCAAAUACCACAUGAGCAACAUCAGUGGAGUUCUGACUCUCCAUAUCACCAACUGUGUGACUGAAGAUGCUGGCACUUACCGUGUGGUCUGCAGGAACGCCAAAGGAGAGACUUCUGACUAUGCCACAUUGGAUGUAACAGGAGAAGAAUAUGCUGCCUUCUCUUCAUUCCGUAAAGACGAGGAACCUCCAUCCUCCCAUCUACCACAGAUGACCAGAACAGAGGUGUAUCACGUCUCCUCCUCUAAGACAACAGUGAAGGAGACAGUGAGUGAAACAGUGAAAGAAACCACAACUGUUGUUGAGAAGCCAAGAGAGAAGCCUAGUGUCCCUGCAAAGAUCCUGACCAAACCAAUGUCCUUAAGUGUGGAGGAGGGAGACAUCGCCAGAUUUGAGUGUGAUGUAGAUGGAGAACCAGCACCUUCUAUAACCUGGCUGCAUGAAGGAACAGUUCUCGGUUCCUCUGUACGUCACCACAUCGUCUCUACUCUUUACAACUCCUCCUUUGAGAUCUCUGCUGUCGAGAUGUCCGAUGAAGGUAGCUACACCCUGCUUGUGGAAAAUGCUGGCGGCAAACAAGAAGCACAUUUCACUCUGACCAUCCGCAAGUCUGAGACCAAGGAGACAGUAGUUGCCCCUGCCAGAGUCAUCUCUCCUGAGGCCAAGUCCCCUGAACCGAUCAAAUCUCCUCAGAGAGUCAAGUCCCCUGAGCCCAUCAAGUCACCUCAGAGAAUCAAGUCUCCAGUCUCACCAAAGUCCCCAACACCAAAGUCCCCAACACCAAAGUCCCCCACUCCAAAGUCCCCCACUCCAAAGUCCCCCACGACAUCUGAGAAGGAACGAGUCACUUCUCCAAUCAGGUCACCAAAGAGAGUGAUGUCACCAACUCUUGAUAAGAAGCCGACCUUCUCCGUCAGGCUGAGUGACGUCACUGCAACCUCUGACUCUAUCGUCAAACUCUCAGUGAAGGUGACAGGAGAGCCCAAACCUGCAAUCUCCUGGAUGAAGGAUGGAAAGGCUCUGUCUGAAGGUGGGAAAUAUGAAAUCUUUGAAGAGUAUGGCUCUGCACAUCUUGAGAUCUAUGAAUCAGAGGUCUCUGAUUCUGGGGUGUACAAGUGCACAGCUACCAACAGUGCUGGAGCAGUGUCAACAACCUGCACAGUCACUGUGCGAGCCUCCAUAAGCUCCACAACCAAAGCUGAUAUCUCAGAGGAGGUCAUGAAAAAGGAAAUGGUCCAUGAGGAAGUCCUGUCCUCUGUGAAAGAGGUUACGUCCUCCCAUAGCCAGAUGUCCCUUACAGAGGGCCAGUCUCUGACUCUGAGGGCCAACAUCCCCGGGGCCUCCAACAUCAGGUGGAUCCUGAACGGGCUCGAAUUGGCCAACUCAGAUCAAUACAGAUACGGAGUGUCUGGACAUGAUCAGACCUUGACCAUCCGGUCGGUCAGCCAGUACGAGCAGGGGAUCCUCACAUGUCAGGCUCACACAGAGCACGGCCUGGUCAGGUGUCAGUUUGACACCACGAUCACAGCCGGGCCCUCGGAUGCACCUCACUUCCUGGUGCAGCCCAGGUCCCAGAAUGUGAAUGAAGGACAAAAUGUCAAAUUCACCUGUGAGAUUGCAGGAGAGCCAACCCCUGAAGUGGAGUGGUUUAAAAACAACAUGAUGAUAUCCGUCACAUCUGGCAUGAAAAUGAGCCGCUCUAAGAAUCAGUGCACUCUGGAGAUAAGUGAAGCCACGGUUGCAGACAGCGGGAAAUACACAAUAAAAGCAAAGAAUCAGUCCGGACAGUGCUCUGCAACAUCCUCCCUCAACGUCCUCACUCUUGUUGAAGAACCAACAAAAAUGGUUAUUGUGGAGCAAAGAGCUUCUACUGAUGCUGCUCAGAGUUUCUCAGCCUCGUCAGUUCACAUGGAGGCAGCUUCCAUGCAGGCCGGCAGUUACAGCAGCAGCGCCCGAUCCGCUGCUGCCGAGUAUUCGUUUGAGAGCAUGUCUGCAACUAGCAUGUCUGCCAUGAUGUCACAGUCAAUGGUUUCCAUGAGCUCCAGCAGCCAAAUGAUGGAAAUGUCUUCUGGCUCGCAUGUCGAGGCUGCCUCCUCAUUGAGGGCCCUCACCGCAGGGGGUAAAAGAGGCACUCCACCAAAGAUUGAAGCUCUUCCAGAGGAAGUCAGCGCCGAGCCGGGGAAGUCAUUGACGGUGGCAGGAAUGUUCUCUGGAGACCCGGCCCCCUCGGUGCAGUGGGUCCGCUUAGGUCGGACCCUCCCAAACGGGGACGAGAGGUACCACGUGGAGAACGGCGCUGAGCUCUCCACCCUCAUGAUCUCUGCAGUGAAGGAGGACGAUGCCGGAGCGUACACCCUCCGACUGUCCAACGAGCUCGGCUCCGACUCCGCAACCGUCAACGUUCACAUUCGGUCCAUGUAAAAAAACUACUAAUAAUUUAUAUCCCUGUUCCCCUCGUCCAGAACCUUUAUGUUUAGUGAAUAGCAACAAUAAUCUUGAUAUCUGGAUGUCUGUAUUGUAAAUAUGAACUAUUUUUGUACCAAUCUUGACAUUAAUUUAUGCCAAACUAGACUAAAGUCUAAAGUUGUUAUAAAAUGUGCCUUAUUGGACAAUUAUGACUUAGGAUUUUUGAACCACUUUUCUGUGACAUGUACAUAAUGUAUAUAGCCGACUUUAACGGUUAUGGGAAAUGUAUGCAUUGUUAUUUAUGACAAUAAUAUUAACAGAAACAAAAGAACAAAUGUUUUAACAGGAGAAAGUUUCACCUGGAACGAAUACCCUGUCAAACUGAGAAACUAAACUCUGUGCCUCAACACGACGUUGAAGUCUUAAGAUUGCCUCAACAGGUAGAGAGGCUCCCUGUUGACGUUACGAACCAGAAACAGAAAGACGAAGUUAAUGUUUGGACACGCGUCUGUGCGUGUGAUACUACAGUUUCCUAUGAAUUGUACCAUGAGUGUAAGACCCUGAGUGCUGUUUGCAUCACCCUCAUGUAAGCAGCACGAACGGCCUUGUGCUCAGACUGAAUGUGUCAUACCACCAUUUAAUGACCAGCUGGGGGCGCUAGCGGCCUGCGCGCUCAGCGUUUAGCUCAUUUAAUAAAGAGCGCUGUUUCUGGCACAGGACGGCUGGAUUGGCUUCUCAACACUUUAACAUCUUCUGGCCAAGAAUGAAGAGAAGUCAAAGCCGGCUCUGCUGUGCAGAAGCAGCGCCGGCUCCUGGAGGAAAGUUAGCAACGUGUUUUUGUGUUUGAGUGAAAAUGUUUUGUAGCUUUUAGUCAUUUCACUGUUUCAUCGGGGUCGUCUCACCGCAGUGAUUCAUCCGCUGGGAAAGAGAAGCAUUUAAGUUUUGCCCUUUGAUUUAAUGUUGAUGUAGAACUAUUUUCAUCCUCCUUGAGUUUUAUGCAUUUCUGAUUUAAUAAAGCAUGAUUUCAGCACUAAA
Molecule: messenger RNA, 96696 nt
Organism: Scomber scombrus (Atlantic mackerel)
Lineage: Eukaryota; Metazoa; Chordata; Actinopteri; Scombriformes; Scombridae
Gene: ttn.1
Product: titin, tandem duplicate 1
Biological process (GO): protein phosphorylation
Molecular function (GO): protein binding; protein kinase activity; ATP binding
Source: RefSeq, a predicted model, not a curated record